Pelobates cultripes (western spadefoot toad) is the source of this 90525-nucleotide messenger RNA. Lineage: Eukaryota; Metazoa; Chordata; Amphibia; Anura; Pelobatidae. The record is from the annotation of a GenBank genome assembly.
GCCACCUAUCUUUACACAAAUAGAAGAGAGAUCAGUGUGUGUAGACGUAUACAGAGGAGUAGGAGGUCUCACUGCACAGUGUGCACAGUGUAUGUGACUGCUCGGUCAGGACAUAACCAUGGCAGCAAUGUGUCUGAAGUGCUGGAUUUAAUGAGCUCCGAGGGUAAGAUCCGAGGAACAAUACAGACAGCUGGUUAAAGGAUCUUCACGGAAUGUAGAAAGAUUUAAGGUGGAUUCUCAAGAAAGAUCUUUCACCUGCCAGCUGUAGAAGUUUCCAUUCCGUCAGUAAGAAAGAGAGCACACAGCAAUGUCUGGUGAGUUAUAGCACAUGCACCUGUUGCUUUCAGAAGCACCUUUUCUUUUCGUUUUACGGCAGAUGUUGGGUGUUCUUCAUUAGUUGAUACUGUCUAGAAAUUAAUAUUGAAAAAAAUGGAGCUUCCAAAAAAUGAAGGAGAAAUAAGCGAUUGUGAAAAAGGGAUCUCUAACAAAAGGGUGUGCUGCUAUAAUUGAUUAAAUAACUGCGUUACAAGCAGUAUAGAAACUUUAUAGAUUGCCAAGAUUCUACCAUUGUUCUUUUCUCCUUAGUAGGCAAUAACGUAGCGCCUGACCUUCCGAUCUAUUUAGGGAUUUUUUUUCUUAGGUUUGUUACCUUCUGGAGAGUUUUCUACUGAUGCUGUGUUUAAUUUUUAUACACAUAGUAUCAACUUUACCUCCUAAUCCCCAGGGGCAUCUCCUGUCCAGAUAAUUAGCUUGUUUUUCGGCCCAUUUAACCCAUAAUUUAUCAUUUUUGCCUUAGAGUUUGAUUCACCAAGUAAUAUGAUGUAAAUGUGGUAUUUUUUCUACCAUAAAAAUAACGCAAUAAAGCAUUAUUGGCUAUUGUUUAUUGGUAUAUUUGGGUGGGCUCCCUUUAUCACUUGUCCUUCUCUACAUUUUAGUAAUUGUGAAACACAGAAACAUAGAAUGUGACGGCAGAUAAGAACCAUUCGGCCCAUCUAGUCUGCACAGGUGGUUCACAUAUACACAUGGUAAUAUGUUCAAUCAUAUAUAAGUUAAUAAUGGAUUUAUGCUUUUACACAUUUUUAACGUUAGGGAUUUUUUUUCCUAGUACUCCCAUCGUGAAGAACUAUUUUUUUUAUUUUAUUUUUUAUAUGAUGUUUUGUGUUAGAAAUAAAUAAUGAUCUGGAUUUGUUUUGCACCAUCACUGUACUCACAUCUAAAAAUCGUUACAGAUUACAGAGAAUUAUCAAAGAAUGUUAUUGACUAAACUCUGAAUUGUAGUGAAACAUAGAAACAUAGAAUGUGACGGCAGAUAAGAACCAUUUGGCCCAUCUAGUCUGCCCAAUUUUCUAAAUACUUUCAUUAGUCCCUAGUCUUAUCUUAUAGUUAGGAUAGCCUUAUGCCUAUCCCACGCAUGCUUAAACUCCUUUACUGUGUUAACCUCUACCACUUCAGCUGGAAGGCUAUUCCAUGCAUCCACUACCCUCUCAGUAAAGUAAUACUUCCUGAUAUUAUUUUUAAACCUUUGUCCCUAGUGGACUGCUAUCAAAACAUAUGCAAAAAGCUGAUUUCCAAUUCCAAAAAAGCUACACAUUUUAUUUAUAGCUACAAGCCAUAUUUACCAAAAAAGUUUAAAAUUCUAUUACAAUUUGUAUUGCAUAGAAAUAUUUGCCCUGUGUUUAAAAAGGCACUAUUUUAGAGUAAUGAUUUUGGUGUGAGACUAUAAUUAUUUGAGAUUGCACAGUUCUAAUGCAGAGCUCUUGAUACCAUCAGGGUUAUUCAAUGAACUAGGAACGGACUAUAGAUUGUUAAUUGUAACUAAUUAUAGCGGGGUUGAAUAAUUUUCUAAAUUAGCCUUAUUUUGUUUUUACAUUUGCAAUUCAUUGAUUAAUUUUGGAUAAUUAUGGUUUAUUGAAAAACCUUUGGGGAAUUAUAAACAAGCAGUGACAAUAAGUCAGCUGGAUUGUUUACCAGCUGUGCUGUUUUAGUCUCCGUUUCCAAUAUAUUACAAUUCACUGUUUGGUAUUUAAAAAAAAAAUAUAUACUCUUCCAUUAUCAGAAUUAUCCACUGAAGUCCUAACUGCAAAAUCUAAACAGUUUUUCAUACCAAUUAACAGUGUCUGAAUUUUACAAUCCUGGCUCUAGAUGACCCGUAAUUUUGUCUGGAUUUCAACCUGUCCGGGUGUGACCUAAUAGCUCGAAUCAGGAACUAAAUAUGGGUCUGGAUUGUAAAAUCCAAAGUAGUUGCCUAGCAGCCAGCAGGCAAAUAAUUAAAUACCCCCUGACACAUAAGUGUUUGUUAGUUGGCCAACUCUUUCUAGCCAGAUAUUUAAAGAAAAAAGUAAAAAUUAAUGAAUAAUGCAAGCAUAUGAGGGUCAGUAGUAUGAGGGUCAUAUAACUAAGUGGAGUAUAUAAUUUCUCCCUUAUUCCCCCAUCCAUCAUGGGGUUAUAUCUAAACAGUAGGUCAUCAGCAGCUGCACAAUCAUGAAUACUCCAUCGCCUGGGUUAUGGGAUUGGGUGUUUACAUAACACAUAAUAAGAGUAAAUAGGGAUCUUUGGUCCCUCUUUACACCCCACUGCCUAGCAGUUAGGUGUUGAAAAUUAGGGAUUGGGCAACUAUUGGUGUCCAUUUGCUUAAGUCCUUAUCCAAUUUAGCUGUGGGAUGGGGGUUGUAGUGAAUUUGGGGAAAAAUUCCAAUAAUUUCCUUGGCACUAUUCAUAGGUAUUAGAUGGGAGAUAAAUUAUUAUAGCAGGGAACAUGCCACCUGUCCCAACGAGGGGGCACACCAGUUGUUCCCCCACGCUUCCACCGAAGGACACUGGACUGAAGGUAAUAAAAUGAUAAUAAGGUGUUGACAUGUUGCUUAUCCCCCUUCUCUACCCCAACACAUGGUCAAUGGGUUGGAGCUAAAUAGUAAUAGAGAAGUGGACAUUGCAGUCAAUCCCCCAUGUACAUUGUGUUGUGGGUAUUAAUAAAGUAAAGGAAGUGACAUGCCAGUGUCCAGCCCUCUAGUCUCUGGGUUCUGCCUUCAAUAACUCUCCUUGGGUAGCUGGGGUCCCCAAGACCCUAGCUACCUCCUUACCCCUAGAUGCUUGCAUGUCUGUUCCCCCAUACUAGUUAUACUGAGGGGUCCAAUAAAUCUAAUACACUUUAAAAAAUGUGGCCCCAAAAUGGCCAAAUAAUAGACAAAGCAGCUAUUAAAACAAACAUUGAUGCACAAAUUUAAAUCAGUGUGAGCUCCACUUUGAGGGCUCCACUCCAACUAAACAUGCAAGAUGGGAAAGGACUUCAUAAAGGCCUUCCCAUGCUUUAUGAGCCAGCUAGACUGCUGUGAUUGACAGCUUAGAAACCAACUAAUCGCAUCGCUCUGGUGGGCAAGUCUCGCCUCAUAAUGUCGAUCUAUCUAGAGGCAUUUUGACAUGUAUCCUGUGACACUUUUAUAGUUUCUGUUCUGACAGAAUUCUUUACCGAGACCAUGUCUUCUUUAAGUUUGAGUUACUGGUUACAAAUUAAAAUGAAAUCCAUCAUGGUAUACCAUUUGCAAUCAACACCACAGGGAAUUUGACGUAAUGUUAGUUUGAGUGGAACUACGAGGCCAUUUAAUCACCAAUUUUGAAAUGAAAAUUAUCUGUUUGAAACCUUGAUGCUGUGUCAGGGGCAUGAGGCUGUGUCAGAUGCCAAGAUAUAUAUCUGUAAAAUACCUUGUCAUGACAGUAAAAACUAUUUUAUUCUAAGAACUUAAAAGAACAUUAUUCUGUACUCUGCCCUUGGGUUUUUACGUCCAAGAUGCAUUACCUUGCACUUAUCCACAUUAAAUGUCAGUUGCCACGACAAUUCAUAUCUGAGGUCUACCAGGUGCUGCUCCUUCUCAGACAGAGACUGAGCUCACUGGCUGAGAGCAGUCUGGUUUAGUUCUCAGUCAAUGAACUUGACUUCAACUUCAGAGCUCUCACCGUGCCAUCCAGACUGCCAGGCGUAGUCGCCCCAGAAGUGCCCAACAGGGGAUUUGAACAUGGGGGCCUUCUGCAUCCUAAGCCUAAGUUCCUGUCUCCUGAGUCACUUCUGAACUUUGGUUCUAACCUUAUUUUCCUGGCAUUGCCUGCAGCACUAUUAUUAUUAUUAUUAUUAUUAUUAUGAUAUUUAUAGAGCGCCGUCAAAUUCCGCAGCGCUUUACAAUGGGUGGACGAACAGACAUGUAGUUGUAACCAGACAAGUUGGACACACAGGAACUAGGGGGCUGGACAUCACCAGUGGCUCCUACCUGUCCAUCUAAGUUCACCUGAGGCAGUUCACUCAUUAGCUGGGCAUAAAACACUGCCCCUCUCUGAGAACGUGGUCAGUUUGUUGUUUCUUGUAUCCUGUUUCCUAAGACUGACUUGGCUUGUGACCCUUUCUGUUUGGGUUAUUCGUUAUUGCCUGUUCACUGCCUGCCCUGACUUUUGGAACCGUGUCUAAAUACUUUACUGGAUUUGCCCUUGUCUGUUUCCACGUACCUAGGUACUGUUCCUGCCUAAGCCCCCGUGCACAGGUUCACAGUCCUGGAGCUUUCUAACCUUAUCACCUUGGGCUAUGUAUAUCUGCAAGGGUGAGCACAAAUCUCUGCUCACCGGACUCCCAACUAAGGUAAGCCGUGACAUAACGAACUGACCAUCAUGGAGUCCGCAGACAUGUGUAAGCUGCUUACCCAGCAAGUGUCCAGCCUGGCCCAGACUGUUUAGGAGCUACAGCGAGAUGUUCAAUUUCUUAAAGGAAUAGUAUGCCCAGCCCCUGAACCUGCCUAUCCUAAACCGUUCGUCAUUAUGCCUGAGAAAUUUGAUGGUAGCCGUACAUCCUUCCAGCACUUUAAGGUGGACUGCGAAUUGUUGUUUUCCUUGAAGCCUCGGACUUAUGCUACCACCUUCAUAAUGAUCAGAGCGGAAAUGCUAUCAACCUCCUGUCUGGAUGGAUCAUAACAUGGGCACACCAGAUGUUGCAGGCUAAGAGUCCUGUCCUUGACAGUUGGGAUUCCUUCAUGACUGCUAUGGACUCAAAGUGCAAGACCUCUAGGAAGACCGCUGUGCCAAAGCCUGCUCCACGUCCCAGAUUCCUAGAACCAGGGAUAAUCAGUACCAAAACUACUCCCCUGUGUUUCCUCCUUAUGAUCUGGUUCCUAGGAAGACUCCAGAGGUAUCCUAUGUUCCUCUUGACUCUGAGGAACCUAUGGAAAUAGGACUAGUCCAGCUCAAAGUCACUCAUGAAGAAAGAGACCGGAGGAGAAGCCAUGGUCUUUGUUUUUACUGUGGGAAAGGGGUCACUUCAUCUCUCAUUGCCCUGUUUGCCUAACUAGGCCUCCAGUUCUCCGAUUGGCUACCACCUUUCUUUGUCCUAUGAGCUCUGCAUGCCAGCCUGUAAAACCUCAAAUACGCCGACAUGCCUGUCUGUGCUUAGCCUCCCUGAGAAAUUCUCCAUGUCUUUCUCCAGAGAUGUCUGCACCAUCUCCUGAAAACACUCAUGUUAAAACCGGUACCAUCACCACUUCCUGCCUGCUCAAAGAUCUACCUUCGGAUUGUACCUAUGCCUCUAAUGGUACUAAAGUCCGCAUAAAGGAUUUGGAAACGUUUGAAAAGGUGUUGCAAGACACAAACUCCAUUCCUGUUGAUGUACGUAAGGAGAAAAGUUCAGAGGAUGUGCAUCUACCUUUUGGCACCUCUGGUGUAGGACUAAGUAAUCUGCCUUGACAUGGCAGGUGAGCUUACACUUUUUAUGACUAUUAUAGAAGUAGCAAAAACCUUUAUUUAAUAGUGUGCAUUGCAGGCAGGUAAUAUGUUUGGUUUUGCUUUGUUAGGGCUGAAUACUAGAGCCAUUGCUGCCACCCAUGAGAAGUGGAAGUUUGAGCAUCGGGUUAUGUCUGGUUUUAUCAUUUAUGGUUUUUUGUAUGGAUACUCCAUUCAUGGGUUCUCCAACUUGACUGUUGUGAUAAGGUGAAUGGGGUGGUCUGUGAGGGAGUUUAUAUUUCAUCUACAUUGUUCAGAGAGGCAUAUGAUCUUUAACCCCAGGGGGAAUGUAUGUAUGUAUGUGACUUAAAUGCAUAUUUAGUUAUGGCCCCCUGGGGUGGAGCAUUUGGAGAGAAGGGUGGGCCAGUGCUCCACUCCACUAUUUACUGUUUUCUCUUGGGAGACUAGGUCCAGACCAGGCUUUGGACUGUCUCCAACCCACUGCUCAGCUGCAGGUAAUCAGCUGCAGCAGUGGGAAUAAACCCCUCCCUGCUAGACAGGUGGGGAGAAUGUUUGUUUAUUUCUCUCCUGAAGGGCUGGAAGCAGCAGGCUGUCUAAAACACUGGAAUGCUGAGAGCUGACAAAGACGCUAGGUUGGUGAAACCACUUCUUGUUUUGUUCUAGAUUAAACCCUUGAGAGAGAGAGGGAACUUGAUGUCAGUUAGUGCUCAGACCGAGCUAGGUUUUUGUUUAUAGGAUUUUGUUACAUUUUUGUUUUCAUUUGCUGCUGUAGCUGUGGUGGAGUUUGACAAUAAAACUGCCUGAAUUAUAUGCAAACCAAAGGACUGUGCCUGUUGUUUACCCUAGAGGACCGUGCUACCUGCAGACAAGGAUGACAUGUGUAGAAUAAGGGAAUUUACAGAAGAAGCUCUUCCGUUUACCACUACUCUCUAAACCAGUGGUAGUCAACCUUUUUCUACCUACCGCCCACUAAUGCAUCUUUCUUGAUGGAAAAAUUUCCUUACCGCCCACCAGUUUUCGCGCAAGUGCAGAAUAUUUUUUAGAAAGGAGGGUGUUUUAAAAAAAAUAAAUAAAUGUACUGCGUACAUUUUUUUUUUUUUAUUUCUACUUAAUGCAUGUUUAUAAUGUUUUUAACUUUAUAAAGUUUAAUGAGAAAACAAGAAAGUAAAUUGAAAUUACCUUUACUAGUGAUUAAUGAGAUCCUUGAGGUUGAUGCUGCGAGACUAAAUAUUUGAUAUCUGGUUUGAUUUUCGUAAGGAACAAACGAAGGUCUCCUCUUUCGGUGAUAUUCAGACGACUUCUCUGUUUGCGCAUAAUUUGAUUUCUCAUCUAUGCAUCAGCUCCCCUCUUCUCCCUCCUCAAUUCCCUUCCCCACCUUUUUUUUUUUUUUUCCUUUUUUCUUUUUUUUAACCUUCCUUAUAGCAAUACAUACAAACAGGCACACACAUACAUACAGACACACACACACACACACACACGACACAGACACACACACACACACAUACACACACACAUACAGACAGACACAAGACACACAUACAUACAAAGACACAUACACACACAACACAUACAUACAAAAACAAGACACACAUACAUACAGACAGACACACACACACACACACACAAUAUAUACAUACAAAGACACACACAUACACACAAAGACACAUACAUAAGACACACAUAUAUACAAAGACACAGACACAUACACAUACAUACAGACAGACACACACAAGACAUACAGUUGCAAGAAAAAGUAUGUGAACCCUUUGGAAUGAUAUGGAUUUCUGCACAAAUUGGUCAUAAAAUGUGAUCUGAUCAUCAUCUAAGUCACAACAAUAGACAAUCACUGUCUGCUUAAACUAAUAACACACAAAGAAUGAAAUGUUGCCAUGUUUUUAUUGAACACACCAUGUAAACAUUCACCGUGCAGGUGGAAAAAGUAUGUGAACCCCUAGACUAAUUACAUAUCCAAGAGCUAAUUGGAGUGAGAUGUCAGCCAACUGGAGUCCAAUCAAUGAGAUGAGAUUGUAGGUGUUGAUUACAGCUGCCCUGCCCUAUAAAAAAGACACACCAGUUCUGGGUUUGCUUUUCACAAGAAGCAUUGCCUGAUGUGAAUGAUGCCUCGCACAAAAGAGCUCUCAGAAGACCUACGAUUAAGAAUUGUUGACUUGCAUAAAGCUGGUAAGGGUUAUAAAAGUAUCUCCAAAAGCCUUGCUGUUCAUCAGUCCACGGUAAGACAAAUUGUCUAUAAAUGGAGAAAGUUCAGCACUGCUGCUACUCUCCCUAGGAAUGGCCAUCCUGUAAAGAUGACUGCAAGAGCACAGCGCAGACUGCUCAAUGAGGUGAAGAAGAAUCCUAGAGUGUCAGCUAAAGACUUACAAAAGUCACUGGCAAAUGCUAACAUCCCUGUUAGCGAAUCUACAAUACGUAAAACACUAAACAAGAAUGGAUUUCAUGGGAGGAUACCACAGAGGAAGCCACUGCUGUCCAAACAAAACAUUGCUGCACAUUUACAGUUUGCACAAGAGCACCUGGAUGUUCCACAGCAGUACUAGCAAAAUAUUCUGUGGACAGAUGGAACCAAAGUUGAGUUGUUUGGAAGAAACACACAACACUAUGUGUGGCAAAAAAAGGCAAAGCACACCAACAUCAAAACCUCAUCCCAACUGUGGUUUGGGGCUGGUUUGGGGCUGCUUUGCUGCGUCAUGGCCUGGACGGAUUGCUAUCAUCAAAGGAAAAAUGAAUUCCCAAGUUUAUCAAGACAUUUUGCAGGAGAACUUAAGGCCAUCUGUCUACCAGAGAGAUACUAAUUCUUUUCCCACUGUGGGGAUGAGCAAACGAGUUUGCCGGAAUCAUAUGGCUACAGGUCACACAGCCACUGCAUCUAUAGCAUCCUGGUUUCUUGUACGUUGUAUUUUUCUUAUAACACUGGAUAGGAUCACUACUGAUCAAAAUGUCUCUUAAAUUUCUGUUCCUUUUGUAACUAAUAAUUGGAUUUUUGCAAAACAUUGAAGACAGAUGUUUAUCUGAGCCUAAUAUAGCCCAGUGUCUAUCGAUUGCUUUCCGUAUGGACUCAAUGACUACAAUACAUACUCGAUGUAUACAACCUUGGUAUAAGGUUGUAUUGUAUUUGGCAUAGUAAUAUUGACUGGAUGUGUCAUCCACAGCUAAGAUCUAUUUGUCUUUAUAUAACAGAUCCAUUGUGGGUGGGCACUUAUGAGUAAGUAGGCACUUAUGAUAUCGUGUGCCAUGUUAUUCUCAUGGAAUUGUACUAGGCACCCUAAGUGCCUUAUUCCCACAGGGACGAUCUUUUUAUACCCUAUAGGUAGCCUCCCUAGAAUAGGCAUUUUUAUAUACUCAGAUCCCUGUUACACAUCACUGCUGGGAUCACAUGGGUCACAUGAUCGCUUCCGGGUUUCAGACAGCUGGCGGUGUUUCCUCUUUCCUACACACCUGUUGGUAAGUUAUUAACAUUUAUUUUUUGUAUAUAUACUUACCUCAUUCACUGUUUAUUUGAUCUUGAAGAAGACCCUGUGAGGGUCGAAAUGUCGAUUGCUUAAGAUUUGCACAUGUAAUUUGCACUAAAGAAUAAAUUAGAUUUUGGAUGUGACCUGUGAGUGCUCCUUAUAUAUUGAUUUUUUUGCUAUAUGGUAAACGCUGAGGAUUGCACCCAGGCAAGGAUUGAUUAUUUUUGGAAACAGUAAGGGUGAGUGCCAAGGUUAUAUAUAUAUAUAUAUAUAUAUAUAUAUAUAUAUAUAUAUAUAUAUAUAUAUAUAUAUAUAUAUAUGUAUGUAUAUAUAUAUAUAUAUAUGUAUGUAUAUAUAUAUAUAUAUAUAUAUGUAUGUAUAUAUAUAUAUAUGUAUAUAUAUAUAUAUAUAUGUAUGUAUAUAUAUGUAUAUGUGUGUGUGUAUAUAUAUAUAUUUAUUUUAUUUUAAAACGUUUAAUUUUUUUUUUUUAAUACUUCCCACCAGCAGGGGGCCUGUCUGACAUUUCUGACAUAGCACGCCCGCCAUCCUUAAGGGGUUAAAGGCUAAAGUUCUACACCUCUGAUAUAUAGUCUUCUAUAUAAUCUACUAACCUGAAAUUGACUUCACAUAUUGAUUAUUAUGAUUUAUUUCACUGAUCAAACUCUUUUCUGAAAGAAAAGUGAGUACUUGACUGACUUGCUUUCAUCUGACAGCAUUGAUUAACUAUGAGAAAAAUGGGUUGUUGUGGAUGGACAUUCAUACAGUGCAUUCACUGUUAAUUAAUAACCUGUCAAUGUCUCUUUCUUCUUAUUACUUAAAGCGGCACUGUCACCCUCCCCCCCCCCAAAAAUGAACAUUUUAUAAAGAUAGAAUCUUUAUGAAUUAUUUACAUUGACUGCGUUGAAAUUUUACUGAGACAAAAUACUGAGUGAUACAGCUACCACAGUCAAGCUGUAUCACUUCUCCCAGCCGUUACUAGUGACAGGUGUAGGUGUCCCGUGUGGCGGUCCAGAGACCGGGACCCAGUAUGCCUGAAGAUGGUAGGAGUUACAGUGUGUAAAUGAACAGUCAAGGUCCGGUGCAGGGUAACCACACAUCCCCUGGUGUUGAGCACCAGGGUUUGUGUGGUCACAUACCAGGACCCUGAAGCAGCUACUAUGGAUCCCAGGAGCUUGAUAAUAUGCAGAUAUGUAUCUAGUACUAAAAAUAAGACAAGACUAGAAUAGGCACCAAACAAAGUAACAAGGAAAGACUAGAAGAAACCAUAACCGGAGCAGGACCAAAAGCAGAACCCAGAAAUGUACACAAGCCAUGAGGGAAACAACAACAGGACAUGGACAAGGCAGGACAGAACUGUACAUGAACUGGGAAUGCAAGACAAAAUAAAACAAGAGAAGAGAUACAAGGAAAAACAAGAGGAGAAAUAACUAAGUACUAUAUAUGCAAUAAACAUUGGAGAUUUAGACAUACAUAAAUGUCCAAGAUGUAUGCAGUCCACCACUGCGCCAAAGUACUCCAAUUAAGGUGGGUCCUAACUGCCUAGUUAUGCAUGACCAAAAGUACAAUAAUAACAGACACAGUACUUACCUGCAAGGAAAGCAGCAGAAGAAUGAGACCACUGCUAGCAGGAAUACUGAAACAAAAGGAUAAAUGGCAAAGGAAUGGGUGUAGCAACAAAAAAAAAAAACACUUAAGGGAUUCCAGGAGACUGGGAUUUCAAGGAAACGGGAUAAAGGAAUGAACCCAGAAAACUCAGCAAAAAGAAAACCAGGCAUAGAACAGAGAACCAGAAAAAAACAAGAAAAACUAAAUAAGAAUUGUAAAAAGAGUUCUGGAUACCAGAAGCCAUGGCCAGAAAUGAUCCACAAACAGGAACAGGCUAUGACAGUAGGGAAAGUAAGUGAGAAUACAGCACUGAUAUUAACUCUUGGCAUCGUUAGCUCUAUGAGCUGAAGAGGUGCAGCAGACAGAAGAUGGUGGUGCCCGUAAGGGACAGGUUCAGGUUCACGGCCACCAGACCCGCAGUGGCUAUGUCACCGUCAGGGGUCUCUGCAAAUUAUGCAUAGACCUCCAGACGGUGACAAUUCAACUUUAACUAAUGUCAAUAAAUUAGAGAUGUUUACAUAAUAUUAUAUAUGGGGAACGUUUUUGUUUUUAGCAAAUCAGUACAUUUAUACUUAGUAAAAUCAUUCGAAAAUAUUUUUUGGGGAUCCUAGGAACAUACAGUUGAUAUUUGAAAUGUGGAUUUUCAGUUUUCGUUUGGAUUCAACCAAUCUCAGGUAGUGUAUACAUUGAGAUUUACAAGUUUAUUUACUAAAGUGAGAAUUUAAAGUGAAUUCAAAAUAAAUUUCAAAUUUAAGGCUAAAAUAGCUGAACUGAAAACAUAGCUGACUUGUUCCUGUUUGGCUAUUAUGACCUUAGAUUUGAAAUUCAAUUUCAUUUCACUAAUUUUCAAUUCAGUAAAUAGUAUGCCAUUAAACUGGUUGAUAAUAAAAAAAACAGAUCCAGGAUUUGUAACUUUCCUGGUGACAGCUGCCCUUUCCCUUGUCUCAAUAAAUGCAAUUGAAUGGUUUAAUUUGGUGAGAAGUGCAGUAAAUUAAAAUUUAAAAGUACCUAUUUAUACAACAUUUUCAUGUGUAGAUGCUUCCACCUUCCUAUGAUGCUCCGAGAUCUCAUACAUACUUGAGUAGAGUGCUUUGCCAGCAGUGUGCUCAUGGCCAUUCUUUCCACAAUGCUUAAUCUGCAAACAAUGUUCAUGCUCCACAUUCCCAGUGUCACGGUUCCGGAACCAGACACAAGGACAGAUCACGAGAGGAACAAUUGCAAUAACGGUCCUUAGAGUGGCCGGGCUAUGCAAAAGGAGAAAGGUCAGUGUACAAGCCAAAGUCAAAGGAGUAUAGAGAUACGGAGCAACGAUAAGACAAGCCGAGGUCAAGGAUCAGAGAAGACAGAGUGAACGAGAGAUAAAGCCAAAAUUCAGUAACCAACGAUCAGACAGCGUAAACGGGCAGAAGACAGAAAACCACAACAGGGCAACAAGGCACAGAGUAGAUAAGUUUAAAUAUGCUUAGGGUUAUUCUGAUUGGCUAGUUUCCAAUUAGAGUUAAUUAUAACACGUGGCAGGUAUUCGAACCUUCCACGUUGAUCCCUGACGUCAUUGAUGUGUGCUGAGUCAGGUGACUGACUCAGGGGCAUAUUUAUGCACGCUGCACGCUCGUGUGCAGCAUUAGAAAUAAUGCCGGCGGGACCUGAGGUAACUGAGGCAGCUGUGAGCAGGCACUAGAAGCCGCCUUGAGCGGUGAGCGGGUAAGUGAAGCCGCCUUGAGAGGCACGCCUGCAGGGGGCCUGAAAAUGCACAUUCCACAAGCACUAUACAAAUUAAAGGAACACUGAAGUGUCAAGAAUGCAAACAGGUCUUCCUUACACUAUAGUUCUAAAACAACUGCUUAGGGGUCCAGCCCACCUUGCCCCUUGUUAAAAAGGUUAUUUUAAUCCAAUUAUUUUAAGCACUGGUCUCGUCGUGGCUGGCUCCACCCUGUCCCUUUGGCUGAGAUUGUCAAAUUUGAUGAUCCCAGCCAGUCCAAUACUUUCCCAUAGGAAAGCAUGCAGAGGCUUUUGCACAUGCGCGUCAAAACACCGCACUGCGCCAAUUGGCAUUUUCCCUUAGAGAUGCAUUGAAUCAAUGCAUCUCUGUGGGGAAUGUUCAACAUCUGCAUGCAGAGUGUGGAGACGCUGAAUGCCCUCUAGAGGCUGUUGAUGUUGCUUUCAGAGGCAGUUUGGAACUCUUUAAUUAGCGAUGCAACAGAUGAUCAGUGAUUUUUAAAUACUCUGUGCUUCAGCUCUGAGUAUGUAUGCUAUUGCUGCAGCUAGACUUUAUUUUUUUUUAAUUUUUUUUCUAUCUUUUCUUUUCCUUUUCUUUCAAAAAAAUUCAACAAAAUGUUACAGUAACAUUCCAGUUCCCCAAACCCCUUCAUAAUCAUAAACAUAUUACAAUAUAGUACCAUAUUCAAAUUGUAACUCGUAUAUUACAGUUCCACAUGAUAAGUAUUCAGUUAAUGCAGUAUAAUAGGGUCUAACUGUACAUAAAGUUGCAUAAAAUUAUGAUCAUCCUUUACUUUAAUAAUAUUGACCCUUUACUCCAACCAUUUAGUGGUACCAUACCAGCUCAUAAGUCUCCUGAUACCUUGAUCUGACAAUAGUACUCAAAAUAAUCUAAUACCUCUUAAAACUGGGGUGUUCAAAAACAGAACAAAAAAAGACAGUAAUAUAUUCAUAUAAGAGUAAAAACAGUCAAUGUAUUUGUUUUUAUUUCCCUUUCUCCCUUUCCACUUUGUUAUUUUUGUUUGUUUUGUUUUUUAUCAGGCAUGGUCCUCAAUUUCGAACUGCUAUGUUAACCAAUACACAUAAAAUAUAUAUAUUUUUUUAUUUUUACAUUUUGUGGGCUUUAUAUAUUUGGUUCUCACAUAUGGGAAGGUUCACUAGGGUACUUGAUAUUUUUUCUUUUCUUUUUUUAAGGAGCCAAAUAUUUAUCUCUAAUCUUCUGGCAUCCGCACCAAUAUUUGUCAUAAUUCUAAUCUUUUCCUUUUAUCCGAUAUGCCAUUUUAUUUUAUACUGAGAUGUCAUAUGGACUCUCUUUAACACAUCCUGAAUGGUAGGGGGACUUUCCAUUUGUAUGCACUGCCCAUUUUAGCAGCUAACAGAAUAUGAAUUAUUACUAUAGACUGAGACACCUCCACAUCCUCAGGAAGCAUAUGUAAAAGGUCAAUUUGUGGCUCAAAAGGCAAAGUUAUUCCCAUUAUUGAGGGGAUCACCCCUUGAAUCUGCCUCCAGUAAGAGUACAACAAGGGGCAGGACCAAAAUACAUGCAACAUGGAACCUCUAUUUCUGUCACAUCUCCAGCAUACUGGGGACGAAUCUGCAUAUAUGUGAGAUAGCCUAGAGGGCACCAAGUACCAUCUCAUAAUCAGCUUACAAUAGGCUUCCCAAUGGGAAAUGCUACUUGAUGACUCCUUCGUCAUUGAUAUAGCGUUUAACCAUGAUGUCAUAGGAAUAACGGCCCCCAUGUCCCUCUCUCACUUCUGCAUGUACAGUAAUUUCAGUUCAGCAGAUAAGGUAUUAAAAGCGUUAUAGCAUACAGAGAGAGGUUUGAGCUUAAUUAAUAGCAUUUAGACUUAAUUAAUAGCAUUUACAGUUGACAGAUCUUCUAGGGCAGAAAUUUCCCAAGCCGACUUGGCAAAAGUCAAUAAACUUUUCAGUACGACCCAUUCUAGUGCCACUGUUUGUUUAUGGAGAUUGGCUAUGGAUUUUUUUGCACCUGUGUUUGAUUGUGUGUGUGUGGGGGGGGGUUAAUGAGGAAGCAAUGUUGCUUGUGAAACUGCCACCCAAGAAUGUAUCUCUGCAUGUGAAGUUUUCACCAAUAAUGUGGUGUUAGAGCCAAAUGACUGGAAUCAUUGGAUCAUUGUAAUAGUGUGCUUCUCUCCGUGUUUUUGUGCAAUUAGUGCAGGUGGUUGCAGUGGCCGGUGGUGUGAUUGGAGGUGUCCUUUUCCUGCUCCUGGUUGGCAUUUGUAUCUACAUCUUGUGGAAAAAGGUCUGUGUUGGUCCACCAUACGAAGAGCUUCACAACGUGGCGACGCCCACACACACAGAUACCAUUACUGCGGAUCAGAUGAUGACAUCAUCGGUGGGCCACAACAAAGAUAACGGGUAAGAAGUGCCUUUACCGAAAUGUAAUCAUUUGUUCACUUUUAUGCAAAAAUAUAUGAAAAACUGUAAAUUAGAAAACAAAGUACGAUGAUCACCAGCUUUUCAUAGGCAGCGUUUAAUGGCCAAUGGAUGUUUAGGGUGAAUGUUGUAACAGAAAAACACCAAAUAUGAGAUUCAAGAGCGAAGAUUUAUUUCACUAGGUAAUAACCUUAUACAUUAAUGGAAAACUGUCAUCAAAAUGAUGUAUUUAUGCAAUGUUUAUGUUAUAAAACAUCAUUUAAAGGGACACUAUAAUAACUAGAACCAAUACAAGUUAAUGUAGUGGUUCUGGUGUCUAUAACCUGUCUUUGCAGUGUUAGCACUGUAAAAACUGCCUUUUCCCAGAAAAGGCAGUGUUUACAUUGCUACCUAGUAACACCUCUAUGGGCUGUCACUCAGACUGCUACUAGAGGUGCUUCCUGUAUGCUGAUGUUCAACACUGAAUGAUCCCCAUAGAGAUGCACUCAUUCAAUGCAUCUCUGAGGAGAUGCUGAUUGGCGCAGCGCAAGACUGAUGAUCUCAGCCAUGGAGGCAGAGCCGGGUGGGGCCAGCUAUGACGAAACCGGCGUAGUAGAAAACGUCAGUCAAAUCUCCUUUCCCAUGCGUGCUAAAGGAGGCCAGAGACCCACAUAGUUAGUUUACCAUUAUACUACUAGGAAUCCAUGUUUGUAUUGACACUAUAGCGUUCCUGUGUUAUUUUUUUUGUUUUUUUUAAUUCAUGAAGAAAUCACUUGCCUAUAUUUGUCACAACCUUUUCUGACAGCGAUCUUAAUGCACUUUUAGUCGGAUUGUCAGUUAUUUGUCUUAGUACUCACUAUUUUGCAACUGUCCAUUGCUUUUUUUUUAAAUUGUCUGACAAAAUGUUAGAGGUAGAAAUAGCACAUGAUUUUGAAAGCAAUGGAUGGCUGCAAAAUAGGGAGCAUUGGAUCAAAUAACUGACAAUCUAACUGAAGGUGCAUAAAAAUGGCUGUCAGAAAGAGGUAAUGGGAAAGACAGACAAGUAAUUUCUUCAACAAUUUCAAUAUACAUGAAUUAAAAAAAAUGAACAUAUGGUAUAUUAUAAAGAUUAAGUGUUCCUUUUAUUAAAUAAGAUAGAUUCAUGAAAUAGACCUAUACACACUUCCCCUUUAAAUCAAACUUGGCAGAAUUUUGACCAAUCAGCCAUUUGUCCACAAUUCUGAGCGAAAUGGAUAAUGGACAUAUCACUAAACAAUACUUUACAAAUACCAACUAUUUGUCUGCAGGCACCACUAACAAUGAGCAAAUAGUUAAAAGAAACCCUCAGUGGUGAGAGGGUUAAUUAUGGCUUGCCAGCAAAUACAUGCAACCACCACAUUAAUAAAGUUAAUACAAAUAAAAAGAAAAAAAAAUAGCUUCUGUGGUGGCUCUACAAAAAAAAACUGGAGAGACAUUCUGAAGUCCCAACCAGCCCCCCAAAUGGGGGAGUGUCAUAGUGUCCCCCCCAGUCCCUACCCAUGUGCGGCAGGUGGGGACCAUUAAACGGGGGGUAUUAAACAAAGAGCUACUGUGCACCCCUUAACCCCCCAACCAUGGGCUAAGGGUGGGGGUAUUAAUAACAUAGGUUUUGGUGGAAAUGUCAUUGUCCACUCCCCAAUAGUGUGGGUCAGUACCUCCUCAAGAUAGCUAGGGGUCCACAAGCCCCCAGCCAGCCCCCUCAAUCAUAAUAAUAAUAAUAACAAACUAUGUACCCCUUCGCCUAAUAAUAUUGAGGGAGGGCACAAUAAGUCUAAUAUCUACUUAUCGUCAAGUCUUUUGUGCAGAAUGAGCUUUUAAGAUGGGAAUAGCCUUAAUAAAGGCCUACCCAUGCUUCCAAAAAGCUCAAUUUGAAUUAUCUGAUUGGUUGGCUUGUAAGGCAGCCAGUCAGAGCAACAGUCUAGUUUCACCUCUCGCUCAAGACUGGGAAUAUUCAUUUGAAUUUUGUCCUUGAAAUUGUUUCGGACAAAAUAAUUCAGAUGAUUUGAAACGCCACAUAGAUUAUUAUUUUAUUUUUUUUGACCAAUUAAUUUAGACGAAUCACUUUUUUUUCCUUGUGCAAGUCUAGAAUUUAGUCAUAUAAUAUACUCCCAUGAAUCUGCUUGACAUGAGUUUAGAUUAGUGAAGAGAUGUAAUAAAUAAAAUGAAAUUAAGUGAAAUGUGUGUUUUAAUUUUACAAAUUCCUUGAUGGUCUAUGUUUAAUAGAUCAUAUUCCACCAAAUUAAGGUUACAUGUUUUUACCCCUCUAUCCCACCAAACCACAUACACAUGUAUUCUACAAAACAAUGUCAUUAGUCUCAUCCCUAUGUCAGAAGGCUGUCCACCACCCUGAGGAAAACACUUUAUUGUAGGCGUUUCCAUGGAGUCUGCUGUCCCACCAUUGGGGACUGACUGAAAUAGCUUGGCAGACUCAGUUUUGGGUCCUGACUCAGAGAUUAAGACCCACUGCCCUAGGCUACAUUCUUGUUGACUGACUGUGAAUAUGUAUAGAGCUGUCAAUGAUUAAUAAUCACAACAUUCCACUUUGACAAUGUAUCUACAUAUGCCAGAUUAUCGUGACUCAACAAAUGUCGGUAGACCAUAAGGGUUAACAGAAACAUAUACACUGAUGUUUACCUUUUCACAUUCAACUUAGCACCUAAAUUGGAAAAUAUAGAUUUUUGUUUAAAGAUAAUUAAUUGUACUUUUGUCUCAUUUGCUGUCAUAACUAGUUAUAUUGCUGUGCUAACAGCUUAUACAAAUACACCUGGUUGCCUGUUAUGAGAUGUUUAAGUAAAUAUACAGUAGAAUUAGCAAGCAUUAGAUGUAGAUGUUCUGAAUGUUUCUACAAUUAGUUUCAGUGCUAUGUUGGUCACUAAUUAGUCUGCUGAAUGUUAUAGGAAGCUGGUUGAAGUGUAGGAAGAAUAAGCCUGAGACUUUUUUCUUUGAUUUUUACUAUAUGUAUUGGGGCUGAUGUGUACUAUGGUCAUUGCUGCCGCCCAGGAGUGAUGGGAGUUGGAGCAUCACACAUCUAUGUUACAAUGCUGCUGCCCAUCCCAUGUGUUCCUUAUUAGGGAUUAAUAGGGGAAGAGGUGUACAUAUAAAAAAAAAUAACCCCUUUCUGUCUCAUUAGAGAUAUCUUUGCCAGAAGCUCAAGGAAGCCAGGUGAAAGGUUAGUGUCGGACCCACCUGAGAGCCUUGACGUGGCAGGUGGGCUAAAGGGCUGAAGUUUUUCAUGGCCAUUGGAGAACCUAAAUAACCUCCAUUUAUUUAUAUAUGCAUAGGGAUUUGGGAAGAGUGCAGGUAACUUUCUUUGGUUAUUACUCCAUUAUAGCCUGGAUAGGAAACCGUAGUAUAUUCUAGGUUGGCCUUGUUUUUAAAAGCUGCACUAGGUAAUCCCUUCCAACAACCUGGAAUGACUUUUAACAGCAAAGUAAUGCAAAACAUACUUUUUUCGUCCAAACUCAACUCAUGUACCCCUUUGCUUCAACUCUGGUUUUCAUCCUACAGAGAAAUGAACAUGUAAAACGUAGGACAUUUCUGAAUUGGGAUAGUUGCACAUCUUACUGGAACAGAAGCAAAUCAUUUUUGAAAUUAAUAUACCCUAGUGGCAUUUUCAGGCACACCUUACAUUGCUGUUUUAGUGUUCAGGUGUAUAGUUUGUACUAAUAUAGUAAUAUACCUAUCGGAUACCAGGUAGGGAGCAGAUACUGGCUGACAAGGUCCUGGGAGAGUGACCAUUACCAUUUGUAUGGCAGCUUUUGGGAGGAAGUCAUUUAAAGGACCACUAUAGUGCCAGGAAAACAUACUCGUUUUCCUGGCACUAUAGGGUCUCUAGGUCCCCCCCCCCACCAUUAGGGCCCCUCUCUGAACUGCUAAGUUUACAGCAGAAAGGGUUAAUCCUAGAUGGACCUGGCACCCAGACCACUUCAUUAAGUUGAAGUGGUCUGGGUGCCUAUAGUGGUCCUUUAAUGUGUGAAUAGAGGCCGUAGAAGGUGCAGUGGGACUGCAGUGUGUGCAUAGGGGGAUAAAGGCUGUAGAGAAUGCAUAAGGAUUGGGGGCUGUAGCGGGUGCAUGAGGGGUAAGGGCUGAUAGUGGAUGCAGCGGAGAUAGGGGCAGGGAGGAAUAGUGUCUGUAGUGGGUGCAAGGGAGACAUAAAGGGCUGUAGUGGGUGCACUGAGGGAUUGGGUGCAACCAGAUAGGGGUACAGGAUGCAAAGAGAAAUAUAGGUUGUUUUUGGUGCAGGAAUGGAUAAGGGUUGUUGGUGCAGGGAAGAUAGUGGUACAGGGGUCAUAGGGUCUAUAGUGGGUGCAGUGGGAUAUAGGGGCUAUAGUGGGUGCAGGGGAGGGAUUGGGUGCUAAAGUGGGUGUAGGGGACAUAGGGGUGCAGGGUGGACAUAAGGGCUGUAGAGGUGCUUGGUGGGUUCAGGUUGGGGAUAGGAGUCCCAUCUAACUCGUACUGCCUGUGCCUCUGCCCAUCCCAUGUCGCUACACCUCCCAUUUUCCUUUUUUAAAUUUUUUUUUAUAUUCUUUAUUUUUGUUGUGCAUAUAGAUACAACAGUGCUUGAAUUGCCACAACAGCAGUCUCAAGCGCAAACUUUAAAGUAUAAUAUAACAUGAGUAUGGCUCGGGUAUACUUUGCACAUUUUAGUAAGUUAAGGAUGUAGAUACUUAUCAGUGUGGCAUGAGUGAGUGUGUAUUGGGUGUAUGUCCGUAAGGAGACAAUUUUAAACAUUAGAGUGUGCUGCGUGUUCCGUUGGAUGGUGAGGCAUUAUAGUUGAAAAACUAGGAUGUUGUGUGCCAUUUUACUUUUUAAAAUAGGAACAUACCUGGUGUGUGCUGUCUACCCGGCUGCUCCAAAACUGCACUCUGCAAGAGAGGAGAGCUCCUCACACAGAGCACCGCACAGGAAAUCAUGGAGACCUGGCACAGAGAGAGCAGAAUCUCUGCCAUGUCUCACUGAGAAGGCAAGGGGAGGAUGUCCCUUACAGCGAGAGGUUGCAGAUCGCUAAUCUCUCCAGCCACAACAUGGCUGUUCAGCUGGUCAGUCCGCCCCUGCUCACGUCUUUUCAAUCUCCCCCAAGGCUGUUUUGUACCUAUCUGGCCUUCUGUGGCAUGCAGAUCCCCCUGCCCAGUCUCUUUGGAGGAGUUCCUGCCCCCUUCACGUCCACAGCAUUUUAGGCAUUGCCAUGAAAAGACCAGGCAGAUGGCUGUACAUUACUUCCUGGUGAUGCUCCCUGAUGGCACCUCCCUCUAGGGAGCACCCCUGUCCUCUAAAAGGAUGAACAUCCACUCUCCUGUAUGUACCCCAUGCCCAUGUAACAUUAACAUGUGUUUAGAAAAACAUUGUGGAUAUUGCAACCCUUCCCUCUGUUUAAGCUGCAUUGGAUUAUAGCUUAUAAUAUUUUGCAUAUUGAUUGGGUGUGUUGAAUAAAAUCAGAUAUGCAAGGAUUUAAAACGUGAUAAAAAAAAACUUUUAAAUUCCUCAAAGUAAGAAUAAAAGGGAAUAUAAAAUGGUCUCGCUAUACUUUUUUUUUUUUUUUAUUGGCCAACAUCUGGCUAUGUAAUUGAACAUAACCACUUCAACCACUGCAGACACAAACCACAUGGCUCUGGCAUCCUGUACCAAUUAUCUCCAGACAUUGCUAAUUGGAUAAGUGUAUGCAGUGAUAUUCCCCACAAUGCAUUUUAUGAUUCCUUAAAGUUAAGUAAUAUGGAGAGCUUUAAAAUUAGAUUUUUCUGCAAAAAAAAACUGUCUCAGGGACGAGGUAUUUAUUGAUUUCUCUUUAAAUCUAGUCCACCUAUUGUUUUCGAAGGGAGAAAAUACCUUAUACUAUUACAUUGCCCAACAUGAAUAAUGGGACUUUUUUUCUGCAAACCUAUCGUAACAAUGGACUGUCUACUACUUGAUUGCAAAGUAGCUUCAAUUCUAUUUUUCCAUAAAUAAAGUUUCUAUAUGUACAAUCGAGCAUUCGUGAAGCUAGUGUACAAGCUCUCAAUGAAAGCUCUGUAUAGGUUACUUAGGACAUGUCAUAGGGAAAUGUAACCUUCCUCAUUUCCAUAUGAGAGAGUGCAGGAGACAGCGACAGAAACAUUUGAAAAUCAUUGCAGAUAUAACAAAUGUGGUGAUAUAAAAUUAAGGGCUACUUGUGUUAGUGACAGCUGUUAAACAGUAGCGACAGAAUUCGAAACCAGUCGCUACGUUUCAGAGACUGGGAACCUUUAGUGGCUACUUAGCUUAGUGAUAGUAGCCUGUCCCUACUGGUAAAAUCUUGCAGUCAGUAAACUGCCAUACGCUAACAGAAGUGACAGACACUUUAGUGAGUAGUAGCUGGCCUAAAAAAUAAUAUUGAAAAUGAUGCCUGUGUUGGGCUGUGUGGAUUCAGUAUAUGAAGGUUUAAUUACAAAAUUUGCAAAGUCCCCCAUUGGUGACAUCUCACUGCCACGGCCACCUUCCUCUGGCAGGACCUCUUCAACUCUGGCGCUUUGGCACCAAGAACCAACAUCACUGCUGUACUCUCAUGCAUGCGUGAGAGUACAGCAUUAAGGUCUAUACAGGAUCCCGCGAGACUGCGGGAUCCUUCAUACACAGAGCCAAUUCCCUGCAGAUUUGAACCCCGUCAGCCCAGCGGGAGUGGGACCCUGAUGGUAGGGAGGGGACCUAAAGCCCCUAUAGUACCCGGAAAACUAGUUUGUUUUCCUGACACUAUAGUGGUCCUUUAAGGCCAGAGUAGCAAAGCUAAAAGUAUAGCUGACUUAAAGGAUUUUCAAGCUCAGCUAUUUUUACCUUAAACUUGAAAUUCACUUGCAAUUCUCACUUUAGUGAAUAAACUAAUGAUUCCUAACUUGGGAAUUAAUGUUCCUCAGCAACAAGGACAUGAUGAGGUCAGUUCAAAACUAGUUUCAUAUCUAACCUGAGCAUCUCUACCUAAUAGUGCAUCAAGGGUUAUUGUAGUUGAGUUUUUUUGGUCAAGUUUCAGUGAAAUCCGUGGGUAGAAAACUUGGGGGAUGCACAGUGCAUCAAACCAAAUUGUUAAAUUCUCGAUUGCCCAAUCAAUUCCUCUUCUCUUCCUCUGUCAGGAUCUGAUUUCUUCCUGUCUGCUCUAGUUUUCUUUAAAACAUAAGACAAAGUAGGGACUGACAGGUAAGUAUCUAAAUUUACCUGUCACAUUACACUCUGAUUGGUUGGCUUGAAAUCCAACCAUGGAUCACGGAUCAAAGGUGAGAAUUGUGGGAAAAUUGCUUUGAUCACCGGAAACAAAGCACACUUUGUUCCCUCGCUGGUCAGGCAUAGGAGACCUCCAUAAGACAAAGUAGUCCCUACUUUGUCUUAUGUUUUAAAGACAACUAGAGCAGAUCCUGACAGAGGGAGAGAAGAGGAAUGGAUUGCGGAAAGGUAAGUUCGGCAUGACAGUGCCGCUUUAAAUAGUCUGACCAGAUUUUUUUGCUUGGUGCAAUUGGUUUACACUUGACCUUGGAAUUUCUGGUGCAUACAUUUGUACUAAACCUCUGAAUUUAUUAAUAAACAUGUCUCUCUGAGAAAAACAGACAUACUUUUAUUCUUAUUAAAUAAUUGUCAAUAUUUCAAAUAGAUCACAAAACACAAUUACAAGAAAAACAGAAAAAAGUAAUAGAGAUGGUUCCCUUCACAUUCUAACAGAUUAUUAUCUAUUUAUCAGGAAUAAAGGUGUUCCCUUUAUUUUGCCUCCCAAGUUCCAUGGACGAGAUUGGGUUGAUUUACAGAAUGGAGAGCGAAUUCAGGCGGACAGUGAACCCUAUAUUGCCCCUGGUAUCCUUCCUCGGUCAUCAUUCUGUUCAAUGGGUACAGUUUGGAACAUUCUAUUUUUCAAUAUGUAGCAUCACAUCAAUCUGAAAAGUGUUGCUGAUCCAAUAAAUUAUAGCACAGGUUACAUAUUUUAUAAAGUUGUUAUUCAUGAUAAGAAAGUUCACAGCUUUGUGCAAUCAAUUAAUUAAUCCUCCAAAAAAGUGAGUUGUUUUUUUGUUUUGUUUUUAAAUGGCUCCAAUGUUAUCAUGUAAUGGACCAUCUGUUCAAUUCUGGACAUUUAACUAAGCUGAAUUUUAUUUUAAAUAAAUACCAUGACAUUAAAGCAAAACCUAUUGUGAAUCACCAGUUGCACAGAAUUGAUCUAAAGUACCCCAAGAUAACUUUGGAACCCCCAGAUUUUUGUAACUCUAUUUUCCAUUAUACCCAACUAGUCGGCCAUAGUUUUUAUCUUGUGUAUUUCACAAACAUCUGCAAUGUCAGUUACCCGUCACUAAUCUGGGGAGUUAUAGUUUAAAAGGUGUGAUAGCAAUAAGGCAAGCAAAUAAUAUGCACUUGGUCAGACCUCAACGAAUCCCCUUCAUCACAGACAGAACAAAGAUCCUGAGAAAAAGAGUCCAAAUAGACUUCCAUUAAACAUGUUUUAGCUCCUAAUAACUUUAACAAUGAGGUAAGAGUAUCUAUAGUGUUUCAUAAGCUUGCUGCCAAGUUCACUUACAUGAGAAUCUUGAUUUUAUAAUUAUUUUUUUUAUUUUUUUAAUCUGUUUAAAAUUAAUAAAAACACAUUGUAAUUUCUCUAUUAAAAAAAAAAAAGAGAGGGAGAGAGACAAAAAUACCAAUAAUUUAUUUUCAUGACAACGGUAAAAAUCACAAUAAUCUAACUAUACAUUUAUUUUGGUUUUAAGGGGGAGCAUAUGUUUUGGGCUCCAUCAAUCCUGAUUUGUACAAAUAUCCAGAUGAUAAUGAAGAGACCGAUUUCCCCAAGGGUAACAUUGGCCGUAUUUGGUUUGCAGUGGAGUAUGAACAUGAGACGGAGAGACUUGUGGUCUCCCUGAUUAAAGUGAGGAACCUCCAGCUCAACUCUGAUUCAUGCAACCCCUUUGUCAAGAUCCAUCUCCUUCCAGAUGAACGGCGCUAUCUACAGUCUAAAGCAAAGCGCAAAACCGUUAACCCACACUUUGAUGAAAACUUUGUGUUCCAGGUACGAUUAUUAACAUGCUAACUUCUAAAUUUGCUUUAUGAUUAAUAAAGUAUUUAUUGCUUAGAAAUAGAAUAUCAAGUUAAACUGGUUCAACAUUUUUAUAUUUCAGAUGUAAGCAAUCCACCCUUCAACUAUCAAUAAUACAUUUUCUAAUAUCAGGGAUUUCCUUUACCCUUAAUUUCUCUGCUUUGUGUACAACAAGAAUAAGCCACUACUUGUUACUAAUCUAUGUAGAGAAUGAUAGGUGAGGGAAGAGACCAUGUCAUGAGGCAAUCCUCACUGGAUAGAUCCCAACAUAUAGGCUUAUGAAUACAAAUGUGUAUAUAUAUAUAUAUGUAUAUGUAAUGACAAUGAUUAAUUGUCCUUGUCGUGACUGGACUUGAUGCAAAAUGACUAUGAAAGAUAAAGAAUUGUAGUCAGAGGAAAAAUAAGGUCCAAGUUCAAAUGAACUUUUUGAUAAUUCUAGUCAAGACAGGUACAACCAUGAUUUGGAUAUCUGUAGAACGAGCUGUGUUAAUUAUGACACAACAGAGCAUCAAGGAAUUGUUAAAGGGCUUGGAUACCACAACAGGGCGCUGCUGAUAAUAAAACUGUGUGGUGGGUCAAGUGAACAUCUCCAAACAGAGAUGGUGCUCAGGUGCAUACAAGCUGGUCUAUUCUGUGAUAUUUGACACAAGUGUUGGGUAAGACUGAGCAUACUUGUGUGUGAGUCACAGCAUCCCUGCUGCUGGCUGAGAUAUAAGUACCCUGGUAAUGAGCUAUUGUAACUGACAUUGUAAUGAUAAUAAACAUAUCAAAACUACUAGCCAGGCUGUUACUUGCCACUGCACUCCUGCGGGGUUCAUGGCACUCUUACCAGGGGUGAAUUUCUAUUCCACUAGGGUUAAAUUUUGACUUGUCAAGUGGCGAGUGGAGAUUUUGUACUCUGGCAUUGUCAAGGUACUUUGUGUUUAUCAUAGGGAAGCACAGCGUGGGUGACCCCUGCAGGUAGUUGGUGACCUUCCCCAUGGUCCUUCUCCUCUCUCCAGUGGUCCAAACACCACCUGAUGUGACCCCGCCCCCUCUUAUGAUGCUGUUGAUUAUGUCGCAACCCAUCAAAAUCUGCAAAUUCAAAAUUUUGUGGGCGUGGCUAUAGCGUUAAAGUGACAGACUAUAAAUAGUUUUGUUGUGGUUCUAAUUUGGUUCUCAAUAGCGCAUUUUCCUCUCAUUGUAUUUAUGGCUUUAAUCUUGGCCAUAACUGACCAUUUUUCUAUCUAUACUCCUCGACUCGGCUAUUGUACCUCACUUUUCCUGAUUUAUGGCUUUCCUGACUCUGGCUUGUCCUUGCCUAUUCUCUAUCUUUUAACAGAUUAACCCCGGUCACGCUAAGGUUUUAUUCUUGGUUAUUCAUUUCAUACUGCGUUUUGGGUGUCUCAGUAUUCCUGACAGGUAUAGACCAAUCUUCAUUGCUAACAAUGCAAUCACAUAGUGCAAUACUCUUUGCUGUGUUAUGUGUUUACUGCAGGCUCUGACACAGUCCCAGGCCACAUCACUCUUCAGGAAGAAAGUAUUUCUAGUUAACACUGUCAGAUGAUUGAUACCAACAUUACAUAUCUAAAACAAAAACCGCAUUCAAACUUAUUUUAUAUAUAAAAUAAAUAUAAUAAAGUAUAAACACACAAGAGAGGGAGCUUAUACAAUCAGAAUACGUGGUAAUUGGAAUAAAUAGGACAGAAAUGAUUAACCCUUUUCUGGGGCGGCUUAUCUAUUUUCAGUUCUGGAUUAUUUUGAUAGAUGGUAAACCAAAACAGAGAAGAUUCAGGAUAUGGCUGUGUAAAUCUACAGAAAAAACAUAAAACAAAACAUAGUGUAAUAUUGUUAUAAAACGCAGUAUUCUGUGCGCAGCAAUCUUUUUCACUCACAAGAUAUAGAUGGUAUAAGCGCUCUUAGGGUGCCUCCCCCGAUGUAAUGGGGGGCUAGCUGGUACUUAUCACCUCUGGAUUAUUUUGAUAGAUGUCUGAGAGGGACAGAAAAUAAUAGUGGGUUAUAUGAGUGUGACAGCCAGUUGAGCUGGAUAGCGGUGGGUGAGAGAAAUAUGGCCAGAGAUGGACAGGAGAGUGUCACAAUAAAUCUGGCAUUUUGUUCCCUUGCUCCACAUUUCGACACGACACAUCAAGUCUGACGCCGUAUGCUUCUCUCACACAGCCUGUAUGGGUUGAUACUAUGCACCAGUUUUACCGUGUCCCCUGUGAACCCUUGCUCAUGUAUAGUUUGCGCACACAGCAAGAACACAGGCCAAUGGUUGCUAGGGAAACACUAGUAGGGUUAUUCAUUAAUGUGAGAAUUCAAAGUUAAGACCAAAAUUUUCAGCUAUGUUUCCAUUUUGCCUACGUUGGCCUCAUAUUUGAUAUUCACUUUGAAUUCUCCCUAUAGUAAAUAGCCUUGCAAUAUUCUCCCAUAACCUUUUAGUAAUUGUCCUUUCCUAAUUCCUGCUGCCCAAAAAUUGACAGUGGAUUUUUUGAUCCUUGGUUCUCAAUCCAGUUAGUUUAUCAUUUAUCCCGAUUUGUUGUUCUCCUGAACUGGGUUCAAUUUCGGAUUUUCUAUAUUUCUGUGUUCCUUCACUUUUGCUUGUUAUUCCACCUUUGCUAACCUGUUUGUUGAUAUCUUUUUUUUUUUUUAUGGUAAUCCCAGCCACAUGCAAGGACUGGUAAUAUGCUAAAAUCAUGCUUAUUUACUGUUAGUACCAAGAAAGUUGUGAAAGCCUAAAAUGGUUUUAAACUAUAUUUUCAUUGUGUUCAAUUAGCUGUUUGCAUUGUGUAACAUUUAAUUUAAAGCUAUUUACAAUGUCCAAAUCUUGUUGAAGAGAGAUUUGGGGAGGUUACUAGUGGACUCUAGACUCCAUGACAGUUGUCCGCAAUCAAAAGUCAAUAUGUUACAAAUGUAAAGGCAUAAUUUCUUAUAACUGUAUAAAACAUUACUUACACUUUACUUUAAUAUGGAUCCCUAUUUUGGUCCUAAUUUGUAAAAAUAAAAAUAGAAUGGACUAUACUAGAGUGAAUGACAAUGAAUUUAUUAAAGGAAGACGCCAAGCACCAUAACCACUUCACUAUCACGAAAGCCAAUGGAAGUUCCUGCUUAGGAAUUUUCAGCACUCCAGCAUUAGUGGUCAAGCUGGGACAGCUAGUGGACCCCAGGUUAUGGUAAAUGGUUUAACUCAGUCCUGCACAACCUGCAGCCCCCUAGAUUUGAACUACAAUGCCCAUGAUUAUUUGAAUGAAGCAGCCAGGGAAUCAUGGGAGUUGUAGUUCAAAACAUCUGGGGUCCCACAAAUUUUUCAAGCCUGGAUUAACUACUUACAACGGGGGCGGGAGCCAGGGAAAUUCUGGAACCAUAACCACUACAGCAAGCAUAGUAGUUAUUGUGUGUGGAGUGUACAUUUAAUAAAAAAGAGUGAAGGAUUUUCGUUAUGAAAUUCUAUAAAAAUUGUGGUUGUUUACUCUUUAAAAGUACAUUACUGUGUACAAAUGUAUAUAUUAAAACUGCCUCGACCUGUUUAAUUUUCAUGUAUUGCUAGGUGUGUUAAGGAAUACUAAAUGCAUUCAUCUAGGUAUAGCUAUUAGUUUCAUAAAAUAUCAGUAUAUAGCCAGGGGCUGAAAAGGGAUGAAGUGACAUCUAUUGUGAUUCAAAAAACACACUAAUAUGACACUUUGUAGAAGUUUGAAGAAGAAACAAAAGGAGCAUUGAACUAGAACGUGGAGGAAAGGCUUCUAGCUUUUAGAAAAUAGCAGGAAAUACAUUUUAUAGAAUAUUGUAAGCUUCAUGGAAUAGCCUUCCAGUAGAGGUGGUAGUGACCAAACCAGUUGAUGAUCUUCGGUGAAAUUACAUAUUGUGUUUAUGGAGAUUCCAAAUCAGGAAUAAAGUGUUUUUUGUUGAAAAUAGACAGACGUGAUAGGCCCUUGAAACCCCACAUGCCCUAAACACACCUUUUCCCUAACUCUAAAUCUAACCCCUCUCGAAACACAAACAAACUCUUUCCUUAUUCCCAAAUGAAAGCACUCAAAGCCUAAAGCUGAAAAAUCUCUUUAUCUUAAAAACUAAACACCCCAUUUAUCCCAAAACUAAAUUUAACCCCACUCUAACCCUAAACCCAGUAAUCCUAAACAACCCUUAAACCACAACUAAAACCCUUCUCAAGCUUUUAAUCCUUACCACUAAAUGCCCUAUGUAAUCUAAAUCUGAAAUGUAAUCCUUCUAACUUUUUACACUAACCACUUCUAACAUUAUCUUUGACCCUGCAUGUAUUUACACAGCUGCAAAAACUCACUAUACUCACAGAUUCAAACACAAUACAUUACAAGUAGAAAUAUGCAAAUACUUAUGUAUGCAAUUGGCAAAUAUAAAUUCCAAACAAUACCAGUACUCUGGGAUUUCCAAAAAUGUCUUCUUUAUUCAAGCAAACCACGUCAACGUUUCAGCUCCUCAACAGAGCUUUCAUCAGGACAUACAAAGCAUACAACACAGUAAGGGGCUCUAUAGCAUAAGGGUACUCACCAAAUCAGCUGUUCCCUGUUCUGUCAAUUGAUCGGCGUGCGUUGGACGCCACUGCACGUGCAUGAAAUCCCAGGGUUCACACCCAUGUUUACGUUCUGGAGCUUGAUAAAGACCUUAUAGGUCGAAAUGUUGCGGUGUGACAUUGGGUUUGAAUAAAUUGCCUCCUUAAACCUUGGAGUGCCUAAACCUCUCUUUUUAUUUUUUUGCAUAUGAUAUCUGGGACUUGGUGCUGGGUUAAGGUUUAGUUGCACCAUGGCUUAGAGUGAUUGGAUUGAGUGCAGUUCCUAAUUUAUUUUUGGUACGGUCUGGAUCAGGACCAAUCGAAGCUUUGCGGCUACGUCAUGUUGCCAGGGAAACAAUUGACACAUAGCGGCCAUUGGUUCCUCCUGCAUGUACAGAUGCUGUCGGGAAAUUCACUUCUCUAAGCCAAGACAGACCUGGGCUUGACGUGGGCUUUGGUGUGUACAUAUAUAUAUAUAUAUAUAUAUAUAUAUAUAUAUAAUAAAUCAGUAGCUUGGCACUCUCCUUCAUGGACUUCCUUGUAUCCGCCUGGGUGCAGAUGGUGUGCGUAUAUAUACUGUUUUUGUGCCUGUAAUGUUCACUAAAUGUAUUAAAGGAGAGCACAGUGAGUGCUUUUCCAUGAAUCAAUGCUUUUCUAAUGAGAUGUUGAAGACGCUGGACAUCCUCAUGCCAGACAUGAAGACAUCCAGCGUUGUUUCGCUGUAAAAAGCACCGCUAGAGCCUGUCUGGAAGACAUACACUAGAGGUUGUCUUAACCCUGCAUGUAAACAUUACAGUUUCCCUGAAACUACACUGUUUUACAUUGACCGGUUAGGACGACAGGGGCACUGCAUGCAGAUCACUUCAAUAAGAUGAAGUGGUCUGGGUGCCUAUAGAGUCCCUUUAAACUUACGUUAGCUGCAGGGAGCACCUUAGAAUUCUGUGCCCACAAGACACCUGAUAUGUAAAUACAUAUAUGAGCAAAUCACAUAAUAGAGAACCAGUAAUCCUGAAAUACUUUAUUUUACCAAACAAGUAUUGGGCUACACAGACCUUUUCAGUGUAAAAGUCCAAUUCCACUAUUGAAAUGCAGGGAAGAAAUUUGUACAGUAUGGCAGACUGAAUAAAAUGUAACAGAGAUAAGCAUAUGCAGUUAACGCAAAACAGAUCACAAGGGAAUUACAAGGUUAUGUAUUCAAAAGAAUCAUUUACAUACCGAAUAUUUCAAUAUUAGCAUUGCUCCAGAUAUGCAGUACUGUUUGUAGAGGCAGAGGUUUUAGUCUAGUGGAGACUGUAUGAUUUCUGAAAGGACAUCAAACAGUAGUAGGGGUCUACAAGAGAAGCCUGAUUGUCCCACUUACUUUUUGAAAUAUGGAUGAGUAAUAAAUGGAGGGGGGAGGGGGCUAACGAGUUCCUCACUAACGAGUAUAUAAUGAUCCGAGACAAUUAUGGUACUUGGGGUGUCCUUUUAACAUAUCAUAAAGAUUAGUAUUUGUUAUCCAUUGCCUGACAUAUCAGGAUCUUUAUUUAUACUCAAGAAGGAUUUGUGUGCAGAUGAUAAUCUCACAUCAACUUUUGCAACAAAUACUUGAACUAGUCAUUAAAAAUGUAAUUUCCUUAGAAAGCGACUUAAACCUGGUGUGUUUCUCAUCAGAAAGCCAAUUUUAAGAUAAAUUCCAAUAUGAAGUCUUACUGAGAGAUCUUGGGCUAGCAACAUACCAUAUAUGUUCAGGAAUUUUAUGACUGAUUGAGAUUGUUCAGUAAUUUGUGCAGUUCUCAGACAGCAGUUUUUGGCAUUACAGAUUAAAAAAAAAAAAUUUAAAAAAAAAUUAUAUAUUUAUAUUUGAGACUACUACAAUUUAUGUAGUGCCAAUAUAGAAAUACAAUAGGUAACAAAGAUAAACAUUUAAUUUUAACAAAUCAUGAUUGACAUUGUGGAGUAGUAGGUGAAGAGGGCCCCUCCCAAACGAGGAAUAAGUGCACAAAGGGAGUUUGUUAUCUGUAUUUACCUGAAGGACGGGGGAUGGGGCGAGUGGGGUGUUUGUCAUCUCCAACCUACUGUGCUCCCUCUUUUCAGAGGAAGGUUAUAAAGGAUGAGGCAUUAAGGGAAGCACUGAUAGACUUUUCUACAGAAGUAUGGUUUUGUUUUGUUUUUUAAGGAUUUUUUUUUUUGAAGGACUGCAGAAAUUGGGACAGUUUAAUAUGGCGCAGGAGGACAUUCCAUAAGGGGGAGAUGUCCUGCAGGCAUGAAGGCAGGGUGCGGGCAUGAGAAGGGAACAAUAGCAGGUUGAGUGAAGAGGCCUAGCUGGAGCAUAUCUGCUAGUGCAGCGGUUCCCAAACUGUGUGCAACACUGAGAAUAUCAUGCUGUGCCUCACUCUCCCCUGCCGUCUCUGCAGGACCGCAGGAUCAGAGAUCUCCCUCACCGGCCCGCUAGCACUGUAAUGCUGCAGCCGGCAGAGGAAGGAGAGAGUAUCCGGGGGAGCUCUAACCGGUAGCUCCGCCGGGUUCUCCUCUUGUGAGCGCGGAGUGUUGCCGCGGUUACCUCAGAAGCUGCUAGAGUUCACUCUCACCACUGGGAUCCACCAGGGCUUCUCCACCGGACCACCAGGGAUUGCCUUGUACUGUCCCACCUCCCAGACAAAGGUAAGAAGGGUGGGGGGGAUAUGAAAAUUACUAUAUUUUUUUUAAUUAAAAAAAGUUUAUAUUUAUCAAUAUCCCCUCCUACCCCCACAGACCCACAAUAACUCCCCCCCCUCACACACACACACACACACACACAUACACACACUGCCCCUAUACACACACACACGGUACCCAUCACACAUACACACACACACUUCCCUCCAUGAACACACACUGUACCCCUCACACACACACACACUGCCCCCUCACUCACACAUUGUACCCAUCACACAUACACACACACACACACACACACACAUUGUACUCCUAUACGCACAUUGCCCCCCAUAUGCACAUAAAUAAGUUAUAAAAUAGUAAUUUAAAUUAGUAGUAAAAUAGUAAUAUUAUGCUUUGAUUUUUUUUUUUAUAUAUAAUUGGCUGAUAUACUAUAAAAAAAAUCUAGUAUGUAUAGCAUUUUAGUUGUACUCUAGUUUCCUUUAUGCAGUACACACAAUCAGAGUGGCAGAGAGGUUUAUUUACAAACGUGACAAUUCAAAGUGUUUGGCUUUGUUGACCUUAAAUUUUAAAUUCACUUUGAAUUCUCACGUUAGUAGGUAAGCAUGAAAAAAGUGGAUUUAAUGUUUUGAGCUGUACAGGCAAAUGGCUAUUAAGUAACAGGCUAUAUAUAUUUAUUUAAUUUUUUUUCUUCACAAUCCGCAGUGAAGUGAAAUGUUGUUUUGGAAUGGAUUUAAUUAAUUUGUACUAGCACAAAGACUCAUAGUAGCCCAAUAAUAAGAAGAGACUUCUGUGCACAGCUUCUUCCAUUGGUACCCUCUUUUCAUUUGUCUGUGAUCAAAGGGAAAUGGAAGUUCCUGAACAGAAAAGGUUGGCACAAAGUAUAGCAGCAUGAUUAAGAUUGGGGGAACCUCUGAUGUACACAAAGGGUGUUUUUUGAGUCCUCUCCAGAGACCACAAGCACCACUACCAAUGCCGCUACUACCAAUAGCAAUGGCUCUACAGUUCCCACUACCUCUGGUUCUGCCGUGAUUCCUCCUAUGUUUUAUUGUAAUAGCAAAGUUGCUGCUGUCAUUGAACAUGCUACCUCCUAGUCCUCACAGGCACCCUAAAAAGGAACUAAGGGAGGGGAGGUAGAACUGCAGAGUCUUUCAAAGUAGUUUUUAGUUUGUGUCUGCCAGAAACUGCUCCGGUAAUCAAUGCAAGUGCUUCAUAAGUCUUGCCAUUGUCUGCUCUUGCAGAAGGUGAUACCAGUCUCACCCCCAGCACUGCAGGAAUUGCGUUUAGUCUGGUUUAUAAAGAGCUUCACUGUGAACCAGAGGAGGAGCAGAUAGUAGAAUAGAGUCAGUAGAUGCCCUAGAGCAGUCCACUUUGUUCUCCACCAGCUAGUGUACACUCUUCCCCUGCCUCUCUAUCUUUUCCUCUACCACCUGCUACAACUGGUAAUGUACCGCCUUAUACUGUGGAGACUGGUAGAACGUCCAAAUCCAGAUCUACUGCCAGGUUUACUACUCCAGCACUGGCACAGUUGCCAUCACCAGGGCAACUGUCCAAAUCACUAGCACCACCACUAUUACUAGCAGCAGCAAUCCAAGUAUUCUAGUUAGUACCAGUGCAGAGUCUUGGUCAUGUCAACUCGUGGGAGUGCUGCUAAUGCUAAUCCACUUGUAGGGGAACAUUGUAGCAAAGUUUGGACCACUUUAAAAGCUUUGGAGGUGGGUGGCUUUAGAAAGACCCCAGUGAGGGCUGAAAUUAUGCAUUUUUUUUGUUUGUUUCAAACAAUAAAAUGUAGUGCUGACUAUCUGGAUAGGAGAUGUACUGGACCAGUGCCAUCUUAACAACAUUAUGGGCCCCCCGGGCAAAGCAGUGCACUGGAGCCCAGCCUACACAACCACUCACAGGAAUAAAAAUGUAUAUAGUCGAUCAAAUUAAGCUUGUAUUUAUUGGUACCUCUAACAAAUACAUUCAUACAAUACAAAGACACGGACUGCUGAAUACACACACACGGACUGCUGAAUACACACACACGGACUGCUGAAUACACACACACGGACUGCUGAAUACACACACACGGACUGCUGAAUACACACACACGGACUGCUGAAUAUACACACACGGACUGCUGAAUACAUACAGGCUGCUGAAUACACACACGGACUGCAGAAUACACACAGGCUGAUGUAUACACACACACACAGACUGCUAAAAGCAUAAACAGACUGCUUAAUACCCACACACAGACUGCUGAAUACAUGCAGACGGCUGAAUGCAUACACAUAGAGUGCUGAAUACAUGCAUGCAGACUGUUGAAUACAUGUACACAGACCGCUGAAUACAUACACAGACUGCUGAACACACACAAAGACUGCUAAACACACACAGACAGACAGCAGUGAGGGUGCUGUGUGUGUGUGUGUGAGAAGGGUACUGUGUGUGUGAGAAGGGUGCUGUGUGUGUGUGUGUGAGAAGGGUGCUGUGUGUGUGUGUGUGAGAGGAGUGCUGUGUGUGUGUGUGUGAGGGGUGUUGUGUGUGUGUGUGUGUGUGUGUGUGUGAAGGAUGGUGUGUGUGGGGGGGGGAAGGGGCAUAGGAAAAAUAGAUUUUUUGUUUGUUUGUUUUUAUUUAAAAUUAGAAGAAGAAAACCAACCUUCAUGUCCCCCCUUUAAUGCCCCCACCCUUCUUACCAUAGUGGGAGGGGGGGGGGACACUGCCAAACCCUGGUGGUCCGGUGGUGAGUAAUGAUCUAAAGCCUACAGCUCCUCUGGCUGCAGGCUAUCGUCACUCCUCCUGCGAGCAGAAUGCUGUGUCAGAGUGUUGCCACUGCAACGUGCGGCAACGCUUAGACCAGCAUGCUCGCGGGAGUAUAUGCCUCCCAGGUCCUCUUUACCUCCCACUCUCCCUCUCUCUAACAAAGGACCUUUUGGCCGGUGAGGGAGAUCUCAAAAAAAGUAAACAUGGCUGACUCUCUGUGGGCUGGCAGGGGAUCGGUCCGGUACAUGGGCAACGCAGUGGGGCCCCUAUGUUUGUGAGGCCCCCGGGCAAGUGCCCAGCAUGCCCAUGUAGAGAGAUGUCCCUGUGCUGGACCUUCUUUUGAUACCUGCAAGUUUGUGUUGGUUUGUGUUGGUUUGUAAAAAAAACAGGGUCACAGUUGCACACUCAACUGCUGAGAUAAUCUCUAUGAAUUAUUAGUGUGUGCUGGCUAUUUAUCUUUAUUCUUUAAACUGCUGCAGCAUCAUAAACAGCAGGCCAAAGGGAAGAGGCCAAUAUGUUGUUUCAAAGCAAAAUUUGUGACUGUGACGGAACGCUUGCACUCCGACCGAGUACCUCGCCAAUCGAUGCUCCUAGUGCUUGCUGAGGACUCCAAGCACUCCAACCGACACAAUCAGCACUGCAGACCCCACUUCCAGUGAUGCAACUGCGCCGGGGGCUCACCAACCUUCACCCACCCUGCACCCAAAGCCAGGAUCCAGCUUCCAGUGGGCAGACCUCUCUUCCUCCAGAGAGCGUAGCAGGAACAAGAACAGCUCUUACAAAAGCUUACCCUGGGGAGUAUAGUGUGAUUAUAGCAAUCCAGAGUGUAGUUAUCCCAUCCACCAAGCAUGAGCCAAGGCUUCAAGAAAGGGUCAAGCAGGUCUGUUUAAUGAGCACCAAAGGACUUUCUUUUAUACAAGAUUUUCCACGAGGUCUUGUGGAACAGCCAAUCAAACACAUUACAAUACAGUCAGACACUCCCAGCCAAGGCACAGAACUCCCAACCCCCUCCCCCCCAGCCUGUGAUACAAUUACUAAACACAAUGGGCUAACUUAAUUAUCACAGGCAGAGAAAUUUACAGUUUUACACAAUAUUCAUAACUUCCAAACCAUACAUGCAAUUCACAUAAAAGUCAGAUAUUCUGAACCAGCAUAAACAGUAUACAAACAUAUGUCAAAAUCAUACAAUUUGGUCCAGUGGUUAAAAAGUUAGAUGGAAGUCUUAUUUGACCGACUGCAAGCAUGGCUUUCCUGCCCAAAACAGUUUCACAGAUUUAGGCUGUGCAGCCGGUCUAUCUUCUCCUCUAUCCUGGAGAUAAUUGGCUUAAGUGGGUGUGGUAAGCCAAUUAUCUCCAGGUACAGAAAAUAUCUCCAUUUACAACAACAGUAAAAAUACCUAAAAAUACAUAAUUCCUAUUAAACUGAACAGAACGCCCACAUUCAACCUAUCCCCAGGUAGCUUGGAUCUGAGCGCUCAAUAUAUCCAAACAGCGCUCAGAUGCCACGAACAGAAUAAAAUCGCCAUGUGGUUAAAGUUUAGCAAGAGCUGAUGAGAGAUUGAGGAGGGACAAAGCAGCCAGUUUAAACUGGCCUGUCAGUGUCCCUGGGACAACGCCCUGCUGGAGACACAAUAGACAGGAAAACUUGGGAGGGGAAGAGGCACAUUUUCUCAUGGAAUUAAAGGGGUAGAAAAAGUGUGUUACAAUCCAAUAUGCCCAAAUAAUGUUUUUAAAGGGCCAUACACCCCAGGGCCAUAGUCAUAAGGCAGGAGGCUUGCAAUCAGGCUCCUCCAAAAGCCUGGGGCAAAGGGCAGUUUGUUGCAUAAAAAGCCAGUGACAAAGGGCAGUUUAUCACAGUGACCUCUUUGAAAGCGAUUGAGAUGGGCACUUUGCAAACUGUGUAGAAAGGAAGUAGGCAGGCCGGAGACUGUUAAGUCAUUUUACCAAUUCUGGGAUUCACCAGCAACUCAGCAGCCGUCACAAACCUGUUUUAAUGAGGGUAGAGGCAGAAAGUAGUAUGUUAGGCAGCAGAGCUACCACUGUCUCUGUAGAUUUAUUUACAGCUAGCUCCAGCACUAGUACCAAUGUUAGACAGGACAGGGGAUGAGUUGAUGAACUGUAUCUCAGCAACCUAAUGAGAAUAUCUCAGGAAGCUAAAAGUGUUGGACAGUGUUAAUUAAGUAGGAGGUGCAACUGCUACAAGUAGUAACCCUAGAAGUAGGGGAAACAUGCACUUUCCAUAGGCUAGCUUAUUUACCUGCUCUUAAUUAACCUGCCCCCAGUAUCCCUGUUACACAUCCUAGUGCAACACUAGGGUGUGAAGCAGUGGCGUACACAAGCUCCAUGGGGCCCCGGUGCGAAAAUUGAUCCAUGGCCCCCCCUGCGCACUUACUCUGCGCGGGCAGGUGCCGCUACACAUGGCGGCGGGCACCUGGUUGCAGGGCUGCGUCCCCUGCGACCGCGGUGUGCCGCCAGUGCAUGCAGAUACACUUAAAGGACCACUAUAGGCACUCAGAUCACUUCAGUUUAAUGAAGUGGUCUGGGUGCCAGGUCCUUCUAGUGUUAACCCUGCAGCUGAAAACAUAGCAGUUUGAGAGACACUGCUCUGUUACACUGAGGGUUAAUCCAGCCUCUAGUAGCUGUCUCACUGACAGCCGCUAGAGGCGCUUCCGCGCUUCCCCUGGACGUCCAUAGGAAAGCAUUGAGUAAUGCUUUCCUAUGGGCGGUUUGAAUGCGUGCAUGCACAUUCAGAGCUGAGAGGCAAAAAAGGUAAGUGCUGAAGGGGUUUUAACUACACACACACACUCUCACGAACAGACGCAUACACACUAACUAACACACACACAUUUACUGACAGACACACACUCAGUGACACACAGAUACACACUCACUUACAAAACAUACACUCUAACUGACAAACACACACUCACUAACAGACACACAUUAACAGACACACACUAACACACUCAAUAACAGACACACAAACACACUCAGUGACACACACAGUAACGCUCACUAACACACUUACUGACGCUCACUAGCAGAGACACAAACUAACACACAGUAACAUACUCACUGACGCACACAAACUAACACACUCAUUAACAGACACACACACACAGUAACACACACACAGUAACACACACACACACUAACACACAUACACACAUUUUUAAUUUUUUUAUUUAAUCCCUUAGCCUCCCUACCUUUGGGAGUGCUGUGGGGAUUCCUGCUGUCCGUGGGGUCCUGCUGGGCUUCCGGCCAGGCUGAAGGGCGUGCUCUCUGCCCAGCUCCCUCGCGCUGCUUACUGAUGCCGGAGCCGGAAUAUGACGUUAACCUUGUUCGUCCAUUAGUAAAUCCCCACUUCCUGAUCGCUGGCAAUCUCCCGCCGUUGAUCGCGAUCAUGGGGUCUGCCAGACCCCCUCUGCCCAAUAUGGCCCUCCCAGGCUAUGUGAUCGUGAGGUCCUCGCGAUUAUAUGGCCGGAAUAGCCGGCUUGAGAAAAUUCCAAGUUGGAAAACUGGAAUGCACACCCUCCAAAUAAGGAAUUUUAGCCUCCAGAGAACCCGACACACCUAUACAUGGGUGGCAUCACUGUACUCGGGAGAUGUUGCUGAACACAUAUUGGGGUGUUCUUUGGCAGUAACCCUUAAAGUUCUCAGUACAUGUAUUCUUAAAUUGCUAUGUGUGUCAAAAAAAUUACCAAUUAUUAUUUUUUGAAAUUUGGCAUAGAUUGGUGGUAUUGGAUGAAAAGAGCAUGAAAAGAGUCAUAAUACCCCAAGUUUAAUACCUUAGGUUGUCUUCGUUUAACAAAUAUAUACAUGUGAAGGGUUAUUCAGGGAUUCCUGACAGAUAUCAGUGUUACAAUGUAACUUGCGUUAAUUUUGGAAAGAAAAUGGUUUGGAAAUAGCAAAGUGCUACUUGUACUUAUUGCCCUAUAACUUGCAAAAAAAAAGCUAAGAACAUGUUAACAUUGGGUAUUUCUAAAAUGAGGGCAAAGUUAGAAACUAUUUAGCACGGGUAUUUUUUCGCAGUUGGAGAUGCGCAACAGAUUUUGGGUGUCAAAGUUCGAAAAAACUAGUUUUUUUUUUUAAAUUUGGAAAACAAGGGGCUGGCUGCACUCACCUGAACAUGCUUAAAUGGGGUGCUGCUGGGGGCCAAUAAGUACAGUAAAAAUGAAAAUUCAGUCCACUCCCUUAUCUACUAAACAGCUACUUUGGUGCUGACAGAUUUUGCUAGUUUUAUUAAAAACACCUAAUCUAGGCAAAAAAAUAAUGGGGGUUUAGUUACAUUAUAUGAUCAUACAUUGCAUAAGCCUGCCACAAUUUUUAAAUUUUUUCAUCAUAUUUUAGAAUUUUUUUAUAGUAAAUUAUAUGGUGAAAAUAAUAGUAUCUUUAGAAAGACUAUUUAAUGGCGAGAAAAAUGGUAUAUAAUAUGUGUGGGUACAGUAAAUGAGUAAGAGGAAAAUUACAGCUAAACACAAACACCGCAGAAAUGUAAAAACAGCCCUGGUCCCAAACGGUAAGAAAACUGAAAAGCGAUCUGGUCACUAAGGAGUUAAUUAAGCAGUUUUUGUGUACAGAUCCAGCCUCUGAAGUACUGCUCAAUUCUCUGACAUUUAGGAGUUAAAACACUCUUUAUUUCUGUCCAUGCAGCCCUAGCCACACUUACCCUGGCUGUGACUGACACAGCCUGCAAUGAACAAAGUGGUUUAAUCAGAUGUAACUUACUUUAAAAGUGUAUCUUACUUUAAAAUUGUUUAUCUCCUGCUCUGUAAAGUGAACUUUAAUUACAUACAAGAGGCUCCUGUAUGGUUUAACAAGCUAUUGAGAGUGCCAGAGAUAAGAAAUUUGCAAUAAAGGAAGUGUAAACAUUAGAUUACUCAUUACAGGAAGUGUUUAGGAAGUCACAAGUAGGGCAGUGUGACUAGGGUUGCAUGAACAAAGUCAUGUAACUUUUAAAUAACAGUGAGACUGCAGGGGCAUGAUCUAUACACCAAAACUGCUUCACUAAGCUAAAGUUGUUUUGGUGAAUAUAGUGUACCUUUAAUAUAUUUUGGUCCACUGUAUCAAAACAUUUUGAAACAUUUAAGAAAAUAGGUCUAAGUUUAGUUUUUGCAAUGCAAUUCUAAACAUCAUUAAAGACAGUUGUCAUGGGAUGUUUAGAACAAAAUUCACAUGAAAUGGGCAAAAUGUUAUAUCUGUAUAGUUGUUCAUGAACAUAUCUUUCUAGAUCUUUAGAAUGGUAUUUGCUGUGUUCCAUUCUUGGUGUAUAACACUUGAAGAUGGGCACAGGAAGAACUACCAGAGUCGCAACAUUUGUGAUUGUGACCAAGUGCCUGGAGCACCUUCUGUCAUCGGGUUCAAGCCAUGAGGAGGCCCCCCUGUAAAACAGCUGUGCCGUUCCUGCCUCCGUGGCUGAGAUAAUCCAUCUUGAUGAUCUCAGCCAAGCCAAUGCAUUCCAUGCUUUCCCUUAGGAAAGCAUUAGGAGGCAAUUGUGCAUGCGUUAAUCAGCAUCUCCUCAUAGAGAUGCAAUAAAUCAAUGCAUCUCAAUGGUGAACAUUCAGCACCUCUGUGCAGAAUGUGGAGAUGCUGAGUAUAGGUAUUCCUGGUCAGCAAUGUAAACACCUCCUUUAUUCUGAAAAUGCUUCUAAUGAAGCUGAACCACCAGGGACUGUUAGGUUAUUCCCUCAUCUAUGCAAAAAGGCAAGCAUGAGGAGUGUAAUUUUGCAAUUUUUUUUCAUUUUGAUUAAAUAAGUAGGAGAAAUAUGGGAAGUAGCUUCUCCCACAGUCAAACCUACGCACAUCACACUCUGCAAGUCUUACACAGAUCCCACUCAUCCAAAUCCCACACCUACAUAUCACACUCAGCCAGCCACACACAUCACACUUUGCUAACCUCCCCCACACAUACACUGACAAUUCUUGCACCAGGGCCCUGAAGUUUCUAAUGGUGGCCCUGAUUAGUGGGAAUAUAUAUUUAACAUUUAUAUUUAGCAUGAAGAAUGAAUGUUGGCGUCUGAUCAUCGCCAACUUCCUCAUCAUCACGUUUCUAUUUUAUAGUCAGGGAAGUGGAACAUCUAGCAAAGCGGCUUUUAAAAGUUUGUUUGCUUUAGCUCCAGGGUCUUUUAACAUACCUAUAUAUUUUUUUUAGGAGUGAUCAAGAAUGGUUUUAGGAAAAACAGACGGUUUGUAGAUGUUUUCAAUUCUAUUACAGACAUUUGUCAGAUUUGAUUAUUUCCUCUUUAAGUUAUUUGUAAAAUAUUCAGCAGUGCAGAAGUUCUCAGAUGUUUGAAAUAUCACACAAUUAUUUGUAAAUGAUGUGCUUAAAGAGACUUUAAAUAUGUUGCUAUGUUUAACUUCAUAUAAUGCUUUCAGUGAUAAGUCACAAUGAGAUCCAUUGCCAGCUGUGAUGUACGGAGGAUCACCCUUUCAGAAAGAUUAAAGAUAGAUACAGUUGACUGUAUUCCUAGCUCCUGCAUUGUAUCUGGACAGGACAAGAGGAUCGAUUCGAGCAAAAUAAGGUGUUUUGAAUAAUAGAUUGGUAUAUGAACAGCGAAUGCCGUAUCUGAUCAAGGCAACUUACUUAAUCAAUAUAUAUUUGUAAAGCAUUUUUAAACCUCAAGAUUGCAGACUGAAUUUUUAUCUUGGUAAACUCAAUCUUGCAAUUUACUGAUGAUGGUAAAGUGAGCACCAAUUGACUUUGGAAAUAUCUAUUCUGCAGGACAAACUUAUAAAAAGGAGAAAAUCUCCAGGUAUUCUUCCGAGUAAAUGUUUUAUUGUUGCCGAUCCUACAAUAACUCUCACUUGAAUUUCGAUGAAAGUUUAAGGCCGGCCUGAAAAAGUUAUUUGCAAAUAAGAAGUAUUGAAAUGUUCAUUUUCACUUGGAUCCCACAGACCUAUGGAAUAAAUAUACACAGCUAGAAGUGGUUAUGGUUAAUGAGUUAGAUAUGGAUAUAAAGGCAAAUAAAAUGAAAGCGAUAUAGUGUUAACAUGCGUGUUAGACUUUGGUCUCUGGAUGGUAUUGCAGCAGUUAAAUUAUCUUGUAAAACUCUGUUGCAAAAGUUUUUAGAAAACUUAGUGUACUUCUCAUGCAACCCUAUAUUGACAGGUUAAAGCUAGCAGCAGAUGACAAAUGUCAGGAAGUGUCCGUGUAAAUCCAAUACAAGCUUCCUUAAAAGCAUAACUCCAUAAAGGGCCUCUUUUAUAAGCCCAAAGGAACACUACAGCAUUAGGAAUCCAAACUGCCCUGUUAACAGUUUAGGUGCUUGACCCCCCCACCUGUAAGGAGUGAAACUGCAAGAAUCACAUUUUCUAUAUGUAUAUUAUAAUUCUAUCGAAGAACACUUAAUCUCACCAUAUUUUGAUAAACAGUCAUAAGUGUGGUAUGUUAAACACAAGGUGAGCAUGAAUGUGAUUUGCAUUUUUAAAAAUAGUAACAUUUGUUUGGCGCAUGGGAUCCAAAGCUUGCCAAACAGCAAAUUCAUGAUUAACAUCUUCCCUUCUCUUGCAAUAUUUCAAUAAAGGUCUGCCAUAUUAAUAGAUAAGCACAAAUAAAAUAUAUGUUACAUGUUUUAGAUGGCAUAAAAUGCAAAUAUUCUCUGUUUAUAGGUAUUUGGAAGGGAACCGAUGGCAUUUUUGGAAAUACAGAUUCUCAAAAGUGCCACCACAAUGCACAAAAAUAUCUGUAUAGUGUGCAUAAUGCCCACAUAGCAUGAAUACAAGUUACACCAAGCAUAUGCACUACGCAUUGUGCUAGGUAUAUUUCGAGUUCAUUAUUUUAUUAGCCUUCCUGGCUGCUAGGAUGUAUCCUCUAAAUCUGACCCGAAAAUGAUUCUGUAGAAUGUGAGAGAUAGAAGGUACUACUAUUUACAGUGCCUCUGCAGAGAUGCUGAGGGUCCAAAUGUUGCCAAAUGUGUUUUUCCAAGUUGAGCACUGGAGAAAAGGGGUAGGUGCUUAUUGGGCUAAACUUAAUUUUGCAUUGUUUUGCAAUGAGGAUGCAAGCUCAUGUAAUGAUGUUUAAAGGAAAGGGGGUAAAAAUAUAUAAGUGGUUCCCAAUAAUAUUACUCUGGAUUGUGGCUAUAGCUUAAUAUGUCCCACAAAUCUAGAUACCUGUGACAUAACCCUAUUUUAAUCGUCACAUUAAUUAAACCAUUGCAUUUCAAAGAUCUGUUGCUCUCAAUAACUACUCAGAAGACUGACAUCAUGAAGGAGCAGGAGUUUCAUAGAUUAGUUAACAGCUCUCAGGAACAAAAACUAGAAUUAAUGCCAAACAGGAAAAAUGGAAGGCUUAGCAUUUAGCAAACAAUUGCAAAUGAGCCAACAGGGUCAAAUCAAGAUAUUUUUUUAAAUUUAGAUCACCUCUGUCCUCUAGACAUCCUCUUUGGUGCAGGCAAACAGUAAUUAUGGUGCCUGCGUAGUAAUAUUCUACAUUAGAAACUUGCAUUUUUCAUGCCGAUUUCUUUAAAAAAAGUGCUUUAAGUCAACUGAAUCCAUAAGCAACCAAAGUGUGUGUCCAUGUGUGUGGCCCGGGCAGAUGUUUUCACAAAGGUAGAUCUUCAGUAGUUGCAGAACUACAACUUUAGGCUGGCUGAGCAUUAUGGGUGUUGCAGUUUUGCAGAAGCUGGUGAUCUACCUUUUGUGGACUCCUAGUCUAUAAGUUGCCUUGCUAACAAUCUUUGCUAACUUCAAAAGAAUAUCAAAUAAACUAUGUUCAGCAAACAUGUCCCAAAAGAACUUUAAUUAAUUAUAAUAGGUUAUCUGUAGAUAAAGUAGACAAACACUUGAGUGUUAUUCGGCACAGUCUGCAUAUCUAAGGAACAGUCAUGUUAAUACAAUUUCAUUUACAAGGAAAUGACAGACAACCCAAAUAUGUUCUCCCUUCAUGACCUCAGCUCCUAAAAGUGAAGAAUACUUGGCGCUUAACAGGUUCAGCAAGAUAUUUCUAUCAAUACACAAAACACAAAAAAAAAGCUGUCAUCUAUGGGUUUUUUACGCUAAUGAUAAUAUUCAUAGAACUUCUUUGGAAGACGAAAAACAUGUUAUCUAAACCAGCAUUCUUGCAUCAUCUGGAUAGACGUGUGAGAAAGUAUCCAGAUGUAUUAUAUCAGGGUUAAUUCCAGUGAAAGUUUGACUCUAGAUAAGGCGGAAUGAAGUGGAAGGAAUCAUUUUUGAUUAAUGAAAUGUAAAACUAAUGAUUACUUUGCAGUAAUAAGAGUGCCUCUAGUGGCUGUCAUUCAGAAAGCCACUAGAGGCACUUUCUGCUUGCUAGGCGACAACUGACGCUGGACAUCCUCACGCUCUGCAUGACGACAUCCAACGUCUGUUGACUCCCCACAGGAAAGCAUUGACGCAUUAUUGUUGUGGUGUUGCGAGGGGGGGGGGGCAGAGGGACACGAUAGCAUUAGGAAUACACUUUUGUGUGCCAUACCUGUGAGGUGGAUGGAUUAUCUCGGAAAAGGAGAAGUGCUCACUAACACAGAUUUAGACAGAUUUGUGAACAAUAUUUGAGAGAAAUUGAGAGGCCUUUUGUAUACAUAGAAAAAGUCUUAGAUCUUUGAAUUCAGCUCAUGAAAAAUGGGGGCAAAAACUAAAGUGUUGCGUUUAUAAUUUUGUUCAGUGUAGCUGUCUCAUUUCCUUUUUGCGCUUUUUGGGCCAUAUCCACUAAAAUGUAUGUACUGCAUGUAUGAGAAAUGUAUGUAACAUACACAGUAUAGCAAAUUAGGGAGCUGUCUUCUAGACAGCUGAAGAAUUAAAAAAAUUAAAAAAGCCUUUUAUUCAUUUUGGUCUUUAAAGAACCAUUUAGGUGGGUUGGCCUCCCUUAGCCCCUCAAUAAAAGUUUAAAUUCACCUUUUUUCCAGCGCUGCAUGGGACCGCCGGUGCUGGCUCCGCCCCCUUUGUGACAUCAUCAAACGUGCCGAUUGUUAGCCAAUCCUGUAGCUGUAGUUGUUCUGGUGACUAUAGUGUCCCUUUAACUCCUUAAGGACACAUGACAUGUGCGACAUGUCAUGAUUCCCUUUUAUUCCAGAAGUUUGGUCCUUAAGGGGUUAAGCUGGUUUAGUAGAUAGUUCCCUAAUUUAGUACCUUGCCUUACGAGGGAUUGCCAUUUUAAGGUUACCGAAUAAAGGAGCUAUCUACUAAACACAACAGCUCCCUAAUUUGGCACCCUUAUAUGGGAUUGCUAUAUAUAAAGGGGCACUAUAGUCACCAGAACAACCAGGGCUUAAUGUAGUUUUUCUGGUGAGUAUAGUCAGUCCCUGCAGGCUUUUUAAUGUAAACACUGUGUUUUUAAUGAAGUCAGUGUUUAUUUUAUAGCCUAAGAACACUUCUAGUGGUCCUUAACUAUGACAACCCCAAGUAGGGAUACCAAAUUAAGUUAUCUAUAAACAGUUGAUCAAAAUUAAGAGAGAGGCCCUUUUUAUUUAUUUUAAUCUUUUUGCUGUGUUUAGCAGAUAGUUUCCUUAUUUGGUAUCCUUACCUAGGAUUACUACUGUCAAGGAAGCCAAAUAAGGGAGCUAAUACCCUAAUUUGGUAUCCUGGAAUAAUGAGAAUAAUGGUGUCCGAAUUUCGUUUUCAUUCCUAAUUUAUUCUAAAUUUUGUUUAGUUCUGAAUUUCAGACAUACCAAAAUUAGAAAAUAAACUAAUUGAAACAAAACAAACUGAAACAAAUUUUUUCACCCAUGCACCUCUCUAUCCAGAGUAGCGCCUGUAUAUACCUUGAUAGGUUUCCCUUAUUGUCUACAUGCCUUGGAGAAGAGAGGAGUGGUUAUUUAAGAAUUCACUUUAAACAACUGAUGGUCUUUCACUGUAUCCUGAUACAUUUGUCCAGUAAUAAAUAUAUAGGAACAUUUUGUUAUUUUAGAAAAAUGAUCUCACUUGUCCUAGCCAUGAGUUUGUUUCCAAUAAGUCACCCUUGAGAUAAUGAUUAGACCAAGGACAUUCUAUUCUAUUUAUAUUUGCUAUAGGCAGUAUAGAAAAUCACAAAGAACAAUGGGCUGUGCAUUUACGUACCAGAACCCAUCCCUCAAAUUAGCAUCCUUACUACUGCAAUUGCUUCCAGAUACUAGAGACUUAUUAACAUACCACUCAUGUUAUCAGAAGUAACACAUAGUGUACAUGUGAUCUUUUAGGCCAAAACAGACUAACUAAAAACAUGACUGACUGAAUUUAUAUUGGCAUUAAUUCAAGUGAAAUUCACUUGAAUUUGAAACAAUUUACACGUUACUGAAUAACUAUAUUUUACAAAAAUAAUUUCUUACCUACUUGCUUGCUAACUACUACUGAUGAAAUAAUAUAUCUGGUAUGUUAAGCAAUGUAUUGGAAUGUCUUCAUAAUCAUCUACCUUGUAGUAAAUGAGCAGUGUUUCUUGUGUGCACUUUGUGAUGUCAUCAAGCUGUAAUGACAUCAGAGUUCUGGAACGGUAAUAUGUAUCUCAGUGUCACAGUUCAGCAUGACCUGUAUUCAGGCAGCAUCAUUACAAACAUUACAAGUGAUGAUCAGAAAACUAUAUAUCCAUACAUUGGUAAGACAUAACAAAUAUGUUUUUGGAGAAUCCUGUUAAACUGUAAUGAAAAAUGAUAACAUCUCAGUUGUAGAGGUAUUGCUUCACUGAAAAAGUCAGAACGAGGCUCCAUGUAACCUGUUAAUUUUAACCAAUGAUAUGUUUAUGACAUGUUUUACUGCUUUGUAAAUAUUCCCCAUGGUACUAAAUAUUGAAAAUCUUUUUAGUUGCAGAUGGGGGGUACAUGCUCUACGGUAGUGGUCAUUCUGACUUGUUUGUCUUAUUUAUUUUCAAGGUUUCUAGUAAAACAGUGCAUCACAGAACACUGAGGUUUUCCAUUUAUCAUGUGGAUAAAAUAAAGAAACACCAUCUACUGGGGCAGGUGCUGUUCCCUUUGAAAAAUGAAAAUUUGACAGAUGAUGGGAAGCUUGUUAUUUGGAGGGAUCUAGAAGUUGAAAAUAUGGAGGUAAGGCUGUAAUUAGUAUUGUUAAAUUCUAAAUCAAAUGAUAUCUGAAAGGGUCUCGCAGCAUUGCACCUCCUAUACCCUUUCUGUAUAAUCUUGUAUUGAUCUCACUUUAAUAUAGAGGGGCAAUGUGUAUAUAUAAACACAUGCACACACGUUCACUUUAUAGUGUGUUUGUCAUGGUACCUGAAUCACAGACCUCCUUCUCCUCCAGCAUUUUCGGCACUUUAGAGGCCGGCCAUGAUAGUCUGGUUAAUUAUCUUCAUGAAUUAUGACUUUCAUCCUACUAUUCUUCCGUCGGUGUCCUCUUCACAGGGUAUACUGAUGGUUGAUAUCCAGGUCGCCAAUCUGAGGAAGUUGUGAGAUCAGAUUCACCAUAUUCUUGUUCACACUUCGGCUUUACCUAAAUGUCAAGUGGAUAAGCGCAGAAAACCUGCUCCUGUUUUUCACCCAGGGGAUAAGGUAUGGUUGAGUACCAGACACAUACGUUUAAGGGUUCCUUCCAUGAAAUUCGCACCUCGUUACAUAGGGUCUUACAAGGUCUUAUGGAAGAUCAACCCAGUUGCCUAUCAACUUGCGCUCCCUCCUGGGUUGCGCAUUCCUGAUUCUUUUCAUGUUUCACUAUUGAAACCUCUCGUUUGUAAUAGAUACACCUCGGCUUCGACUCCUCCCUCUUCUGUUCAAAUUGAGGGUCAGGAGGAAUAUGAGAUUAAUUUCAUUCUUGACUCCCGUUUCUCUCGUGGGAGGUUACAGUAUCUUGUUGACUGGAAGGGAUAUGGUCCUGAAGAAAGGUCCUGGGUGCCUCAUGCGGAUAUCCACGCUCCUCGCCUUCUCCGGACAUUCCAUGCCCGCUUUCCGUCUCGUCCUGGCUCCUUUCGCCUGGUGGGCGUUCCUAAGACAGUGGGUACUGUCAUGGUACCUGAAUCACAGACCUCCUUCUCCUCCAGCAUUUUCGGCACUUUAGAGGCCGGCCGCGAUAGCCCCGCCCCCUUUUAUGACGCGGCGCAAUCCCGCUGACGUCGUGACAUCAAUGAGAUCACGAACUGCCGAAAAAAAUCAAACCAGGAUGUUUUGGGGGCGUGGACAUCAAUUAAAGAGCCAGGCUAUAAAAAGUACUCACUUACAGUGAGUCAUUGCCCUGUCGUGGUUUCAGCUUGUCUGUUCCCUCAGUGCAUCUCUCGUGAUUGGUUUUCUGGUUAAUUAUCUUGGCUUGUAUCCUGACCUUGCUGUUCUCUCCUAUCCUUGUACCCGGCUUGACCUUCGCUUACCUGUCUUCUCGUUCCCUCGACCUCUGCUUGUCUGUGACCAUUCUUAGUUUAUGUGACGUUAGUCCGGCCACUCUAAGGUCCGGUAUACGUCUUUAUAGUUUCAGUACACUGCGUGUUGGAUUCCUGUCUUGAUCCUGACAGUGUUUAUACAAUAUUUUUGUUAUUCAACGAAUUACCUUUUCAAGUCCUCACUUGAAAACAAUGUAAAGGGAUACAUAUGACAUUUAUAUAGCACCAACUUAUUCCGUAGCGCUUUAGAAUAUUGUAUAUAUUACUCACUGACAGACAGACACUCACUCACUCACUGACAGACACUCACUCACUGACACACACAGAAACUCACUGACAGACAUACACUCACUCGAUAACAGACUCACACACACAGACACUUACUGACAUACAUUCACUCACUGACAGACACACACUCAAUGACAGCCAUACACUCACUCACUGACACACACACACAGAAACUCAUUGACAGACAUACACUCACUCAAUGACACACACACACAGACACUUACUGACAGACAUUCACUCACUGACAGACAUACACUCACUCAAUGACAGAAACACACACACACACAGACACUCACUGACAGACAUACACUCACCGACAGACCCACACACAGACACUUACUGACCGACAUACUCACUCACUGACACACACACACAGAAACUCACUGACAGACAUACACUCACUCAAUGACAGACACUUACUGACCGACAUACACUCACUCACUGACAGACUUACACUCACUCACUGACAGACACACAAACACACACUCACUGACACACACACACAGAAACUCACUGACAGACAUACACUCACUCAAUGACAGACACUUACUGACCGACAUACACUCACUCACUGACAGACUUACACUCACUCACUGACAGACACACAAACACACACUCACUGACACACACACACACAGACACUCACUGAAAUACACUCACUCACUCACUGACAUACAUACACUCAUUGACACACACACUAAUAGUCAAACAUUCACACACUCACUGACACAAACACAAACACACACAGGCAGACACUUACUGACAUACACACACACUCACAGUCGAACACACACCUCCCUGGGAUCCAGUGUGGGGCAGUUCCUCACUCCUCCAGCGCGUUGUUUAGUAUGCAGUUGCUGGAAUUACGUCAUAGUCUGACUCCCAGCAUCACAGAGGGCGCGCGAGGGACUAGUGGGAAGCUGCAAGAACAGCCUCCCUCAAUGCCUGCCUUCUCUGCCCCCCUCUUCUCAUGACACCAGCAUUCGUUGGCAGAGCAGGCACCUACCAUCAAGGUAAGCAGGUGCCUGCUCUGCCUUAACUAGCGCACAGCUUCGGGGGCGCCCUGAGAUGGCCAGAUGGCCUCCUCCUGGCCCACCUGUGAAAGGGCUCCUCUCAGUGCCCCCAACUUCUGGCGCCUUGAGGAUCGGCCCAGCGCUGGGGGCAGCUCAAGAGUUGCUCACCCAGCUCUGCGGCCCCAGACAGGGGGAGCCCACCAAGAAACAUACAGGUGGGUGCCCCCAGCAGCAGCCACCUAAAUUGCAAUUAGUGUCUGUGUAUAAAUAGUUAAUGAGUUUGUUAGCUCUCACGUGAAUGCACUGAGAAAUGGUUGAGUUGCCAAAAAGAGGCCUUUACUGCACCAAUGCCACAAAAAAGCCCACUUACAAUACGCCUGAUAACACCUUGGCAUGCCUCACAGCUACUGGCACACUGUAAUUUGGAGUGACGAGACCAAAAUAGAGCCUUAUGGCCACAACCAUAAGCACUAUGUUUGGAGAGAAGUCAACAAGGCCUAUCCCCGCUGUGAAGCGUGGUGGUGGCUCACUGAUGUUUUGGGGGGGUGUGAGCUCUAAAGGCACAGGGAAUCUUGUGAAAAUUGAUGGCAAGAUGAAUGCAGCAUGUUAUCAGAAAAUACUGGCGGAGAGUUUGCAUUCUUCUUCACGAAGGCUGCGCAUGGGACACUCUUAGACUUUCCAGCAUGACAAUGACCCUAAGCACAAGGCCAAGUUGAUCCUCCAAUGGUUAAAGCAGAAAAAGGAGAAGGUUCUGGAGUGGAUACCUUAAUAUAGAGCCAUUCUCGGGAGAUCUCAAACGUGCGGUUCAUGCAAGAUGACCAAAGACUUUGCAUGAGGCAUUUUGCCAAGACGAAUGGGCAGCUAUAAUGCUUGCAAGAAUUAGGGGCCUCAUAGACAACUAUUACUAAAGACUGCACCUGUCAUUGAUGCUGAUGGAGGCAAUACACAGUAUUAAGAACUAAGGGUAUGCAGACUUUUGAAUAGGGGUCAUUUCAUUUUUUUUCUUUGUUGCCAUGUUUUGUUUUAUGAUUGUGCCAUUCUUUUAUAACCUACAUUUGAAUAUGAAUCCCAUAAAAAAUAAAAGAAAUGUGUUUUGCCUGCUCACUCGUGUUUUCUUUAAAAAUGGUACAUUUAUGACCAAUUCUCCUGUGGCGGAACCAAUCUCGCCACUGUGCAUUGGAGGAGCCUGGUUGCCUGCCUGCUGCCUUUUGACUAUGGACCGGCAUUUAAAUACUUUAUUUAUUUUCCUAUGCAGAAUGGUAUAUUCGUGUAUUUCUGCCCUGGCGUUCAGUAGAUUCUCGGAUUUACUGAAUGAACUCAUUUAACCCAGAUAGCUAUGCCAUGGAGCCUAUUCGUGUAAUAAAAGAAUUUGGCUCCAUGGCAAUUGAACUGUAUGUGUGUGGUCUAAGCGCCAUUCAGUAAUAAUGUGCGCUCAGACCUAAGCUAUCUGGGGAUAUGUUGCAUGUCUGUAUUUUAUGUAAUAAAUGUAACCUUGUGUAUUUUAUUGUAUUUUACUGUAUUUUGCUAACAUGUGGCUAAUGGAAUUUUGCCUCUGUCCUUGGAGAUAAUUGGAUUACUUCUCAAUUAUCUCCAGGAUAGAAAACUCUGUGGAACUGGUUCUGGGCAGAAAAGCCAUGCUUCAUUUGGUCACAAAGGACUUUGAUCUAUCUUUUGAACCAAUGGACCAAUUUGGAUGAUUUUGACAUAUGUUUGUAUUUGGAGUAUGUUGAUUCUGAAAAUGUGAAUGUGAUGCAUACUUUUAAACUUAUGAAUAAUGUGGAAAAACUGUAUUUCUCUGCCUGUGAUAAUUACAUUACCCAUUGUGUAAGGUAAUUGUAUCACAGGCAGAGGGGAGGAUUUUGUGUGGCAGUGUCUGAGUGUAUUGUACAUGUUUAUUGGUUGUUUUCCAAAACCCUGUGGGUGGUACUAAUGUGUAAGAAUGUGUAUAUAAGAACAAUAAACCCACAGCUCUGUCUGUUCAUGUUUUGACCCUCAAUCAAUAGAAUCAAUAGAAAUUACUUUCAUGAGGCGGGGGUACUUAGGAAUUUAUUUGAUACCUGCAGGAGUACUUCUCCAUAACAUUUUGAGAAACACUGCUCUAGAGUAAAGUGAUAAAUAACGAGUAAUCGCUUUGGAAACCAAUAGAAUGUCUCAACGCGUAGCCCUUUUCUCCCAAAAUAUUACCUGAUUUUCCUUUCCCCACUUACAUAAAAAAAAAACCUAAUGAUUAAAGUUGUGGAUUUACGGUUACAGAUGUACAGUUACAGUGUGCAGCAUCUUCAAACAAGUAUCCCUGCAUAUUAUGGCUUUGGUUUAAUAUUUUUGUAUACGCUUUCCAAGUUAUCACAAUCUGUUAGAAAAAGUAUUUGAACAGAGUAUCUAUAAAAAUUCCAAUAGACUUUAAAAACGAUUUCUGUAGAUAAAUAAUUUGAAAUGUUUUUCUAACAGAUUGUGAUCUGUGACUGUGAUCUUCUGAAAAGCUUAGCCAAAUUUUUUAACGUGAGGCCAAUGUUCCCUCUACCCAAAGCCGCUCUAACCCACAAGAUUAAAUAAAUUGCACAGAUUUUUCUUUUAAGCAAGCACAAAACAUUUCUAAAAUAUUACGUUGUUAUUAUUGCAAAAUAAUUUUCAACUGUUGUAACAGUUGAUGCAUUGUUAAAGCAAGUUGAAAACUUUGUUUUUAUGGGAACUUUGAAAGGGAUAGGCUGAGUGCUUGACAUUUUUUUUUUUGAGAAAGCUAUACAAAACAAAUUUAUUGCAAAAGCUUACAGUAAAUUUAAAUUAAACCUAUCAUCUUCAAAAGCUUGUAUUGUGUUCUUUAUUUAGACUGGAUGAAUAAACAUAAUAUGAAUUCAUAAAAAGUGGGAAAAAUUUUCUUAUCAUAGAAUGUCAAGUUUUAAGAUUGACAGCGGGUGUUCUUAAAGGCACAGUAAAUAAUGCAACUAAUGUAUUCAUAAUAAAAAUGUUAAGCCUUGUGCUGCAUAAUUUGUAUUUAUCCCACAUAAAAAAAGUCGUACAUCCUGAUCAUGGUUCAUUUGAUCACACAUUGCUCUCUUCAGUGAUGCAACAUCUGAAGCUACACCCCACCCUGAAAUAUUUUUAAAAUACUAGUCCCCAAGCACGUUUGACGACUCCUGUGCAUAGUUCUAAACUGCUUAAUCCUUCAUAUUUGACUUCCCAGUUUGCCUAUGUGCUAUAAUGUUUAAAACAGAAUCAUGUUCAAAUAUAACGUAUUCUUAUUGUGACAUAUAUUGCAGCAUGAUAAGUUACCGGGCCUCCCAAAUUUCCCAAUUUCAGUGGUACAGUCCAUAUUUAAGGGUCUUAUUCUGCUGUUCUGACUGUCCCCUGAAAGCAUAGUGUGAGCAAAUUAUUAUACACGCUUGUUCUAUGCUCAGGGCACUUGUACCAUGCGUAAAGUACUUUUACAGUGCUGUAUGCAUGUUCUACCCUUAGUGGGCUGGCAUUCUUGAUUGACAGUAAGGCUGACAUGCAUUCAAGCCAGGUUAUCUGCUGAGCUGACUGGUCCCUUUAUGAUUGAGUCUGCCCAUAUUAUUCCACCCACUGGCAUACCGCUUUAUGAGAUGUAAGUGUUGGGGGUUAUGGUAUAUGCUCACUUGGAUUUUUUUUACAUUUCCCUAAAUAAUUAUUAACAAUAAGAAAACAUAACCUAUAUAGGACAAAUAUAACAGAGAAACGGCAAACAAAAAUCUUAAAGGAUAUUCUAUAAUGAGUUUUUAUUUUAUUUUUUUUAUUUUUAUAUUUACAAUUUAAGAUGUUGUCUAUUCAUCAAUUAUGGAAUAUAUUCAAAUAUAAUGAAAUCUUGAUAUCAGAUAAUAAGGAAGAUAAUAGUUCAAUUAAAACUGCAGAUUUCAUAUUUCUCAAACUCGUCAUCUCUAGGAACUUUUAACAAGUCUACCGCUUGGUCAAGUGUAAAUCACAAAUAAUAAUAAGUAAAAUCAUUUCUUUCACAUGGUUACACCAAUUCUCUUAAAAAUCUUAAUUUCCAAUAGGUGUAGAUGGAGUUAUUAUUACUUUAUUUUUUUUCUAUGUUUUGUGUUGCGAUUUUGUGAGAUCAGGUAAGUAUUGUUUAGAAAUGUGUUGGUCAUAACUCUGCAACUCAAAGGGAUAAACAUUUGAAAUAUACAUUUCUGAUAUUACAUAUUAGUCCAAUAGAUUAGGAGGUGGAGAGUCACUGGUACCUGGUUAUGUUGUGGCUAGUUCAACUCUGUCUUGUUCCCUCUAGGUUGCACAGUACCUGUAAGGUAGGUAAGAGAGGAAUAGCUGGGAGAGGAAUAAGUGCUAGUUAUUUACUGCAUAAUAGACUGGGGAAAAAAGGAAUAUAAUAGAAUAUAAAAAAAAAAAUCAUGCCAAAUGUUUUGGCUAUUGAUUGUUUUUUUUUUUUUUUUUAAAUAAUGGAGCUUUUAACAAUACAAGUGUACCCUAUAAAACCAAAAAAUAGUUUGUUUUGGCUUUUAUGACUUAAAAAAAGUGAUACGCCUGUUUUGAAUUUUUAAUGGAUGACAUUCAGUGAUAAAUGCAUGGUUUGUCUUUUUUUUUGUAUCAUGGCAGGAAUUUUAAUUUCUAUCAAUUUACACACUAGUGAACUGAACAUUUUUUACCAAAAUAAUCCAAUUGAAAACAUAGUGUAGAGUCCAAUUUGGAUUGUUGCCUAAAAAUUGAGUCAUGUUCUCAACCAGAAGGUUAUGUUUGAAAGUGUAAACUCGGUGGAAGUUAAUUCUUUUUAAAUAUCGUAUUAUUUAUAUUGCUUGUAGAUUAAUGGGUUUUUUUUUCCUCUUUUUUUUUUUCCAGCCUCCAUCAGAGUAUGGAGACAUCCAGUUCUCUCUUAGCUACAAUGACUACCUGGGGCGCAUGACGGUAGUUGUUCUCCGUGCCAAAGGUUUACCAUUUCAAGUGGAGCCUGGUAAGAGCAGUAAGUAACGUCCAACUUAUCAUUCAACACCAAAUUAACAUCUUUCUGCACAUUUCCUGCUUAGAAUGUCUUUACUGAUAUCUCUGUUUUAUAUAGCAACCGAGUUAGAGAUGGCCUGGGAGAUUUGCGAUUGGAGGUUAGACGUUGUUAAGUAUUAGGGUUAAUACAGACCUAUGACUGGUUUAACAUUAAGGAAUCUUAGAGAGAAAGUAUACGUGCAUUCUUGAACCUGUGGUCUGUAAUUCAUAAAAGCCAUUAUAUGUCUACUGUGCUCGAUGAAGGAUCAGGGAAGAUUUUAACAGGUUUAUUUACCAAAGUGAGAAUUCUAAGUAAAUGCAAAGUGAAUAUCAAUUUUUUUAGGCUGAAAGUAGCGGCAGAGGGGAAUGUGAGUUUACUUUACCUGAAUCUAUCUAUUACGGGCGACGCCAUCCUCUUCCAGACGGUUCUCUUCUGCUCUUGACACUUCAGCACCAGGAGCCAAUGUCACUACUGUGGGAUCCUUCAUAGACAGAGCCAAUUUCCUGCAGCGGUCACUGGUUACGGCUGGGGAAUUGACUCUUCUUGAUGACGGUAGCUCCGCUCAGUGUCUAGAAGUGCCGGGUGUAGGAAAAAUUACUAAGACAAAUUAGUCACACCUUUGUCUCACUAUAUCUUUUGACUGAGUUAGGCUGGGUUUAAAGCAGAUCUGCUAUGUUUAUUCUUUCUUGUGGUUUUCCUUUCCUUAUGCCCCUGUAUCUUAAUGAUUAUACUCCCCUACUUGUCUUUAUUUACAUUCUUUUCUUCCUUGUGCUGGAUCUCAAUACCUGGAUGCAGACAUUUUGUUCUUCUCUGUCCAUGAUGUCUGCAGUUUCCCUUCUGCGGGAUUGAUUCUACUGUAUUGUCAUUUGAUUUGAUUGGUCACUGAAACAGAACCUUGUUUUAUGCUCCCCCCCAAUGUCAAGUUUUGUCAACUUAACUGCUACACAUGAAGGGAAAUAGUCCAUAAUUUCCUUAUGUAUUUUAUAAAAACUAGAGCACUCAGGAAAAAUAAAUAAAUCAGAUUCAGAAACAUGGAGCUAUAUAGAAGAGAUUAAAUAGUUUAUUCUUUAUCUAAUGCCGCUAAUGCUCUGAGAAUGCCGCUCUAAAUUCACAACGAGUGCAGUUGCCUUUUGAUAUAAGGUAGAUUCAUUUUGUAAUGAGGAUGUUUUCAAGGACUUCCCACUGGUGGGACACUUGAUAUUUUUUGUCAGAUUUUUCCAUGUAUGCUGAUCUGUAAAGGAGAAAACUGCUUGACUGACCACAUUUUGAGGUAAGUAAUGGAAAGGAAGGAACAGGAGGAGGACAUGGGCAGUGGAGAGCAUGCUCCAGUAAGCAUACUGGUUAUGUAGUGUGGACGUUUACCAGUGAGAUGGUCAUGAACCAAAAUAUAUAUGAAUUUGAAAGUUGGUAAAUUUAGCUGUUUCAAAACAUCAUAAUGAUGGUUACUACCUCUAUAAUGAAGGACAAGCUACUUAUAAAUUACAUAUAAAGUUGUUAACGCACACAUAAAGUGUUCAGUUAUUGAAACAUUAAAAGAACUCUAUAUGAACCCAGACCACGUCCUCUCAUUAAAGUGGUCUGGGUACACUGCCUCUGUCUGUUUAACCUUGCAAUGUAUAAAAUGAGAAACUGCAAUUAUUACACUGCAGGGUUAACUCCACCUCUAAUGGAUAUCUUCCAGACUGCCACUAGAGGCUCUUCCAGGUCCCUAGGAGAGUUUUACUUCACUAUCUGACAUUGGACGUCCUCACACUUUGCAUGUGGACGUCUAACAUAUUCUAUGUUCCAGUAAUGAAAGCAUUGAUUCAGUGAUAGACAUGUGCAAUUCGUUUCGGUCCGAAUAUGAAUUCGGACGAAAUUCAGGCAAUUCGGACAUUCGGGUACUUCCGAAUGUCUGAAGUGCCGAAUUGCCGAGGUCCCGAAGUUCCGAAAUUACCGAAGUGCUGAAGUGUCGAAGUUCCAAAGCACAGUAUUGCCUAAGUACUAAUAUACUUACCCAGGGAAAGAAGAAGAAUGUUACAUUGUAUUCAAUUUUAAAUAAAAAGUAUACAAACAUAGCCAGGAUUCAGCUAUAAGCAUUUGUAACAAUGUAAGUUACUUAGCCAGUCAAUGUAAUGACAGGAAUGAAUAAGUAGAUAACUCCCUAAUUCCCACGGUAUUAGGGAGCUAUCUACUAAAAGGCUGAAAGACCGAAAUUGGUCUUUCAGCCAAAUUUACUAAUACUAAGUAAAGAUUACUUAGUAUUAGUAAAUUCCCUACUCGCUAUAACGCGAGUAGGGGCAUGUCUAUUAAACCUAAAAUGUCCCCCCCCUCGCGCAAGUGGGGGCUUUUAAACCUAAUGUCCUCCCCCCUGGCCCCCACCCCUGAGCAGUGGGUGGGGGCCCUAAAUUAUAAUAAGAGGGGGCCUAAUGUCCUCCCCCCUGGCCCCCACCCCUAAGCGGUGGGUGGGGGCCCUACAGUAAAAUAAGGGGGGGACCUAAUGUCCUCCCCCCUGGCCCACACCCCUGAGCGGUGGGUGGGGGCCCUAAAUACUAAUAAGGGGGGGACACCAAAUGUGCGGUGGGUGGGGCCCCUAAAUACUAAUAAAUGGGGGACACCUAAUGUCCUCCCCCAUGACCCCACGUCUGAGAUGCAGGUGGGGGCCCUAAAUUGGAAUAAGUGGGGGGACCUAAUGUCCUCCCCCCACCCCUGAGUGGUGGGUGGAGGCCCUAAAUACAAAUAAGAGGGGGGGACCUAAUGUCCUCCCCCCUGGCCCCCACCCCUGAGCGGUGGGUGGAGGCCCUAAAUACAAAUAAGAGGGGGGGACCUGAGCGGUGGGUGGGGGCCCUAAAUACUAAUAAGGGGGGGAACCUAAGGUCCUCACCUCUGGCCCCCACACCUGAGCGGCAGGUGGGGGCCCUAAAUACUAAUAAGGGGGGAACCUAAUGUCUUCCCCCCUGGCCCCCACCCCUGAGCGGCGGGUGGGGGCCCUAAAUACCAAUGGGUAUUUAGGUGGGGGGUGGGGCCCUAAAUACCAAUGGGUAUUCCCCCACGGCCCCCACCCCUGAGCGGCGGGUGGGGGCCCUACAUUAAAAAAUAACCCCCCUCCCCAGGUGACUAGGGGUCCCCAAACCCCUAGUCACCCCUUCCCCCCCCAAAAAAAAUUAACCCCCUACCUACCCCCCUCACCCUAAAAAUAAUGAGGAGGGGCACCUUUAACUAAGUACCUGUAAAAAAAAAUAAAACUUACCAUUCAAUGUUUUCUUUCUUCUAAAAUCUUCUUUUUUCAGCCCCAAAAAAAGCCAAAUAAAAAUCCAUAAUAACCGACGCAAUUCAAAAAUGAAAAAAAAAAAACAGCGCAAAAAAAAAAAAUCCAUCUUCACCCGGCGAGGGCUCAGCACAGACUGAGCUCUGCAGGGCGGGGGAAGGCUUAUAAAGGUGGGUUUAAGCUAUCCAAUCAGAGUGCUCUGACAGGUAAGUCUCUACAUUUACCUGUCACAGCACUCUGAUUGGUUGGUUUGAAAUCCACCAAUCAGAGUGCUCUGUGUCAUUUUACACAGCGUGGGAAAGUUCUUUGGAAUUUUCUCACGCUGUGUAAUUAGACUCAUAACUCUCUGAUUUGUGGAUUAAUCCACCAAUCAGAGAGUUAUGAGUGAAAUUACUCACACAGUGCACCCCCCACACACGUACUCUUCACACUGCAUCCUUCGCACACACAGUGCAUACCCUGCACCCCUCACACACAGUGCACCCUUUGCACACACAGUGCACUCCUACAUACAUUGCAUUCUAGACACACACACUACAUCCCUUACACACCCACACACACACUACAUUCCUUAUACACAAACCCUAGAUCCCGUACAUAACUAUGGAUCCUCUACACACAUACACACUAGAAUCCCUAUACACACUCAAUCUCCUACACACACUCUGGGUUCUCCACACACACACUAGAUCUUCUACGCACACAAUAGAUCCCCUAUAGGCACACAAUGCACCACCUACACACACUACAUUAAUGACAUACACACUCUGGAUUCCCUAUGAACACACUAGAUCCCCUGUAAGCAAACACACACUAGUUUCCCUAAACACACACACUCUACAACCCCUACACACACUACAUCAUCUAUACAUACACUACAGCCCCUAUGCACACACUCACUACAUUACCUAUACUCACACUCUCUACAGCCCCUAGCCAUAAAUAUUACACCACAAACACAACACAACUGAAACCGACAUUUACACAAAACUCCUCACCACCAUGAACUCACUCUACACACACUCAAUCCGACAAGCAAGCUCUAAACACACGUACAAUACGCUUUCCUUACACGUUUGUUCUUUGGUAUUCCACUUACGGAGACACCGGAGACACGUCACAAGCAAACACAUAGAAUGUGACAGCAGAUAAGAACCAUUCGGCCCAUCUAGUCUGCCCAAUUUUCUAAAUACUUUCAUUAGUCCCUGGCCUUAUCUUAUAGUUAGGAUAGCCUUAUGCCUAUCCCAUGCAUGCUUAAACUCCUUUACUGUGUUAACCUCUACCACUUCAGCUGGAAGGCUAUUCCAUGCAUCCACUACCCUCUCAGUAAAGUAAUACUUCCUGAUAUUAUUUUUAAACCUUUGCCCCUCUAAUUUAAGACUAUGUCCUCUUGUUGUGGUAGUUUUUUUUCUUUUAAAUAUAGUCUCCUCCUUUACUGUGUUGAUUCCCUUUAUGUAUUUAAAUGUUUCUAUCAAAUCCCCCAUCUUGUCUUUCCUCCAAGUUAUACAUGUCUUUCCUCCAAGCUACACAGCGCAAGCAUGUUAAUAAAUUUGCUUGUGCUGCAUAGAACAAAUACAGGGCCUUUUUUCAUGCAAGGGCUCUUCAGCAGAGCUCUGCGCAUUGAACCAACAUGCUCACUUUGAGAGGGGGUGUGCUUGUCAUUGGUGAUGAGAAAACACCCCCCCCUCUCUGUCCCGCCCCCUUCUCAGUGGGCCGCUGUGAUUCAAAAAUGCCCUGGCCAAAUUUUUUUCCCCCAGUCCGGCCCUGCUUGGGGAUACCGAGUCCCGAAUCCCUUCCCCGCUGAAACUUUGGAGCCCAAGGUUCAUCUACCAGACAGAGCACUGAGAGUACAAAGGCCACACAUGAAGAUAUAGGUGACUAUUUGGUGGAGAUAGAUUUGAAUAUCAUUGUUGAAGUUUAUUUACUGUUUCUUUCUUUAUAUUUAUUUUGUUGAUACUUUCCAUUUCUCUUAACCAUUUAAUGGUCAUGUUGCCUACUUUGUGUGCAAAUACAAAUAAAACACAAAUUAAAAAAAAAAAAAAGUGUGGCUAGAUGUGUAUGCAUUAUUAUUUUGAUGUUAAAAAAAGAAAAAUGGUUCACCUUGAAAGUGUACUGUGACACAUGUUAAAUCAAUUGCAUUUCAAAGAGUGGAGAAUAGUACGUAGGCUAUUUUACUGAUGGAUUACCAAAUAAAAUUGUAUAAUGUACUCUUACAGUGCAGAUGUGUCAUUCGAUUGUUGUAAACGGUUUCUUUAGGCAGCCAUAAUGAGGAUGACCUAAUUUUGAUCUGCUUGACGAAUAUCUGAUUUAACUAGCCCUUUUCAUACGCUUUACAAAGCAAAUGUUGUACAUCCCUAUAGCCCUAACAGUCAGAUUUCUACCUGGUCAAAGCUAUGAGUCAUUAGGUUGAUACUGAAUGAAAAAGUGAUAUUGACGUACUUUGCAAGCCAUGCUUGAUGGACACCUUGAAAAGGUCAUCAGAUCUCUUUGUGUUUGAAGUUCACCCAAACCAAUUAAAAUAUUGUUUCCAGCAAGCAGUUUCACCCUCUGACAUUCAGCUCAUUACCGAUCUUUUUUAACAUUAAUUAAAUUAUGUAGAUAGAAAUGGUCACUUCUGAACUUCUAAUGGUGAAGCAGAAGUUAAUAGUAUAAGCUUGCUAUUAGGUGUUUCAAAUAGAAAGGUCAGCAUAGCUAACAAAAUGACACAUAAUAAUUCAUUAAAAAGAACUAGGCUCUCACUACUAUGACAUAAUUAAAAUUGAAAUCCCACAUUUUAUUCCAUUAUUAAUAUUCUGUAUCACAUUAUGAACUGCCGGGAAAGGAGUUGUAUAUUUCUUAAGGAUAUAAAAAGUGCUAUUUUUCAUAAAUACUGCCUCUAUUCCCCAAUACUAAAGGGGGAUAUAAUAAACUAAAGGGGGUUUAACACACAGGGAUAACACAUUCAAGAGGGGAUAUGUAACACUAAAGGGGGUAAGAAAUUCAAAAGAAGGGUUACGGGCACACAGGUGAAGAUACAUUUAGGGUGAGGGGGUGGGGCAAAAUGCUUAUUCGCCAAUCGGUAUCUCCUCAUAGAGAUGCAUUAAUCAAGAGGGUGGAAACACUGAAUGGCAGCACUGCCCCAGGAAGCACCUCUAGCACAGAAACAUAGAAACAUAGAAUGUGACGGCAGAUAAGAACCAUUCGGCCCAUCUAUUCUGCCCAAUUUUCUAAAUACUUUUAUUAGUCCCUAGCCUUAUCUUAUAGUUAGGAUAGCCUUAUGCCUAUCCCACCCACGCUUAAACUCCUUUACUGUGUUAACCUCUACCACUUCAGCUGGAAGGCUAUUCCAUGCAUCCACUACCCUCUCAGUAAAGUAAUACUUCCUGAUAUUAUUUUCAAACCUUUGCCCUUCUGAUAUUAUUUUUAAACCUUUGCCCUUAAGACUAUGUCCUCUUGUUGUGGUAGUUUUUCUUCUUUAAAAUAUGGUCUCCUCCUUUACUGUGUUGAUUCCCUUUAUGUAUUUCAAUGUUUCUAUCAUAUCCCCCCUUUCUCGUCUUUACUGCAAGCUAUACAUGUUAAUACCCUUUAACCUUUCCUGGUAAGUUUUAUCCUGCAAUCCAUGAACUAGUUUAGUAGCCCUUCUCUGAACGCUCUCUAAAGUAUCAAUAUCCUUCUGAAGAUACGGUCUCCAGUACUGCGUACAAUACUCCAAGUGAGGUCUCACCAGUGUUCUCUACAAUGGCAUGAGCACUUCCCUCUUUCUACUGCUAAUACCUCUCUAUACAACCAAGCAUUCUGCUAGCAUUUCCUGCUGCUCUUUUACAUUGUCUGCCUACCUUUAAGUCAUCAGAAAUAAUCACCCCUAAAUCCCUUUCCUCAUAUGUUGAGGUUAGGACUCUAUCAAAUAUUCUGUACUCUGGUUUUUACAUCCAAGAUGCAUUAUCUUGCACUUAUCCACAUUAAAUGUCAGUUGCCACAACUCUGACCAUUUUUCUAGUUUACCUAAAUCAUUUGCUAUUUGGCUUAUCCCUCCUGGAACAUCAACCCUGUUACAUAUCUUAGUAUCAUCAGCAAAAAGACAUACCUUACCAUCAAGACCUUCUGCAAUAUCACUAAUAAAAAUAUUAAAGAAAAUGGGUCCAAGUACAGAUCCCUGUGGUACCCCACUGGGGACAAGCCCAUGUUUCGAAUAUACUCCAUUGACUACAACCCUCUGUUGCCUGUCACUCAGCCACUGCCUUACCCAUUCAACAAUAUUGGAAUUCAAACUUAAAGAUUGCAAUUUAUUGAUAAGCCUUCUAUGUGCAAAAGCCUUACUGAAAUCUAGGUAAGCAAUGUCUACUGCACCACCCUGAUCUAUUAUUUUAGCUACCCAAUCAAAAAAAUAAAUAAGAUUAGUUUGGCAUGAUCUCCCUGAAGUAAACCCAUGUUGUCUCUGAUUUUGAAAUCCAUCUGUUUUUAGAUGUUCAACAAUCCUAUCCUUUAACAUGGUUUCCAUCACUUUCCCCAUUACUGAAGUAAGGCUUACUGGCCUAUAGUUGCCCGACUCCUCCCUAUUACCUUUCUUGUAAAUGGGCACAACAUUCGCUAACUUCCAAUCAUCUGGGACUACUCCUGAUAACAAUUGGUUAAAUAAAUCCAUUAAUGGUUUUGCUAUUACACCACUAAGCUCUUUUAAUAGCUUUAGGUGUAUUCCAUCAGGUCCCAUUGACUUACUUGUCUUUACUUUUGACAGUUGAAAUAGAACCUCUUCCUCUGUAAACUCACGUGUAAUAAAUAACUCAUUUAUCCUUUUUCCUAAAAGCAGCCAUCUAAGGAGUGGCCAGUGAAGUUAUCACUAGGCUGUAAUGAAAAUUUGCUCUGAAAAAACAGUGUGUACAGCAAAAAGCCUGAAGGUAAUGAUUCUAUUCACCACAACAAAUACAAUACGCUGUAGUUGUUCUGGUGUGGUAGAUGGCAGUGUUUGCCAUCUAGCUUUAAAGCUCAACACUGCCAUCUACUUGUUUCUUGGUCAUACAAUCCAGCAGGAUACGGUUAUGUUACUGUAAAUAAUACAGAGUAUCUCUUAGUUCAUUUACCAUUUAUUAACAAGGAAAACAAAUGUUUAGACAACAAAAAAACAAGUAUGUCGAUUAGAGGAAAUUAAUAAACACAGGAGAUCUCAGUACUGCCAUCUACUUAUCUUAUGGCCGUAGAGCUAAAGUGAAUAUAAUUCAAUAAAUGUAGAGAUUCAAUAUAUCACUUUAUUUACUAUGUAUCCUUUAAUUAGUAGGCAUGUGCAUGGGGAAAAUAUUCGAUUCGGUUAGGCAUUCUGAACUUCGGCACUUCGGAAUUUCCGGACUUCAGAAUUUUGGGACUUCGGGACUUUGGAUGUUCUCUUGCAGCCGCUUAGUAGAUAACUCCCUAAUUCCCAAGGUAUUAGGGAGUUAUCUACCAAAAGGCUGAAAGACCUAAAUUGGCCUUUCAGUCAAAUUUACUAAUACUAAGUAAAAAUUACUUAGUAUUAGUACAUUCUGCCCCUACUCGCUAUACCGCCUGUGGCUGCUUAAAAAAAACAAAAAAAAAACACCUGUGUCCCCUCUCCUGAGCCCCCACCUGUGCCACGCGAGUGGCGGCUUUUAAACUGAAGGGGGGACCUAUUGCCCCCCCCCAGCGGCAGAUGGGGGCCCUAAAGAAGAAUAGGGGGGGGACCUAUUGUCCUCCCCGCGGCCCCCACCCCUGAGCGGUGGGUGGGGGCCCUAAAAUACUUCAAAUGGGGGGACCUAUUGUCCUCCCCCCCGGCGGGUUAGCCCCUAAAAGUAAAAUAAGGGGGGGGGGGCUAUUGUCCUCCCCCCCGGUCCCCACCCCUGGGCGCUAAAUAAAAAUGCUUCCCCCCACAGGUGACUAGGGGUCCCAAAUCCCCUAGUCACCCCCUCCCCAAAAAAUUGUUUAAAUCCCUACCUACCCCCCUCACCCUAAAAAUAGUGAGGGAGGAACAAUGACUAAGUACCUGUAAAAAAAAAAAGAAAUAAAACUUACCAUUUGAUGUCUUGUUUUUUCUAAAAUCUUAUUUUUUUCAGCCCCAGAAAAGGCCAAAUAAAAAAACCAUAAUAUCUGUCGCACUUUAAAAAAAAACAAAAAAAAAAGAGCGCAAAAAAAUCCAACGAACCCCCCCCCCCCACGUUGAAAAAAUAAUCCAUCUUCACCCAUGGAGGGCACAGCGGACUGAGCUCCGCAGGGCAGGGGAAGGCUUAUAAAGCCUUGCCCCGCCCUGCAAUUAGGCUCAGAGCACUCUUGUUGGUUGGUUUAAGCCAUCCAAUCAGAGUGCUCUAACAGGUAAAUGAAGAGACUGACAGGUGAGUUUCUACAUUUACCUGUUACAGCACUCAAACGGGCAAAUCUGUUAGGCUGCAUGAGAUCAGGACUAGCUAAACCUUUUCUCUUCCCUCCCCCCCUGCUUCCUCUCCCCACUGUCACCCAGCUACGUGCCUGUUCCCCAUCUGUCUUAUCUCCUCCCUCUCCACUACCUGUCCCCACUAAACUCUGCUCAGUGAGCAGCAGACUCCUCUCAAGAUUGUCAAUCUCCCUCAGUGUUACAAUUUGCCUCUCCAGAUCUCUAAUCUGAGCUUCCAGAAAUGCCACUCGCUCACACCCACCACAGAGGUAUGGACCCUGGACAGAAUCAUUCAGGCAUGCAUACAUGUGGCAUGAUGUGCACUGAGUUAAAUUUGCAAUCUUGCUAGCACUCAUCCCCAGUAACAAAAAACACAAGUGAGAAAAAAAAAAAAAAAAAUGUUAACCCUCUUGGUUUAAACUCCCUUGUAGUUUCAACUCCUGUUGUUUUAACUCCUACUUAAAAGAGACUACUUGAAAUAGCCUACUUUCAAGCAAACUCCAGUGAGCAAGCUCUGUGAGUCAGUAGUGGGUUUAUAUUUGCAAUACAAAUCCCACACAGGUGGAAAUUAAGGGGCACUCCCCCUAAUUAGCUCAGCAGCAGCAGCACCCACAAGGAGGGGAAUAGAAACAACAAGAGAGGGGGAAAAAAAAAAAGGAGGGAAAAUGUUUUAAAUAAUACCAGCAAGGUGAAAAUAUAGAAGAAAAAAAAAGGAACAAAGUUUAAAUAUAUCCAAAGAGAAAAAAUAUAUAUAUAUGAAAAGGGGAAAAAAGUUACAAAAUAUUAAAAUAAAUCAAAACAUAAAUAAAUAUAUAUAUAUAAAACGAUCGAUCUGCCACAACAUUAAAACCACCUGCCUAAUAUUGUGUAGGUCCCACUCAUGCUGCCAAAACAGCUUUGAUGCGUUGAGGCAUGUACUCCACAAGACCUCUGAAUGUGUCCUGUGGUAUCUGGCACCAAGACAUUAGCAGCAGAUCCUUUAAGUCCUGCCAGUUACGAGGCAGGGCCUCCAUAGAUCGAAUUUGUUGUCCCAGCACAUCCCACAAAUGCUCAAUACAAUUGUGAUCUGGGGAAUUUGGAAGCCAAGGCAACACCUUAAACAUGUUGUCAUGUUCAUCAAACCACUCAUGAACAUUUUUUGCAGUGUGGCAUGGUAAUUAUCCUGCUGAAAGAGGCCACUGUCAUCAGGGAACACCAUUGCCACGAAGAGGUGUAUGUUAUCUGUAGUGCUCUCUAGGUAGGUGGUACAUGUCAAAGUAACACCCACAUGAAUGCCAGGUCCUAAGGUUUCCCUACAUAACAUUGCUUCCACCUGCCUGCCUUCUUUCCUUAGUGCAUCCUACUGCCAUCUCUUCCCCAGGUAAAUAACGCGCCCACCAGGCCAUCCACCUGAUCUAAAUGAAGAUGUCAGAUAAGGCAAUCUUCUUCCAUUUCUCCAUAGCUCAAUUCUGAUGCUCAUGUCCCCAUUGAAGGUACUUUCAGAGAUGGAAAGGGGUCAUAUACAGCAAACCACAAAGCACUGUGUGCUCUGACACCUUUCUAUCAUGAACACACUAUAAAAUAGAUACAAAUUCAUACACCCCAGUGUGGGCACACAAAUAUAUUUAUGUAUGCAAAAAUGAGAUGAGAACUUCCACAUUUGUAUAGCAGCAGCAGCUACAUGAGUCUGAAACAUAAAUAAAACACAAACACACAUAGUGUACUCCAUGACAUAUAAACUGAAUCUAAAAGAGCUAAAAUAAAACUCACAAAAUAGAUAUCCACCAUGAGACAGAAUGCAGGAAUCUUCAGUUAAAAAUCUUUAAAAAUCUUGUGAAUGAACAAUUAAUAAAAUAUAUAAAAAAAUAUAUAUAUAUUUUAAAAAAACGACUACAGUAGUAAUCAGCGUGACAGCAUAAGUCGUAAUAUAAAAACUUUGAAAAGUCCCACAAAUUUGUUUUUCCGGUACUUUGCAGUUAUUUAUAUUUUUAAGAAGUUUUUUUUUUUUUUUUUUACAUAUUUCUUAUAUAUUUUAUUUAUUGUUCAUUCACCUUUCUAUCAUGGCCAGCAUGUUUUUUUCGCAAUUUGAGCUACAGUAAUUCUUCUGUGCGAUUGGACCAGAUGGACUAAUCUUUGCUCCCCACAUGGAUCAUUGAGACUUGGGUGCCCAUGACCAUGAUGCCUGCUUACUGGUUGCCCUUCCUUGCAACACUUUUGGUAGAUACUAACAACUGCAUACCGAGAACAUCACACAUGACUUUCCAUUUUCAAUAUGCUCUGACUCAGUCGUCUAACCAUAACACCCCUUGAUAGGUGCCAUUGUAACAGUAUAAUUAAUGUUAUUCACUUCAUCUGUCAGUGGUUUUAAUGUUGUGACUGCGUAAUGUAUAUAUGUAUACACACAGUGGCGUACAUACCGGGGUCGCAGGGGUCGCGGCAGCGACCGGGGCCGCCCCUGCGACCCAGUAUGUACCCACAGGGCCACCUCAGGCCCCCCCCCCAGGCUGGCCCUGCUGAUCCGGGCGGGCUGGCUGUCUGGGUGGCCGGCGCGUGAGGGAGCACUCUCCCCCGAGUGUUUCCUCUUCAGCUCCCUCGCGCACCGCACUGAUACCGGAGCCGGAAGAUGACGUCAUCUUCCGGCGCCUGCAUCCCUAUGCAGCGCGCGAGGGAGCUGAAGAGGAAGCACUCAGGGGAGAGUGCUCCCUCGCGCGCCGGCCACCCAGACAGCCAGCCCGCCCAGCAGCACCACUGGACCCCAGGGAAUCCCCUCAGCUCUCCAAAAGGUAAGGAGGCUGGGGGGGAUUAAAUUUUUUUUUUAAAUGUGUGUGUUUGUGUGUUAGUGUGUGUGUGUUAGUAUUUGUGUGUGUGUGUGUUAGUGUGUGCGUGUGUUAGUGUGUGUGCGUGUGUUAGUGUGUGUGUGUUAGUGUGUGUGUGUGUUAGUGUGUGUCAGUGAGUGUGUCUGUCUGUUACUGAGUGUGUUUGAUGUCUGUUAGUGAGUGUGUUUUUUAUAAGUGAGUGUGUCUCUGUCAGUAAACCACUGCAGCUUAAUAAAGUUGUUCUGGUGUCUAUAGUUUGUCCCUGCAGGCUUUUUAAUGUAAACACACACUGUGUGCAGCACUGGCAUUAGUUCAUAUGGGUGGGGCAUUGCAUGUUGGGGCGGCAAAUCUUUCUUUUGCCUAGGGCGGCAAAAAUCCUUGCACCGGCCCUGCCCGCCGCCAUGUGUUGCGGCCUCAAACCGCGCCGAGUAAGCGCGGGGGGGGGCCCACGGAUCAAUUUUCGCACCGGGGCCCCAUGGGUCAUGUGUACGCCACUGUAUACACACACACAUACACAAGCUAUUUUUGCAUCUUCCUGUUGAAAUGUAACUUUUGAGGAAAUUAUUUCAAAAGCAACGCCACCAUGACAUUAUUUACACAUUUACAGAUAAUUCUGGUUUUUUUUUUACAUACUGGAGUUUUCAAAUAGAAAUAUGGAAAAAAAAAGAAAAAUGAGCUGGAUAGGGGCUGAAUUGUUCUUUGUCUCCCCAGCCCGUCUACCCACAUAUAUGUAACAGAACGUUAAACAUACAUUACAAUCUUAAAUGUGGAAGGUGCAGUCAGGGCCGGACUGGGGAUACAAAGCAGCCCUGGAAAAAUAAUUGUGCCAGCCCCAUAAGUCACUGUGCCAUAUAUUGUCGCGUGUAAUAUGUAAGGCUAUGUCUUGCCAGGACAGAUGAUUGAGUAAUAUAAAUAUAUAUAUAUAUAUAUAUAUAUAUACAGGGAGUGCAGAAUUAUUAGGCAAGUUGUAUUUUUGAGGAUUAAUUUUAUUAUUGAACAACAACCAUGUUCUCAAUGAACCCAAAAAACUCAUUAAUAUCAAAGCUGAAUAUUUUUGGAAGUAGUUUUUAGUUUGUUUUUAGUUAUAGCUAUGUUAGGGGGAUAUCUGUGUGUGCAGGUGACUAUUACUGUGCAUAAUUAUUAGGCAACUUAACAAAAAACAAAUAUAUACCCAUUUCAAUUAUUUAUUAUUACCAGUGAAACCAAUAUAACAUCUCAACAUUCACAAAUAUAAAUUUCUGACAUUCAAAAACAAAACAAAAACAAAUCAGUGACCAAUAUAGCCACCUUUCUUUGCAAGGACACUCAAAAGCCUGCCAUCCAUGGAUUCUGUCAGUGUUUUGAUCUGUUCACCAUCAACAUUGCGUGCAGCAGCAACCACAGCCUCCCAGACACUGUUCAGAGAGGUGUACUGUUUUCCCUCCUUGUAAAUCUCACAUUUGAUGAUGGACCACAGGUUCUCAAUGGGGUUCAGAUCAGGUGAACAAGGAGGCCAUGUCAUUAGAUUUUCUUCUUUUAUACCCUUUCUUGCCAGCCACGCUGUGGAGUACUUGGACGCGUGUGAUGGAGCAUUGUCCUGCAUGAAAAUCAUGUUUUUCUUGAAGGAUGCAGACUUCUUCCUGUACCACUGCUUGAAGAAGGUGUCUUCCAGGAACUGGCAGUAGGACUGGGAGUUGAGCUUGACUCCAUCCUCAACCCGAAAAGGCCCCACAAGCUCAUCUUUGAUGAUACCAGCCCAAACCAGUACUCCACCUCCACCUUGCUGGCGUCUGAGUCGGACUGGAGCUCUCUGCCCUUUACCAAUCCAGCCACGGGCCCAUCCAUCUGGCCCAUCAAGACUCACUCUCAUUUCAUCAGUCCAUAAAACCUUAGAAAAAUCAGUCUUGAGAGAUUUCUUGGCCCAGUCUUGACGUUUCAGCUUGUGUGUCUUGUUCAGUGGUGGUCGUCUUUCAGCCUUUCUUACCUUGGCCAUGUCUCUGAGUAUUGCACACCUUGUGCUUUUGGGCACUCCAGUGAUGUUGCAGCUCUAAAAUAUGGCCAAACUGGUGGCAAGUGGCAUCAUGGCAGCUGCACGCUUGACUUUUCUCAGUUCAUGGGCAGUUAUUUUGCGCCUUGGUUUUUCCACACGCUUCUUGCGACCCUGUUGACUAUUUUGAAUGAAGCGCUUGAUUGUUCGAUGAUCACGCUUCAGAAGCUUUGCAAUUUUAAGAGUGCUGCAUCCCUCUGCAAGAUAUCUCACUAUUUUUGACUUUUCUGAGCCUAUCAAGUCCUUCUUUUGACCCAUUUUGCCAAAGGAAAGGAAGUUGCCUAAUAAUUAUGCACACCUGAUAUGGGGUGUUGAUGUCAUUAGACCACACCCCUUCUCAUUACAGAGAUGCACAUCACCUAAUAUGCUUAAUUGGUAGUAGGCUUUCGAGCCUAUACAGCUUGGAGUAAGACAACAUGCAUAAAGAGGAUGAUGUGGUCAAAAUACUCAUUUGCCUAAUAAUUCUGCACUCCCUGUAUAUAUAUAUAUAUAUUGCUUUUUCUAAUAUAAAAUAUUGGUCCUUUCAGGGUAAAACGUUUAAUUAUACAGUAAGCAUACUCACAUGCAGACACAGGCAAUUUCACUGACCUCUCAAUGACACACACAAUCUCAUUGAUACACAGCCUCAUAGACAAACAAUCUUACUGAUAUACAUCAGCUCUUUGACAUAAAAACACAAGCUCACUCACUAGCAGGCACACGCAGUCAAGCAAGCUCACUCACUAGCAGACGCACACACAGCUUAAUGUGGUGGUACUGGUGUCUAUAGCAUGUCCCUACAGGCUUUUCAAUGUAGACACUGACUUUUCAGAGAAAAGGCAGUGUUUACAUUGCUUCAAAGUGACACUGCUAGUGACAGUCACGCAGACGGUCACCAGAGGUGCUUCCUGUGUCAGUGCACCUACACUCAGGGCCUCCACACUCUGUAGGUGCUGAACGUUCCCCAUAGAGAUACAUUGAUUCAAUGCAUCUCUAUGAGGAGAUGCUGAUUGGAGUGGCGUUUUGCAGCCAAUCCUAUGGCAAAGCAUUGGAUUGGCUGAGAUCAUCAAGCUUGAUGAUCUCAGCUAUAGAGGCAGGGCCAGUCAAGGGGAGACCAGCACGCUACGUGGGGAAAAAAAAAGGUGAGCAAAAACACUAUUUUUAAACACACAUUUACACCAUGACAGACACAGAAGCACACAUAUACCAUGACAGAUACACACCCCAUGACAGACACACACACACACCAUACAGACAGACACCAUAACACAGACAGACAGACACAUUACUAAUACCUGCCAGGGGGAGGUCUUCUGGAGGCCGCUGGGGGAGCUGCGCUGGCUCUGCUCUCCCGCCCUCGCGCACUGCUGAAUGAGACCAGCGCCGGAAUAUGACGUCAUAUUCCAGCGCCGGUCUCAUUCAGCAGCGCGCUGGGGAGCAGAGCCAGCGCAGCUCCCCCAGCGGCCGUCAGAAGCCCCCAGCAGACCUCCCCAGCGGCCCAGGUGUCUGCCCGGCCCCAGGUGCCGACCGGGAAAUUUCCCGGUGGGCCAGUCCGGCCCUGGGUGCAGUGUUAUCACCCACCAUACAUUAAGGGAUUUUAAAUGAUGGUCAGAAAUAAACUGUGUAUAUAAUGAUCAUGCCCCCACACAAGGAAUUAGAUUUUUACUUGUAAUACGCCCCCUUUAGGGUAUAUAUCAUGCUCAUCUUUAACUAAGAAGCAAAACAUACAUUUCCAACUUCUGAUUAAAGUAACAACACACUGGCUUCACCAACCUUGAAAUCAGGAGUAGGUAUCUGGACAUUUGGUCUUUACUUCAGUUCUUUAGAUUUCAAUAAACAUUACCAGUGUUAUAAUUAACCUUGUUACAGACCUCUGUCUGUCAAUCAGAAAACGUAACUUCCUGGUCUGGUUAGCUCAGUGGUGUUAACUUCAAGAGGCAGCAAUUGCCCAGAGCUGCAUUGGGAAGUCCAUGAUUGGACAGCGACAGAAAGCCUGGGUGGGGUUAGAAGGGGAGGACUUACAAAGGCUACAAACAAGAGAUCUGCGGGGUUUGCAUGUUUUUAGAAAUAAUCCUAAUGAAAAAUUGUGUGACUAAAUGCAUGCAUGCUUUCAUUAGGGGGUAUAUAUUAAUAACGACUUUAAAAAAUGUGUUUAUUUGGUAUUUGGCAGCAGAAUGUCUCUUUAAGUUGCUGCUAAUAUUCUCUUGCAGCAGAGGACAGUUUGGCAUCAAUCUGAACUCCUGGAGUCUUCCAUUUUGUUUUGCAGUUGUUUACAAACUGCCGUGUGGAUAACAUACUCCUCACUGAAAAAUAGAAGUGAAAUAUAAUACAAUUCCAUGCACCUUAUCACAUAAUUAAUAAAUAUUUAUUCUAUAUACACAUAUGCCAUCUAUAUAACCAUCAUAUUGUUCAACGUAAUGCUUCUGUCUCCCCUGCUUCAAUCUCCUUAUAAAUAUAUUUUCUCUUUUUAGUGAGAUUCAAUUAAACAAAGCAAAUAGCAGAUCACCAGCAGGAAGGAAGGGAUUCUCAAUAGCUCUUCAUUCUUUGAAUUAGCAGUACUGUAAAAAUACAUAACAAUUAUCUUUCCUUAUAUGCCCUUGUGUACAGUAGCAAAUAUCAAAGCAUCUGUGUCACAACAGUUUGUAUUGUGUGAUACAUUUGUGACUAGUUGGCAAUUUAUACUAUAGUGCGACCUAAGCAUUUACAGUCAGGACGCCUGAAAUUCAGGGACUCAUUUUGUGUGGACAAGUAUUUAAUCUAUGAUGGUGCAAAUGUUUGUGCUGGAGUUGAGAUACUGAUGAAACACUGGGCAUGGGAAUUCUUGCACACUGCUAAGUUAUGUUUUAAUUGUUUUAUGUUUUAUGUGUGAAUAGUAUAUGAAUAUAUGUGCUUGUAAAAACACUAAGCCAUUUUUCUAGCCUAUCCUUACCUUUUGUGUCACAAUACCCAUGUAAGCUCAUUGAGCAGAAACCUCAACCCCUCUGUUCCUGUGCGUCCCUCUCGUCUUGUUACAAGUACUUGUCUGUUAGUCCACCAAUUGUAAAGCGCUGCAGAAUUUGUUUGCGCUUUAUAAAUAUUAACAAUAAUAAUAAUCAUGUGUAACUGUGCUGGUGUACAUACUGUACAGUGUACCUAAAUAUAUACAUGCAUAUAAUGUGUGUGUUUUAGUAACAAAUAUAUUUAUGAUUAAACAUGUCUAUAAAACAUGAGCAUUAAAUAUCAAACACUUCUCUUUUUUGGUUGCCAAGGAUACAUGAUUUCUAGAAGCUAGUUGCUGCCCCAUGUCUUUCUUGAUCUCUUACUGGCAUUUUCACAUCAUUCUGCCACCAGUGGCAUCAGUACACUAUUUAGCUAAUUACCAGCCAACAGACUACUAUCUAUUUGGAGCCCCGCUGUGCUGUACCUUGGUAUCGUAUUCUUUUGUUGUGACUCAGUUUUGUUGACUACCGCUGUUUCUGUUUAUCUGACCUCAGUCCUUUCAUCCAUCACAUCUUUCACACUAUUUGCUCCCUGCUUUGAUGUUUUGCCCCAUCCACCUUUAUAUGUGCCCCGUGCUCCUGCUAUUUUUCCAGUUUUUUUUAGUUCUUUUACAUCAUGGAAAAUAAAAAUGGAUCAUACCAACAUAAGCCCAUGACUAUUUGGCUUAUAUAUAGAUAUUUCUCUGGGUAAAUGCAACCAUCACAAAAAGCAUUUCAACGUGUCCUAUCAUCUUUUUUUUUUUUUAAUUCUUUAUUUUUGUUGUGCAUAUGUGUAGUACAGGCAGGCAAGAGGUGCCCCAAGAGCAGUCCUCCAGCAUUUCCCACGCUCAACAUGCGGGGCACAAGAUGAACAAGCACAUUUUAUAUUAAUGACAAGUAUAAACAAUCGAUUGUAGAAGUAGCUAUAUGGUAAAUUUAGGCUGGGUCAAUGCGUUGACUAAGCUUUAAAUGCUCUAAAUAAUGCUGGUGCAACAUAUAUAUUAUGAAAGUAAACUAAAGCUUUAUGAUUAAACAAUAAUCGUGCAUUGGUUAGCAACAGGCUACAGUUAGGUAAAUCGCUUUAAUGCUAUUAUCACCCCGGCCGACCGGGACCACCCAUGCUGCCUCUGCGGGGAGCCAUCUUCUUGGUGGUCCAGAGACCUCACACUCAGUGGGAGACCCACUGUCAUUCGAUACCUGCUCUGCCCUAUCUGUGUAACAUGGAGCGAGUGUCCACCAGAGCAGGCAUCAGGACACAGUCCACUCAUGCUGCGCUGUAAGGUUCUCGCUGAGUUCUUCCUCUGAGUCUGCAGCUGUGCUUCAGUAUGCUUGUCCCUCUUGGUUCUCUGAGGGUCGGCCUCAGCCGUGAAGGGGAGCUUGGUGUAGUCUGCAUGUGGUUGUCGGUUCCUGGGUGGUUUUUGUUGCAGGCUGGGUGUGGGGUGAGUGGUUGGUAUGUCUUUGCGCUCAGUCCGUUCAGGCGGCAAUAGUCGGUGCGCGGGUUACCUCCAUCCCCCCUGUGCCGCCGUUGUCGUCGCUGAUUCAAAUGGCUGCAGGGGUAAGUGAUAACAAUCUCGCUUCUUGGUUUAGCCGGGUCUGAAGGCAGGAGCCGCAUUGUCAGCCGUGGGCACUGGUGCUGGGUGCUGGUCCUCCCUUCGUCACUUGCGCACAUGGCGCCUGCCAUCUUGGACCUAGCGGUCUGACCCCCCAGCUUCGGCCACGGCAUCCCGGUCAAGGUCUAAGGGUGAGGACCGGGAUCACCCCCCCAGUCCAUAGGGGGGGGGGGAACAGGGCCGGGUCCGCUCAAAUUUGUGGGUACUGUAGAGAUUAGGUUGGGUACUGUAUUGCAGGAUUGUUUGGGCAGCGGCCGUCUGCCCCACUCACUACCAGAGAAGGCCUCAGGUAGUUCAGCGAAAAUUUAUCCUCAAGGGGACUGUAGCUCGAUGAGCAAGCCUCUCCCUGGAUCCAGGAGUCCCUAUGCUUUAGGCAUCAUUGCUGUCGGUCUGCUUUUUGUUUUAAAGGCAUGGUUUUUAGUCGUUUUUAAUGCGGUGUUGCAGGAGCUCUGCUUACCUGCGACCGUCCAGCUCGGCGGUCCGGCCCCGCCCCCGCGUCCUAUCAUCUUUAAAUUUUUAUUUGUGAGGCAUGAUGAUGUUAGCAUUUUCUUUGUGCUGUUGUAAUGGUGUUUUGUACCAUGUGGUGCCACCUGCAUUUAGGUGGAAAAUGCAGGCCUCUUAAAAUGUGGCCUUCCAGUGGUGUGGUGUAUAUUUGAACAAGCAGGGCGAUAGCGUAAUCAUUUUUGUCCCUUCUGUUCCUUAAUCAUUUUAGAUUUUUGCGCUCUCCCCCCUUUUUUUUGUUACAAAAAUCAAUAUUAAAAAACCUUUAAUCCAGAGCCAAGUCAAGUCAUCAAGAUUGAUGAUUUUUGUUCAACCAAAUAUUUUGAUUGAGAAUCAUUUCAGAUGUAUGGCAGCAGUCAUGCUCAGACAUGCUCAGCAGGUAUGUCAAGAACCAUGUUAUUACUGGACUCCUCAAUAGCGAGACAGUGCAGCAAUAGCCCUCCAUCCCAUGCUGCCCAAGGAAUAUCAUUGCCAAGGCAUUACAUUACUGAGAUUAGAUGCCAACUGCCAUAACAAAUGAUUGGCACACAGCAAAUAAUGCCAUAGCCCAUUCUACAGGACUACAUGCAAUAAAGGACUCAGCAAAAGUAUUUGAUUGGACCCCAAGCUGGGUGAUCACCAUGUGGAACCAGUCACAGUAAAUGCAUUAUCUACAAUCUACUAAAUAGUAACCCUCUAGGGUUUGUGCUAGGGUCAGUGUGUUUUGGCCCUUCAAGUUCUCAAAGAAAACUGACAGAAGCAUACAUGUGGGAUAUUGUUGUAUUCACGACUCAUGGGAUUCCAAUGAAUGCUAAACUAGGGUCUUUCAAGUAGUAGAAUACCCAAGGCAAAUGAAAUUCACUAUUACUUUUUCAUUUGUAUGUGAAAAAAAUGACAAAAUUCCCCCUAAAUUCAGCAGAAACUGGGGAUGAAAUGAGCAUCUUAAAGUAUCAAUAUGUCCUAUUUUAAAUAGUUGAAACUGUUUUUUUUUUUGAGGUUAUGAUUUGGGUUAGUGCAGUUAAGCUUUCUAUUCUUUUCCCGAAAGGGCCCAGUAAAUCAGUCAAUGACAAUUGGAAAUUUUCAGUGGGAUACAUAAAGUUGUGUUGUUCCCAGUGAAAAUAACGUGUAUGUGAAAAACACCUAAAAUAAUUAUAACCAGCUGAUUGUUGGUUGGUUAUGAUAUAAUUAUGAUGGCAUAUUUCUUAUUUUAACAAAGCAUAAAUGUAUCCAAUAUAUACUACUUCAGUAUAUGGUAGUAUAACAUACUGAGAUUUUCAAAACAUGAGUGUAUAAGUCAUAGGCGUGCGCAGCCUAUUGUAUAAGGGUGUGCACCCUAAAGCACAAACACACACGCUGGGGGAUCCUGCUGCUCCUGCCUUCCCUGGUGGUCCAGUGGAGGUGGGGCAGAUUGCUUAAUAUCCCCCCUCCCUUCUUACAUUAUGCCUGGGAGGGGGGAUCCUUUCUGCUGUUUCCAUCCCUGGUGGUCCUGUGGAGGUGGGGCAGAUUGCUUAAUAUCCCCCCUCCCUUCUUACAUUAUGCCUGGGAGGGGGGAUCAUUUCUGCUCCUUCCUUUCCUGGUGGUCCAGUGGAGAAUGAACUCUAGCCUGCCGGGGCAACGCUCAGAAUCCCGCGAGAGGAACCCGGCGGAGCUGCCGGCAAUAGCUCCCCGGGUCCUCUCCUGCCUCCCUCCCUGCCUGUGGGUCGGUGGGAAGGGAGGCUGAGAGCAGAGCCGGCGCUCGGAUAGCGCCGGCUCUGCAUGAGCUGACAGGGGAGAUCCUGAGAUCUCCCCUGCCGGUCUCAAUAUACAUAGGCGUGCCGGCGGGAUUAGGGUGUGCCAAGGCACACCCGGCGCACGCCUAUGGUAUAAGUUAAGGAAAUGAUAGGGUUGGAUAAUUAUGUUGUGUGACAUUUGAGAAGUUAGCAAUAGGGGGGUUACCAGCAUAAAAAAGGGGGAGAGGAGAGAGGAAUAAGAAGGAUGAGGGAGAGAGAAAAAGGCAGUUAUUCUGCCUCUGAAACCUGUGUCCAUGCGGAAAUGACAGGCAAGAGUCACAGGUAAAGAGAACUUAGGUGUUUUUUUUCCAACAAUUGCAACCAGUGAAAACACAUAUUGCCUUGCAUUGUUGGUAUUUGUUACAGGAUGCCAAGAUAAGCUCUCCACUCUCCAGAUUUGGAUACGAAAUCUUGCAUUGUAGGGCCAUCCUUCUUCUAGAGGCCAAGGAUGAAACUGCAUUUGCUCAGUGUAGGAGCCAAGAUUGCUGAUAACAUGAUAUCGGAAUCUGAGAUUUAUGUUAGCAUUAGUAGCUUGGGUAACAGAGUAGAGGGUUAUCACUGAAGCAUUGUAAGAAUUAGUGGACCUGUCUAUAGAAGGGUUGCAUAAUAAAAAAGGGCCAACAUAUAUAGACCAGUGCAUCCAAUUCCUUCCUGCACCACCAGCACUCUGAACCAUGGCCAGUUGAGUAUCUAUAGAUUAAGUAUGGAUGGAUUAUAGUAUCUGCUCAGCAUUUUAUAUCCAAUUUCUUGGAAACAACGGGGUGUGGGAUGAUUUUUGAUUCAAGAGGAAGGAGGUCAAGAAGAAGAUUCAGAAAUAGUGAUCAUUGUUUUUGAGUUCCUACGUCUCUCUAAAAAUGGUUGUUAAAAAUAGGAGAGCAGAAUUCCAUAGAAGAAAGUGCUUACUGUCUUCUAAAUGAGGGAAAUAUUGUUAAGCAAUAAUUACAAAAUGCAAUUUUUAGGUUAAUCUAUUCUAUCGAUAGAACCUGAACUGCAUUUAAUGUAGCUUCCAGAAGGAGGUAGUCUAGGAAAUCCUCUAGGUCUUCACAAUCAGUGGGUAGCAUGAGGAGACUCAAACCUACGUACCUCUUGUCAAGGUCUUCAAUGAUUUCAGAUUGGGAGGGGACAUGCAAAAAAAUGUGUAGUUGGGGGUUAUUAUUAUUGGCAUUUAUAUAGCAUCAACUUAUUCUGCAGUGCUUUACAAAAUUAUAACGAAGGGAAUAUAACAAUAAAUUAGACAUUUACAAAAUGUUACAGGAACAAUAGGAUGACGAGGACCCUACUCAAAAGAGCUUACAAUCUAGAGAAAGUGGGGAAUAAAAACACAAUAGGAAGGGCUGCAUAGGGCAUAUGAAGUGACAGUGUGGGAAAGUAGCAGAAUAGGAAGGUGAGAGAGGAGUGUGGUGCUUUAAGAGUGAGCGAGAAACAGGAUUAUGGAAUAAAAGUUACCUUGGGAGGCCAUAGGCUAUUCUGAACAGAUAGGUUUUGAAAUACUUCUUAAGUGAUUGAAGACUACGAGACACCCUGACGGAGUUGCUCGUCAUCACUCUAUCUUGUAGAUAUAUAGUCAGGACUUUGUUCCAAUAAGGCACUAACACACACACACACACAACGUUAGAUGUCGCUAUGCAGUCUUAUAGGUGAGAAUGUGGUUAAGCAUAUGUGGAGACUGUGUGUUGCACUAGGUGUCAGGAAAGUAUGAUAGGUAGUGCAGGUGUCUUAUUCUUCAGAUUAAAAUGGAUGCUGGGGUAUUGGUUGCUAACUUGAACCCUGAGAGGUAUGGCUUUAUCUGAACUGUUUCCAGGUUCAAAGCAUUUUUUGUGUCUUUACUCUGUAAGUGGCAGAAGGGUCUUGCAGGUUUAUUAAAAAUGAAAUUCAAAUUUACGUCCAGAGUAUCUGAACUGAAACUGUAGCUGACUGUUUUCCAGUUUGGAUAUUUUAACCUUAAAUUUAUUUUUUAAUUCAAUAUGAAUUUGGACUUUAGUAAAUAACCCUGUUGAUGUUCAAGUGACCGGUUUGCAAAGUGGGACCAGCAUACAAGAAUAUUGAGCUAAGUCUCAAUAUUGGGAUAUUCUGAUAGACAUCAAAGAAUUCCCAAAUCAUAAAUAGAUGCUGGCAUAACACCUUGUAUUAAAGUUAUAUACAUAUGGAUGUGGGAUAAUAAAGUUGUUCUUCAAUGAAAUCCCUUAACAAACAAGUUUUUAUUUUUAUUUUAGGCUAGAGUAAGCCAAACUUAAAGCAUAGCUGAAUAACCAUGAAAGUUAUCUUAAAUCGCAACUUUAGCACUUACAUAUAGACCUCCAUUUAAUAUUUUAGGUGAACGUUUCCAAUGAUUUACAUUUAUUAGAUAAACUUUUUAAAAUUAUUUUGAAAAUAUGUUAAUAUUUUGAUAUUUUAUAUAUUUUUUUUAAUAGUUUUAAAAAAAAAAUCAUUUUAAAAGUUCCAAAGUAUACAAAAAAUAUUAAGUAAUUUGAAAUGCUUUUACAAAAAGCUGGAAUUUUUUUUUCACCAAACUGGAAAAUCAGUUGAACCAUAUUAGGGUAUCAAUUUAUUUUUUAUUUAUUUAUUGCAGGAUCAGCUUUUAUCAAAGUAUCUCUCAUGAAUCACAACAAGUUUAUCAAAUCUAAAAAGACUGCUGUAGUUUGUGGCUCACCAAAUCCUGUUUACAAUGAAACCUUAAGCUUCAAGUUGGAGCAGAACGAGUUGGAUACGGCAAGCCUGAGCCUGUGUGUCUUUCAGAGCAGUGAAGGAGACAGUAAGUGCUUUGCUUCACCUAAUGUGUUUCUUCUUAUCACUGAUAGUAAUAUAUAAUCUAUGCUAAAAAGUAGGAUGUGAAGAAGAUGUCAAGCCCCCUUAUAUCAGGAAUAUUUACCUGAUUGACAAGGCUUUGCAUACCAGUGCCAUUUCUUACAUUGAAAUUGUAUUAGAUCUCUCUAUUGCUUUAAAUUUUUUCUGUCUAUAUGAUGGCCUAUUCUAAAGUGUUAAGUAUCGCUACCGAAUCUGAUGGCGCUAUAUAAAUAAUAAAAUAAUCCCCCUCCUGCCGGCCUGGAUGGCGAGGAAAGGGUUAAAUCUUACCUUUUCUCCAGCGCCAGGCGGGGAGCUCUCCUCCUCCUCUCCGCCUCCGAUCCUCCUCUUCAGCUGAAUGCGCAUGCGCGGCAGGAGCUGCAUGCGCAUUCAGCCUGUCUUAUAGGAAAGCAUUCAUAAUGCUUUCCUAUGGACGCUUGCGUCUUCUCACAGUGAUUUUCACAGUGAGAAGCACGCAAACGCCUCUAGCGGCUGUCAAUGAGACAGCCACUAAAGGCUUUAGAGGCUGGAUUAACCGUAUUAUAAACAUAGCAGUUGAUCUGAAACUGCUAUGUUUAUAAAAAAAAAGGGUUAAUCCUAGAGGGACCUGGCACCCAGACCACUUCAUUAAGCUGAAGUGGUCUGGGUGCCUAGAGUGGUCCUUUAAUAUUGUCAAUGAAACAGCAUGCACAGGUUUUAGCUCUGAGUAUAGUGUGGGAAAUGGCUAUAGCAGGGUGAAGCAAAUAAACAUCUGGGAUUGUGAGAGUAUGUGCUGAUGAGAGAGGACAUUGUCAUUGUUUAGCAAGGAAGAGGGCUAAAUUACAAUGAUCGUGGAAUAAUUCACUGAAAAUAAAUACUAUGGAUUUCUGAAAUACCAUGAUGAGAAUAAAAAGAUAAGCGCUAUAAAGUAUAAUGUCUGGUUAAAUAGCCAGACAUUCUGAUUGCCGCAAUACGAAAACAGUGCGGUUUUAAAAUUGCAAAACGCAGAAAAAAACACUUUCAGUUUCAACAACUUUCACAUGUAAUAUGCCAUACUUAUCCAGUCCAAGAGUCAUAAAGAAUAAUUCUUGAAUAGUCUGCAGCAUUCAUAAUAUUAAGUCACUUUAAAAGUCUAUCCAAAAAUAUCGAUCAUUUGGAAAGCGUAUCCAACUAUAUUAGGCUCUAGGACUUGAUUUAAUUCGCUUUUCAAGUGACCAUUAAAGUCAACAGGAAUUUUUGCAAAUAAAUCACUUUUUUAACUGGAAAGCUUAGUAACUUGAGGGCUAUGUUAUGGACAAUAAAGCCAAAUUCUGUUUCACCCACUUAGAUGGGCUUGAUCAAGAUAAGCAAGGCAUUCACUAUCAUGCCAUAUUUCCAGUCCGUCCCUCAUUAUAUCUUGAAGGGAUAAUUUCCAAUACUCACACUAAUAUUUUGCUACAAAAAAGCAGACAUAUUGCAUAAAACAUAAACAAUAAAAAUUAAUAUGGGCCAUGUGAUAUCAAGAAGUAUAUAUACAAUGACAUAUGCUCUGAGAGGUUGUUUUUAAUCUCACAGCUCCCAUUGUAAUUUAUUGUGGUUUAGUAUUUUAGAUUUUGAUUGAUAUUCUUUAUUUGUGCUUUCUUGUUCUGUGUCUUAUAAAGAAUGAAAACAUACUAAAGUUUAUAUCAAUUUCAAGCAGAUGGAAGAAACCGCAAAUGGUUUCAUAUUGACUCCCCUAUGAUUAUUCAUGGACAGUUACCUAAUAAGUCAUGUGUCUUUUAAAGUGAGUGGAAAAUAAAACAGCAUUUAAUGUGAGAACUUUCAGCUUUCAGCCAACUGUUUCUUCAACCUUCACUUGUCUUAUAUCUCCAGCGUGGCAGUAAAGCAAAUACCUAUUCACAUUGGUUUGUUAUUUUCCAUUAAAAUUAAUUUCAGUAUUCUGUGAAAGAACAAGGUUUCAUUAUUACAUUUUCAUACGCUAUCAGCAAACUAAAGGUUGUGAGAAAGGUUGACAUUGAACUUAAAGCUCGUUAUAUUCCGUUAUAGGUCCCAAAUAUUUAAAUAGCCACUGUUUACAAUAAAGGUGUGCAGAAAAACAUCUUUGAAUAUACAAAAUAUCAAACAUACCAACUUUCUAGCAGAUGGGCUACAAUAGCAAGAAGGCCACACUGGUUCUAUAAUAUCAACUGGGAACAUGAAAAUACUUUAGAGUGGACAAGUGUUCACCAAAGCUGGACAACUGAAGAUUAGAACAUUUUUGCCUGAUGUGCUUCUUGACUGGGGCCAUUCUCUAGGGCAGGACAGGUUAUCCCACCCUUGUAUAAUGAUAAAGGUGAUGUUUUCCUUUUUUUAUGAUGUGUAGCCAAAAAGUCUGCAGGAAACAAGCAUGCACUUUGUUGACUCACUCCAACGAAGAAUUUAUGAUCGGUAUUGAAACCUCAUUCUGCACAGAUCCCUCAUGGGGCAAAGAUUGAACCACUUUUUUGCAUUGUAGUUUUCAUUUUGUCCCAUUGGACUUUUUGCUUUUUUUAUUAUUAUUUUGAAACUUUUCUUAUUUCACAGGUACUAGUUUUAAUGCCCCCCAUUAUUAUAAUGGUGAGGUAAGGAAGGGUUCACUUAAUUUUGGGAAGGUAGCUAGGGACUUGGGGACCACUAGCCUCCCUAGGCUGGAGGUUUCAGAAAGACCAUUUAUUGGCACUGCUAAUCUUUGUAUAAUUAUUUAGAACCUCUACCCAUCACCCAUGUGUCAGGGCUAGGUCAUUCCAAUGUAUUUUAUAUUUAAAGCAUGUGUAGGCAAAUACACAGUUUAGUUUUCCAUGCUGGACAAGAGGUCUGCCCAAUCACGUGGACUAGAUCUUCUAUCCAAUCAAGAGGUAAGAAAAAAAAAUAGUUGCUGGUUAGGGGCAGCCGGUAAAUGAUUUUUUUGGUGAUACAUUUGGUGAUGAUAAUUCUGUUUCCCCCACCACUGCAGACAUAGCACUUUUACCUCCGGCCCAGGCGCUACUGGACUAUGAUGAGUCAGGAAAAUCACAAGUGGAAAGGGUGGAGUGGAGAACACGUAGCAAUUUUUGAAUAUCAGUAUAGUCAAUAAUAAUCACCUUUUUUGCUGCGGUUCUGGAUUUUACUAAUAUUUUUCCGUAAACAAAUUUGUCCGAAAUGAACAGUGACAUGAACCAAAUUCUGGCUACGUGAAUUUCUUUUUUCUUUAGAAAAAAUACAGAAUGUUUUGCCUUGCACAAGUCUUACAUAGUUACAUAGCUGAAAAGAGACUUGCGUCCAUCAAGUUCAGCCUUCCUCACAUUUGUUUUUUUUUUUGCUGUUGAUCCAAAAAAAGGCACAAAAAAAAGUUUAGUCUAGAUCUCACAAUCUAAGUAAUACAAGAUCAUCAUGUUCUUCCCUUUAUAUAAUGUAUGUGUGUGUAUUGGGUGUAUAUAUACGCAUGUACACACACAUAAAGAAACAUACGUCUGAUAUUGAAAUAGAGCCAAGCAAUUCAACUAUGCAAAAAACAAAAAAAACAAAAAUAAAACAAACAAAGGAACAGAAAGAUUGCAGAGGUUGCUCUGCACCGAUGAACCAAAAUGUGAAAUAUUUAGAUAUAUCAGAAGGCAGUUUUUUUGCUCUAUGGCAGGAAAGUGUUACAGGAAUGAGUGCCUACAGGCAACAAUGAAGCACGGUGGAGGUUUGUUGCAGUUUUGGUGUUGCAUUUGUACAAAUUAUCGCCAUUAUCGCCAUUUAUAUAGCGCUAACAGAUUCCGUAGCGCUUUACAAUAUUAUAAGAGGGGGGAUUUAACUAUAAAUAUGACAAUUACAUGAAAAUUUACAGGAACCAUAGGUUGAAGAGGACGCUGCUCAAACGAGCUUACAGUCUAUAGGAAGUGGGGUAAAGAACACAUUACCUGAAAAAUACAGCCAAAGUCAUUACAAACGUUCUUCAGUGUACAGUUGAAGAAGAAAUUAAUAACGCUGCCAUAGAGGCCCUAAUCUCAGCAUCAUCAUCCAUCUGGGUUUACAUAAGCAGACAGAACCGAGGCUGCCUAUACCCACAGAACUGUGUUUAGCGCUCCAAAAUGUUUGAAACAACCUACCUUUUGAGUUCCUCAUAAAAUCGUGUUAGUGUUAAUCUAGAUCUGAUGCUGUUCUGACGGCAAAGGGUGAUUCGAUUUAGAUUUUGUCACUUGAUAAAAACAAAACAAAAAAACUAUUAGCCUUCUAUUAAAUCAUUCUUACUUUACUCCCUUUAUUUCACUCCUGCCUAAAACUUUUACACUAAUAUAUAUUCUCACACAGAGAGGAUCUUUAAAACAAAGAUAAAAUGCAAUAUUAAAGUACUUACAUGGGUAUGUAUUCUGUUCUUUCCUGAAGGAAGUAACAGCAAGCUGUCCUAGUUAGAAUUUCAAAUACGGUAACUUCAGUCGGAGUACUCUUUUUUUUUUUGGCAAACUAUGGUCAGCAACCCAGAAUUACAUAGAGGAAAAUAAAAUGAUGGCAGUCGUUGUCUACAGUAAAAUUCAGACUUGCUGGAACAAUAAAAGUAAAAUAGGCAUAUUAUUAUUAGUGUGCAUUUUCUUACUAAAAUUCCACUGGAACAAUCAUCUCUCUCUUUAACAAAAAGAAGAUUCAUAGUACAAGAGAAUAUCUCAAGACAGUUAUGCAGAACAGAGCAGAGAAUUAAAAUGUCAAAACUUAAUUAGAUGCCAGCUAAGGCCAUCUGUUGCCCGUGCCAGCUGUCCGAGCACAGUAUUAAAUGACCCUAAGGCAGAGUGCAUGAGUUUUGUUUUUGUUUUAUUAGAGAGUUACGUCUUCAUACAGUGGAUGUGUGUUUUAUUUAGAAUUAGUAGUACAAGGAGAUCAAUACAUAUACCUGUACAUUUUGAGACAGAAUGAGGUUUCCUAAAUGGUUCUACUGAUUCUGAUUUUUUUUAAUCAAAUUUUUUACUUUUCAUGAUACUUGAUCAACUUUCAUAAGUUCGAAAGGUAUUCUAAAAUAUAUUUAAAGCAGAGAUGUACUCAGGGGCGGACUGAGCACUUGGGCAAAUCAGUCAUGGACCGAGGGACCCCAGUAAUGGCUCAGCUGGGGAGUUCAACAAACUUCCCAGCCAGCCUGCACACAGCAAGGGGCCCUCACGCCCCCCUUAGGGCCUUCUCCCUUCGUUAAACUACGCUGCAGUGGCAGUCCCAGCAUAGCACACUGAGGGGCAGCUAAUGGGGCCUUCUCAAAGACCCUCUAGGCUGCCCCUCAGUGUGUCUGUCUCUAGGAGUGAAAAAUAGGCCCAGCAUGCAGGUAGCUUGAUCAGAACACCGGUGAGGGAUUUUCAGGCCAACAGGAAUAAGGAUUCCUCUCCCUGGACAAAGGUAAGACUCAGGGAGGGCCGGGGGAAUACAUGACUGCUGACCCAUAUACCAUCCCACCGUUGCCCCAAUAAUACACUGAACACCUUUUAAAGUGGAUAAGGGCAACGGCUACAGCUUUAUUAAACCGUAAAAAUUCUUAAUUCUUAAUUCCUGUCAGCUGUUGGGUGAGGGCCCAACAGACAGUCCUCCAUCCUUAUUCUCCAAGAGCCCAACACAGCAGUCACUAGCCAUCAGUCUUGCGCCGACUGUAGUCUCCCAAAAGUGACCUUGCGUCAUACUCCUUUCUUUUUUUGAUUCCGCUGUCCAGGGAAAACCGCCAGCUGUGACAAUGAGAAAACACACGAGAAACAACCAAGCACACAGCAACACAAGUCCUUCCACCUUUGCAACAUUGUUGCUCCCAUUAUUCCAUCCCACUAUCCUGGGCAGCAGUCAUGCUCCCACUUCCCUAUUUGUCCAGGGGGACACUUUAUUUAAACAUGGUUUUAUUAUCUAAUUUACCUUACUACUGCCCCAUCACAGCUCCUAUCCCCCCCAUCCCCCUACCAACCAAGUCCCCUAUACCCCACUACACUAACUACAACCAGUGGUGUAUCUUGGUUUUGUGCUGCCCUAGGCCGGACAAAACUCAGGCGCCCCUCUCCCCCCGCGCCACCCCCACCCAACCCUUCCCCCCGCCCCACCUUCUAAAUACACACACACACACAGUCAGACACAUACACACACACACACACACACACACAGUCAGACACAUACACAGACACAAACACACACACACACACAUACACAGGCAGAGACACACACACACACUCACAAACACAGUCAGACAAAAACACACACACACAGUCAGAGACACACACACACACUCACAAACACAGUCAGACAAAAUACACACACACAGUCAGACACAAACACACACACAGUCAGACACACACACACACACAAACACACACACAUACACAGUCAGACACAAACACACACACACACACAUACACAGUCACACACACACUCACAAACACAGUCAGACACAAACACACACACACAGUCAGACACAAACACAGUCAGACACAAACACACACAGUCAGACACAUACACACACACAAACAGAGUCAGACACAAACACACACACAGUCACACACACAUAGUCAGACACAAACACACACAUUAACUUUUUUUUUAAUUUAAAUCCCCCCCCCCCAACCUCCUUACCUUUGGGAGUGCUGGGGGGGGUCUCUCUCCCUGGUGGUCCAGUGGCUGCAGGGCGGGCGGCGCUGGCAGGCGGGCGGCUGGCGAGGGAGCACUUCCUAUGAGCUCUCUGCUCAGCUCCCUCACGCGCCGGCUGCAGAGUGAAGCUGGGAGCCGGAAUAUGACGUCAUCUUCCGGCUCCCAGCCUCACUCUGCGGCGUGCAAGGGAGCUGAGCAUAGAGCUCAUAGGAAGUGCUCCCUCACCAGCCGCCCGCCUGCCAGCACCGCCCGCCCGCUCGCCAGCGCCGCCCGCCCGCUCGGGAUGUCAGUUAGCCGCAAGGCUAACUAGGCAUUUGCCCUGGGCAUUUGGGGGGUGGCGUUUUUUGCCGCCCCCUGAAAAAUGCCGCCCAAGGCAAAUGCCUUGUUUGCCUCGCAGCUAAUACGCUCCUGACUACAAUGCCUAUUAUCCUCAGGCACCCACUACAGCCCCUUCACUCAUGCACCCACUACAGCUACACCCUCUCCAGACCCUACUCCCAGGCACUCACUACAGCCCCUAACCUUCCUCCAGACACCUUCUAGAGCCCCUGGAACCUUACACCCUCUAUCCCCCUACACCCUCUACAGCCCCUAUCCCCUUUCACCUUCUACAGCCCCUAUCCCCUACACCCUCUACAGCCCCUACCCCAUGCACCCUCUACAGCCCCUAUCCUCCUGCACUCUCAACAGCCCUAGCCCCAGGCACCCACUACAGCCCCUAUCCCCCUACAUCUACGACAGCCCCUGCACCCUCUACAGCACCUACCAUCCUGCACCUACUUCAGAUACUAGCACCUCUAGAGCACCUAUACCUCCUGCACCCUUUACAGCCCCUAUCCACCUACACCCUCUACAGCCCCUAUCCCCUUGCACCCUCUACAGCCCCUAUCCCCUUGCACCCUCUACAGCUCCUAUCCCCUUGCACCAUCUACAGCUCCUGCACCCUGUAGAGACCCUAAAGCCUCAUACACCCACUACAGCUCCUGGUACCCCCAUGUACCCACAAUUCAGCCGUUACCCUCAUGCACCCACUACAACCCCUAUUAACCCAUGCACCCAAUACAGCCCCUAUUACACCCAUGCACCCACUAGAGCCCCUAUCCCUUUCUGUGCCCACUACAGCCCCUAUGUCCUUUAGCACCUACUUCAGCCCCUAUGUUCCCACACACACCACAGCUUUUAUCCUACUUACAUAUGCACUAGAGCCUCUAUAUACCCCACACACAGUAGAGUCUCCAUUUUUCAUACACACACACACAUACUACAGCCCCACUAACCCCCAGAUGCCUACUACAGCAUCAUCUCAGGCACACUGCAACACAACCAACCUUCACUACUCACAUACUACACUGCAAACAGCCCCAUCCACAUACGCAAACCCAUGAUUAUCCUCACAGUAUACACACAAUCCUGCAAGCAGCAUCCCCACACGUGUAAAACCACAUGCAGCCUCUUUAACCAUGCACAUCACAAGUAGCACCCCAACCAUUGCAAUACUGCUGUCAGAACUUACCAAAACUCCAUUCCCUCUGGGUUACUUCCACUCCUACGUAAAGGGUUCAUAAGACCAUCCACGUCUUCUGUUGCUUCAGGGAUGUUCUUCGUGAGGAAUAAGGAUAAAACAAUAAGCCUAUUAUUGAUUACAGAGAAUUAAACAAAAGAACCAUUUAAAACUGAUAUCCCCUACCAUUGAUUCCAGAACUCAUUGACAGAUUGAGAACAGCCAAAAUCUACACUAAAUUGGACUUACAAGGUGCAUGUAGUUUAAUCCGGAUAACAGAAGGGCACGAGUGGAAAACAGCCUUCCGUACCAGAUACGGCUUAUUUGAGUACCUCGUCAUGCCUUUUGGGCUCUUCAAUGCCCCUGCUACAUUUCAACACUUUAUUAACAAUAUUUUUUAAAGAUUUAUUAUAUUAUUGUGUAAUCAUUUAUUUGGAUGAUAUCCUAAUUAACUCAAACAACAUCCAAGAUAUUUGAAAACAUGCAAGGUGGGUUUUAUCCCGACUCAGAACACAUAACCUAUAUGCCAAACCAGAAAAAUGUUUAUUUGAAAUUUCCCAACUUGCUUUUCUUGAUUAUGUUAUUUCUCCCCAACAAAUACAAAUGAAUGAUUCCAAAAUUAAAUGCAUAUUGGACUGGCCCAUUCCUAAAAGCCUUAAAGAAUUACAAAGCUUUUUAGGCUUCGCUAUCUUCUACAGGAAGUUCAUAAAAUAUUUCGCCCUUUAAAUUAUCUAAACAGUAACAAACAUUCUUUCAAAUGGAAUGACGAAACCCAAGCAGCUUUUGCUCAUCUAAAACAAAGAUUCACUGCAGCUCCCAUUUUAAAGUUGCCAAAUCCAUUGUUACCUUAUGUUCUGGAGGUGGACGCCUUCGAUGAAGCAGUGGGUGCCGUAUUACCCCAACAAGAGACUUCACAACCUCCUCUUCAUUCCGUCGCUUUUUUCCCCAGACCCUGACUUAUACUGAACGGAAUUAACGCAUGGGGAGAAAGAAUUAUUGGGAAUCAAGGCCAACUUCGAAAAUUGGAGUCACCUACUGAAGGGACAAGAAACCCCUAUAAUAGUCUACACGGAUCACAAGAAUCUUGAAUAUUUAAACAAUAACAAAACAUUGUCUGUCAGACAAGUUAGAUGGAGUCUUUUUUUUUACUGUUUUAAUUUUCAUUUUGUUCAUAAACCAGGGUCCAGGAAUAAGAAAGCUGAUUUCUUGUCAAGAAUUCCACAUCCUGUUUCUCAUAAAGAAAAUCCAAUGACUAUUUUAAGGCCAGGUACUUUCAUCGGACUAUCAUGUACCUUAAUAGAUAAAAUCAAUGAAACACCUGCUUCUGAGUUGAAUUUACCAACCAAACAUGCGUUACAGAAAAGAAAUGGCAUUUAUUACAAGGAAGAUAAAAUAUAUAUCCACCCAACUUUAAGGAAAGAAGUUCUACGAAUGAUUCAUGAUUCCUCUCUGGCAGGACAUCCCGGUAUAAAGAAAACCUCUGAAUUAUUAAACAGAUUAUAUUGGUGGCCCCAGCACAAUAAAAGCGUUUCAUCAUAUUUUUCAUCAUGCUCCAUUUGUCAAAGAUCCAAACCAGACCUACAGCAUCCUUACAGUCUUUUAAUGAAUUUACCAAUCCCAGAUAGACCAUGGAAAUCAUUUUCCAUGGACUUCAUAGUUGACUUACCUCCUUCUCAAAUAUUUACUACCAUCCUCGUCAUUGUGGAUCGAUUCACCAAGAUGGCUCAUUUCCUUCCAUUAACCAAGAUACCCACCUCAUCUGAAUUAUCCAAAUGUUUCAUUUCCAAUAUAGUUAAAUGACAUGGAUUACCAGAGGAAAUUAUUUCAGAUAGGGGAACCCAAUUUACCUCCCGUUUCUGGAAGGAGCUAUGUUCUUCCCUUCAAAUAAAACAAAAAUUAUCCUCCUCAUAUCAUCCCCAAACUAAUGGACAAACAGAAAGAGUUAAUCAGUGUCUCAAACAAUACUUAAGAUGUUAUUGUACCUACCUACAGGAUGACUGGUCCACAUGGCUACCCCUUGCAGAAUUUUCUUUCAAUAAUUCCAUUCAUUCAAGUACAAAGAUGUCUCCCUUCUUUGCAAACUAUGGUUUCCAUCCAAGAACACUCCCCACAGAUCUUGUUCAAAACCAUAAUCCUGCUGUUAACAUUCAACUUUCCAAAAUCCAUAUGCUAUACAAUGUCGCUGAUCUAGUGUGGCUUUCUUCAAAAAACAUCAAGGCCAACCGUCCUUCGAAGAAAUUAAGCUCUCUCUACCUUCGUCCUUUUCCUAUUGAACGAAUCAUAAAUGAAUCCGUAGUCAAAUUUACUCUUCCACCUUUAGUCAAGUUACAUCCCGUAUUCCAUGUAUCCCUACUAAAACCUCACAAACCAGACCCUUUCAUUAGGAAUAUCCAAGACAAUCCUGAUCCUAUUAUCAUUAAUGGUCAGGAAGAAUACGAAGUUCAAAAACUACUUGAUUCACGUCUUCAUCAUGGCUCAUUACAAUGUCUGAUUAGAUGAAAAGGAUAUGGUUCAGAAGAUGACACUUGGGAAAGAUCUUCCGAUGUUCAUGCUCCUAGACUAGUCUCUACGUUUCACAGACAUUAUCCCUCCAAACCUCCUUGGGGAGGGGGUCCUGUUGGAACUUAGCAAAACUUUGUUCCCUCGGGGUUACUUCCGCUUUUGGAAGUAAACUCCUCCCACUUGAAUGAUGCAAGACUCACCUGCCUUAUAGGGGAGCCGCUCCAAAUUCAAACUGCUGAGUGAUUCUGUCUCUUCCCGAGAACACUCCUCACAAUUCAGGGGGGUGAGGCACUCCUGGUACCAUAGCUGCUAUAGCAAGCUGUAGUUGUUAUGGUGUCUGGAUUGAAAUUUUAAAUAGAUUUUAAUGUAUUAUUAAUAUUAUGCAUUUAAAUGGGGGGAAGAGAUGAUUGUAAUUUUUGCUGUUUGUUUACCUUUAAGAAACAGCAGGCAAAUACAUUUUCAUAGAUCAGUGAUCAACUCAUUUUAAAGAGACACAUGCUAAAGGAAACUCAAAGCAGGAGGCAAGCAUUGGAAUUAAUGCUUUUCUUUGCAAAGCAUCAGAAGAGUGUAGUGAUUGCCACACAAAUAUUGGAGUUCCCCAAUGCUUCUCUGAGUAGUAUGAGAUUGGACUGGAGAUCAUCACAAAUGGUGUCCUGGCCCCUGGAAAUUAGAUUUGUUUAUUUUAUUUUACUAAUGAUACCGGAGGGGUUCUAAGUCUAAAACAAAAAAGGGAUACCUUAGCAUAAAUAAUAAUAAUAUAUAUAUCUAUAUAUAUAUAUAUAUAUAUAUAUAGAUAGAUAUAUACAUAUACGUGAUGUUAGAGGGUUCCUUUUAAAGCAUUAACUUUUUUGAUUUUAGAAGAAUUAAUAUAUUUGUUUUGAUUGUGAUGGCGGGUUUAUUAUUUAUAUUUUUUCUUCUCUUUACUUUUUUUUCCAGAAAAUCACUUGCUGGGCCGCGUUGUGGUUGGGCCAUUUAUGUAUGCUAGAGGACGUGAACUCGAACACUGGAAUGAGAUGCUCAACAAACCAAAAGAACUGGUGAAGCGAUGGCACGCCUUAUGCAUUAGUACCUGAUGUGGAGAUCUGUUCUACCAAAAAGGACAUUCUAUGUGUUGGGGACAAAGUAGAGCAACAGUGCUGUUAUUGGAACCCUGUAAUCUCUCUGAUUGACUAUAGUGACCCACCCAUUGUUCAGACUGUGUAUAAAGAUGGACAUUCACGUAGGCUUUGUUGUAAAAUGCAAAGGAUAACUUAGCAGAUGGUAGUAUUGAUUCAGUGUUCAUUUUAUGUGAAUUAUCUGUGGUCAAAGAAAAACACAGAUAGUGACAGUAUUUGUAAACAGCUACAAGAAAAUAAGUGAAAUACUCUAAAACAUAACAAACACACAUAUCCCUUAAUAUAAAACAAAAGUGUACAAAUCACAUAGUGCUGUGUGAUAGGUUGGCUCUUAAUGAAUACAGUUAUUGUAAGGUGAUGAAAGACCAAUUGGUUCAUAAAAGUAACUCUGCAACAAGGAAUCUAGUAUUGUGUAGAGAGGCAAACAUGCACAAUCCAUUAAGUAAUGGUGUCAAAACAUCAGGGACAGCUGAAUAGUCCUGCAUAUUAUCAGUAACACACCUUUAUGGUGAUUUCGUUAUUAGUUGUUUACAAUUAAUAUUAUCAGGUUUUGUGUUUUCAUUUUACUGAAAUUUUCCAAUCUGUCCCUAAAGUUUCUCUAGCUGUUAUUGAAGAACACAUGUAUCCAAGAUGCACCUCUGUCGAAGUUUAUUGUUAAAUAUUUGGUGUUCUCUCUAUUUGCUUUUGUUACAGAUGGCGUAUAUGUAUUAAAAUACAGUUAAAGGAACAGCACGACCACAAAAACAAAAAUACCAUUGUAAAUGUUACAAGGCAACUGAAAAACACCUAUCAAAAAGAAUCAGACUGCACAGAAAAAAUAGGAAUUGGGGGCACACCCACAACAUGCAUUUUUAAGCAGUGAAACCUAUACAAAAUACAGUUAAAGAACAGCGCACACACAAAAACAAACAUACAGUUUUAAAUUUUACAAGGCAACUCAAAAUGACCUAUCUUGGCAAACAAACGUAUAUGUUAUGUCUGACCCAAGGAUAGGGACAAUGUCAUUAAAUCAUUUGAUGGUGCAGUGCAUCAGGAUCGUUUCUAUCGUGAAGGUACGUUUUAUUUUUGUUAAUGAAAUACAGUGGUAAACUAGUAUGGAGUAAAGGGUAAAAAAAAUUCAACUUCCCAAGAUAGAAUAAACAUGGAAUUCAGCAGAAUUCAACGGAAUUCAACUAUCUUGGCUCAUUUCUUGUCCUCUCUAGACAUGUUGUAAUGUCUUCUGAUGUAAACAUGCUGAAUUAAAAGUGCUAAUAUCAUGAACUCAAAAUCUCUUUCUUGAAGUGAAACAACAUGAAACAUAAUCUUUGAUAUGCGAUUAUAUUAAUAUAUACUACUUUUUAAUUUGUGUGCUACUUUAUUAGAAUAAAAAUCAUGUGUUUGGUUUUGUUGAUUAUUUUCCCUGUAGUUUGAUCUACUGCAUGGGUAGUCAACCUGGUCCUUACCGCGCAGUAGUGGGCGGUUUGGGAUUUUAGGUCGGCGGUGGUGGGUUCUGCAGAAAACGCCCAGUGGGCCUCGAUGGCCGUGAACCAAGGCCGGCAGCGGAGAUCCUUUCAUCUCCCCUGCUGGCCCAUGCAGAGCCAGCCUUGCUGUAAGCCCU